This is a messenger RNA of Xyrichtys novacula (pearly razorfish), 94329 nucleotides long. NCBI's taxonomy places the organism in Eukaryota, Metazoa, Chordata, Actinopteri, Labriformes, Labridae. The record is from the annotation of a GenBank genome assembly.
UCUGGUUUAUUUUUUAAUCUUUUAUUAAGAUACAGCUCAAGAAAUCUGUCUGUAUCAGCCAAAAUCAAGAUGUUCCUUUUCAUUAUACAUGUAUACUCUUGCUAUGACAUCGCAUUACCACAUUAACCAGAAAGAAAGACGAAAAUUGAGCGUUUGUACAACAUUUAUACAAGAGAAAGACUGGAAGACACCAGCUAAGCUUCGGUUCAGGCCAGCUAUAGCUCCAUAUGGUAAUGAAAAUAUACCCCUGAUUGGCAGGAUCAUCUUCCACAGCUUUUAACAGCAGGGACAUGACUGAUAUGGCCUGUCAUUAAAUAGUGUGCACCCCGAAUCUAAAAAUACACACCAUCGCACCAAUGAGGUCAUACACUUAGAAAGAAGGAGAGAGAGAGAGAGAGAGAGGCAGGCUAUGAUUAUAGGCUUUUGUCACAGGAAAGAAACGGUUAUUUGUCAGCAGCAUGUCAGAAGAGGCCACAAAAGAAAUCAACGCUCUGACCAGCCAGAGACCGAGCCUUAUGUCACUCUUUUCCCAAACCCAUUUCAUUAUUAGUGAAUGAGGAAACUGCCAUGUGUUAUUGGUAGAUUGAAUUUUGUCAUAAAGCAGAAAUGAUAGGGUCCUCGAACAAAAUAGUGAGACCUUAACUCAGUGAAGUCUGCAUGUCUUGUUGACUGAUUUGGAUAAACACACAGGAAUAAAGAGAUCAGGAACUUUAUAUCAAGUUAAAUUUUCAGUUCUGACUGCAAAAUCUGCAUGUUUCUGUAUGAACCUGGUAGUCUUUUGUGGCAAAUCUGUGAAAUAAAACUAUAUCAAGAUCAUAAAACGUCAUGUAUUAUUCUUGGGUCAUGAUUAAAACUUUCUGUUAAGACUACACGGUCCUCAUGGUUCAGUGUAUCACACAGUGAAUGCCCACACUGCUUUGUGUUCACGUCGUACAUGAGUCAAUUAAAAGUAGGAGACCUCUGAACUGAGAUAAAGGGCAAUGUUCAAGAGUGGUUUAUAUGACUCCACAACAACGCCUGUGGUGCUCAGAUAAAGUUGUGUUUAUGGCUGUGGGACAUAAUAUCAGUUUGGAAGGAACACUGGGUUCACUGGCAUUCACUGGCACUGACAAGACUCCUGUCACUCAGGGCUGAGUCUCUUAUGUAACCCUUUGAGAUUCAACAUCCCUCCGGUGAAAGACGCAAAAUAAACACAGUCCUGAUGAGAGUUUUCAAAACACAAAAAAGUGUGUUUGUCAUGUCUGUAUAACGUAUCUGUGUCUGUUUAUUUGACAUUUGUGUGGAUUACAGUGAUUGAGAGGGAGAAUCUCAUGCUCUGAUAUGUCCAAAAGGUGGCAGUGUUGAGUUUUAUAAUGGUGCUCAGAGGCAUGAUGAGCUUCCUCAGUCCAGCUUUAUGCUUUUUGUCAACGGACCCUGAACUAACCACUCAACACUAAUAAUGGCACUUGUUUAUAAUAUAGUAAUGACUGUAAAACAAGGAUACCUGAUACUACCAUCACUAAGUUGAAGUAUGUUUUUAAGGCAAUGACAACAUAUUGUAUAAAUGUAUGAGAAUAAAUUUAAAAGAGCUGAAAUAAGAUACAAAAUGAUGAAGUCUAUAAGCAAACAUUGGGGUUCUUAUUUAUUUUAAAACAUCUAUUAUGAUGCACUUUGUAGAGAUUUGAAAACUCAGAAGUAACACUAUCUAUCUAUCUAUCUAUCUAUCUAUCUAUCUAUCUAUCUAUCUAAACGUAUUCUUGGAUAAAUGCUCCGUUGUUCAUGGAUUUGCAGCAUGCACGCUUCACUUCUCUCCACUUCUCCGUCUGAAUAGAUUUAAUACAUUCAUAAUAUAAAUCAUAGCUCUUUCAAUAAACAAUGGCUUGUGUUUUGCUUUUAGCAGACUAAGAGUUAAGAGUCCCUGUCCCAGCUGACAGUCAGCUGAUGGCCUUUGACAGUUGAGAAAAGUUUUGUUUCUCUGGGCCACUAAUAUGUUAAUUAGCUCUCGGAGUGUGCGACCCUAUUGGCUCUUCGUCCGAGUCAAUUUGCAGUUGCAGCCUGACGUCAGGGCGGCUACAACGCUUAAACUCUUCUGCUGUGUGAUCCCUCUAAAAAAUCGCCCCACCACCAGUCAGCGGCUUCUAACGUGCAGGCUGCAUUCACUCCCUUACUUUCGGCUCUUCUCCCUCUCCGCGUGCGCAAUGCAUUCAUGAGGAAACCGUAAAGUGUUAAAUGUUUGAAAUCCAAAACCGCCGAAUUCACAUGCUGAAAAAGGACUCCGCUACUCGUGCGCGCGGCACUGCUGUGUCUGUGCAAUAGACUCUCUGCAAAGAAAAACUCCUCUCACACGCCUGCAAGAAGGACGCUGAAAAGCUCAUUUUUCACUUUCAAGACAAACGCUCAAAAAUCAAACUGGCUCACGUUCUUCACAACCAACCCAGUUUGACAGCUGCGCUUCACCCCGUUUGGAGGACUGUCAGCAGCAAGAGGAUGGCAUCAGAGCUGGCAAUGAGCAACUCCGACCUGCCCACCAGUCCCCUGGCCAUGGAAUAUGUUAAUGACUUCGAUCUGAUGAAGUUUGAAGUGAAAAAGGAGCCGGUGGAGCCCGAUCGCAACAUCAGCCAGUGCAGUCGCCUUAUCGCCGGGGGAUCCUUGUCUUCCACCCCGAUGAGCACGCCGUGCAGCUCGGUGCCCCCUUCCCCCAGCUUCUCGGCGCCCAGUCCGGGCUCGGGGAGCGAGCAGAAGACACACAUAGAGGAUUUCUACUGGAUGUCCGGUUACCAACAGCAGUUGAAUCCAGAGGCGCUGGGCUUCAGCCCCGAAGACGCAGUCGAGGCGCUGAUCAACAGCAGUCAUCAGCUCCAGUCCUUCGAUGGCUAUACCAGGGGCCAGCAGUUUGCUGGGGCAGCCGGAGCAGGAGGCGCCAUGGCCGGGGAGGAGAUGGGGUCCGCCGCGGCGGUAGUGUCUGCAGUCAUCGCUGCGGCAGCCGCUCAGAACGGAGGGCAGCACCACCACCACCACCAUCACCACCACAGCGGCAGCCACCACCAGGCGCAGGGCGUCCAGUCCAACGGCACCUCGGGGACAAUUCACCAACACAUGCGCCUGGAUGAUCGGUUUUCAGACGAGCAGCUGGUCACCAUGUCCGUGCGUGAGCUCAACCGGCAGCUACGGGGGGUCAGCAAGGAAGAAGUGAUCCGGUUGAAACAGAAGAGGAGGACCCUAAAGAACAGAGGCUACGCGCAGUCCUGCCGGUACAAGCGGGUCCAGCAGAGGCACGUCCUGGAGGGGGAGAAGACGCAACUCAUCCAGCAGGUCGACCACCUAAAGCAGGAGAUCUCCAGGCUGGUCCGGGAGAGGGACGCGUACAAAGAAAAGUAUGAGAAGCUCAUCAGCAACGGCUUCAGAGAAAAUGGAUCCAGCAGCGACAACAACCCCUCAUCCCCGGAGUUUUUCAUGUGAGUCUCCACAUUACCGCGUGAAAAAGAAUAUCAGAUGAGUUACUCACAGCUUAAAAAGUUUUCAUUAUCAAACUUUUUUUUUUUCAUUUGGCUGAAACGCCUAGACCAAGAACUAAUUUAUCAACUUUUUUUGAUUUUUUUUUUCUCCUUUUUUCAUUUUAUACAUUUUUAUUCAAACUAGAGUUCACUCAUGUCUGCGGCUCUUUUUUAGAUUUGGAGGGUUUAGUCGUUCGUGUUUUAAAUUUUGGAGAAGCUUAUUCAGAAACCUCUCAUCUAUUUUUUUUUCUAUCAUAAACAGUAUAUUCAGCUUACCCAGUUUGUCGACAUUUUUCAUCGUUGUUUAUCAGACUUGCAGUGUUUGAGUAAAAUAUGAUUUUUUUUUUUUAAAGUUGAUCCAACUUUAUGCCGCAGUACAAAGAGUGCAUGCACGCACCAAGUAGCCUAUAAAGUUCAUCAACUUGGCCUUUUUCAUCAUUUUUCUUUGAACUCAGUGUACAGAUUCCUGUCAGGCCUGCAUCCAUCGACAGUAUGUUUUUGGUCUUUUAUUACUUUUUUUUUGUCUGCCAAACUUGGAGGACUGCGAGCCCGCCGUUUGACGCCACCUCAUCUCAUGCGUUUGCUUGUUAUUGUGUUGAGCAACGAAAAGACUUGAUUCAUCACAAACUAUUCAUUGUUUUUACAGAGAUUUGUUAUUGAACUGUACCUGCAUGCUGGACAUGUAUGGUUUCUUUUUUUUUUUUCCUUUUUUUGUGCUUGAAGAUGUCCUUUUUUUGUCGGAUGACUCCAGCAUGGCAUUCAUACUUCAUUUAUGGCCUCCUCACUUUUUUGGGACAGCAACAAAAAAGUGACAGGACUUCCCACCUCCCCCUACACCACCUUGUAAUCUAUACAAGUGCGUUUCAGCUGUGUUGAAGUGCACCACCAUCGGCUGUCAUUAGGCUGCAGUGAAUGCGCAAUGCAUUCCUGCUGCUGGAGGUGGAUCGGUGGGGGGGGAAAAAAGACUUAAAGGAAAUGACAGAGCCCUGUCCUGGAAGUUAAUUUGUUGCUUAAAGCUUAUAUUGUUAUUUAAAGAUAUUCCACUCCGCAUUUUUCAACCAUUUUCAAAGCGUAAUUUAAGUUUUAUAAUCCAAGUUGCAAAAGAUAAGGUGCCACAGGUUGGAGCUUAUAGAUGACUAGUCUAAUAAUUAUUGCUGAGAUUACUGCAAAGAAGUGUUUUAUUUUAACUUUGGUUUAGAGGAAUUGGCUCGGCUCCAGUUUACACAGAGAGCAGUAUUGUGCAGUGCUUUAACAGCGCUUUUGCAGCAUGUGCUUCAGACACAAGUGUGACAGCUCCAUUGGAUACUAUAUUAUAAAAGAAGAAAAAAGUAUUGUUGGACUUAAUAAUCCCUCAGAUGAAGUGAAGAAUAAAUUGCCAUGCUUUUUGAAACGUGUCUUCAACGAGCUGACGUCUUUUGGACUGAGAUGCACUAAAAAAAAAAGAUCACCGCCUGUAUUCAUGUGGAGGAAAGUUCAAUCUAAAGAAGUUACGAGCUUUUCGUAACAUUUUGAUACUUUAUCAGUUCAGGAGAGACUGUUGUUUUGUCUUAAACGAACUCAAUAUUUGCGAAGCAAUAACAAAUAUUAUAAUCGAUAAUGUCUGGACAUUGUUAGAUGAUCAGGGAUUGACACCCUGCAUGUACAAAAUGAGGGAGUUUCAUUCGCCAUUAAAUCGUGAGACUAUGUUAAUUAAUCUUCCUUCUUCUAUAUAGUAUAUUAUAUAUAUUUUGCUGUGCAAAAUUAUUUCACUCACUAACCAUAUGUGAUGUUCAUAUGUGCUCGUUCUUUUUUCAUUUCAUACAAUUAAAUGAUAUGCAAUAAAUGUAUGUAAUUGUCCUCAACAUGCUUCUCACUUUUCUUUUGACGUGUCCUGACAGUUUUUGUGUUUGGAGUAAAAAUGAAUCCAGAAUCAAGACAUGAUGCAGAUUUCUCCACAGCUCAUAUUUAAACACUGGUUUUAUUCGCUGCUGUCGAUCUUUUUCAUGAUAUUUCCGCCAACAUAAAAUAAAUGACGGGUCACGCUGAGCGAAGCAGAAACAACACUUUUAUUUUGAAGAAACAGCGCACAGGUUUAGGCACUUUAGUACCAACAUGUAUGGGGGGUGACACAGGUCCGUUGUCACAGAUAAUGAACCACAAUGAAAGAUUUAGACACGCAGUGGACUACAUUUGACUGCACUUCAGCUCACACACUCGAUUAUAUUUCCCCUAAAACUUCCAAAUUAAGAGUUUAUGAACUAAUAUCUUACUUGUUAUCAUUUCUAUGUCAAUAUUUCCUCUUCAUUUCCAUUCAAUUUUUCUUUACAAUCACAUAAUUCUAUAUUCUGUCAUAACAUAGUGUGUGUUUCUUACUUGAAUUUUCUGAAGCAUGAAUUACAUCCUCAUUUGUGGUUAUAUGAGCCCAUUCUGAGUGGUAUAAUUACAUCCUGUUAAUUUUACUGUCUGACAUGACCUGAGAUCAGUGAGUGUGACAGGCUCUCUCUCUCUCUCUCUCUCUGAGUAUAUGUGUGUGCUUUAGUGUGUUCACCUGCAUCUCUUGUGUGUUUGUGAACUUAAAUGAGUGUUAAUGUGAAAGUGUGCACAUGUGCUUUCUCUUUAUUUCCUCUAUGUGAGGAUGUCAUCUCUAUUCAAAUUUCUUCUCGUUCUGCACGCUGUAAAUUUGCACCCUCUGCUUUCUCUUUCAUAUUUCCUCCUUCCUGAUCUGUGUGUUCAGUUUGUUCAUUAUUUGCAUCUGUGUUUUUUUUUCCAGACACCGCAUGCUCUCUGUCUUUAGCCUGUCAUUGUUUUUGCUUUCCUUGUUUCACCCUGUGUUAUCCUGUUUGCUAGAGUGCCUGCAUGUUGGUCUGGAGCGGUCGUGCCCUCAGAAAAUGAGGGUUCAGAGAGGACACAGUCAUGUCAGGCAUGUGAGUGGGCGCUGGAGAAGGUGCCAAUGUAAGUCAGCCACUGCGGUGGGCAGAGUGGCUCAGCGCCGCUGCUGUUCCAAAUCCUGCAUUACGCUUGGUGUUUAGACAUCUCAUUUGAACCGCUUUCUGCAGGACUUUAGCUCUGCACUGGUGCCCCAGCUGAAAAGGCCACUUGUCUGAAACAGGAGAGAAAGUAUUUUUUUAAGUUCCAGGACAAGAAAAAGGCAUGCGGGCAUCUUGUUUCACUGUUCCAGGACAAUUUGUUUGUUGAAACAGGAAGAGGAAUGUGCCAAAAUACACUAAGACGAAGGUUUCUGAGGACAGCUUCAGUCUGGAUCUGUCAGCUUUUCUGCAACUCAGCUGUGAGCAGAGGAUGUUCACAAAGGGCACCUUUCAUAAAAUCCAACCACACUGUUAUGGUCUUAACACCAAAUGAUCAACUGUUUUCUUUACUAUGAGCAGAAGUAUUUAGAGUGUUGAAAUUAUAACUUCUUAAAUUUACAAAAAAAGCCAUCUUUUGCACCAUCUGCCAUGAUGAUGGGCUACACAGCUUAUCCAAGAAAAAGGAAAAAAAAAAAAAGAAGAAAAGCGAGCAGCUUUAACCCAGCACUUGUUCUGGCUCAGUUCUGUGUGAUUUCCUCAGAGGUGCUGCUGCUGCUGUGGUGGCUGAUUUGCCCAGAGUGAGGGGAGAGACUGAGACAAUAGUCGGGCUCGGGCUGAAUUAAAUGAUUUUGCAGAUGAUUAAUAGUGGUGUGGGCCGCUGGCUCCUGCGAUGUAGAGAUGAUAAAUCGUGAGUACGGCUCCGUGCAGCUGUGCCAGUGUUGGGUCUUAGCAUGCACACACCAUGCAAUUUACAGCCAAGCCGCUCUCUUUCUUCCUCAAUUUAUCUAAUUACCUCGAUUUGAUCUGAGCAGCAGUGCGGCUUUAUUUUGAUAUUCCACAUUAACCACAACAAUGAAUUGAAUCACUUCAGGGAGGAUAAUUGUUUGCUUUGCCUCCUUAAAAGAAAAUGUUUCACUUGCCAUUUCAAAGAGGAAACAUUUUUCUUCUUUAUUUAAGAGCCAGGCUUCCCUGCUCCUCAGGCCGUGAGUUUGUGUCCUGGCUUUUCUGAUGUGGCGUGUAAGAAGUGAACACUUGUUUUCUUUGUAAAGCUGUUAGACUCUUGAACAUGUUUAUUUGCAUAGUUUCCUCCCUGGGUUGGAUCAGUUAGACCUCUUAUGGCCAUGCCCUAGAACUAAAAGCAUGCCAUGCACUGCUAGAGAAGAAACCACACACAGCAGACUUGGUGCAUGAGCACACAGACAAAUCUGACAUGGCCCUGGCUGCACAGAUCUGGCUCAGCCUCUUUGUUUCACAGCGUGGUGUGUGCAUCGUGUUCCUCUGUUUCAGGCAUUUAUAAGACUCCAGUUCAGUCUACAAGCUAAACGAUGUUUGCGUGAAGACAGAUCUAAUUUGCAAAAGAUGUUUCCACUAUUUCUGUGGCACCAGUGUGCAAUGGUUAUGUAAGUGAUAAAUCUAUCGAUUUUCCAAUGAUGCACUCGUGUGGAACGUUGGAGCUAUGCGGCCUGACAGCGUAAGACGAUGUUCACUCAAGUAUCAGCUCCCCAUUUGACAGAGCCUGAAUAAGAGCUGGAUGAGAGUCUGACUGUUCGCAGACCAGACUUUACAAAGAGUUAAAGAAGGAGCCUCAGUGCAUUUGUUGCUCUGUUUGUGUGUGAUUCUGCAUCUCUUGACCCACAACACCCGCUGUGUGAGGUUGAUUAGUGCUUGUGUGUGUAAUAUGUGUUUCUGCAUGUCUAAAUGUUAAAGUGUGUGUUCCUGUGUGUGUCUUGUUGUCUUUUGGGGAGGAGGAUGAGCAGAGGUCAGAAGUUAGAGCAGCUCUCAAAGUCAUUAGAGUAAUCCUUGCCCUGGGGAGCUCACGCUCAUUUCCUCUGCCCAGAACCCUCUGAAUGAGAUGUACAUGCACAUCCGACGUGGUGCACUACACACACUGAAUUUAAGACCGCUCACUGCUGCCAUUGUUGUGCCCAUUUCCUGUAUUUGAUCACUGUUUUAGAAAGUUCUCAGCUUACUCGACUUACUUAGUUCCCUAAAUUUCUUGGGGUUUUAACAAAUCGAAUACCUUUUGUGCAAAAUGGACUUUAACAGACUUAUCCUUUCACUCUCUGAGUGUGGAGCUGUUUUAUUUAGUAGAAAAUGAGUUUAAGGACAAGCAGCAAAAGUUUGUGUUGGUCUCUGCCUAAAGAAAAAUAGGCCGGUGUUGAAUAAGUGUAAAGAAAAUAAAAAAUAAGCGAGCAUCUGCAAUGAUUUAACCACUCAUAGUAAUAAUAACAGCUAUUGUGUGGUUGUGUUUGUGGCGGCCACGAUGAUCACAGCCUGCAGUUAUUUUUGCCUCUCACACUCAUGUCAUUCACGGCUUUUAUUGUGUGGGCUGCAAAGACACAACAAAAGAACUUGUGGCCCCUGAAAGCUAAACUCUAUUAAAUACCCACUGAGUCACUUAAAAGGCACUUUCAAAGCCAGUUUAUAUUCAGACUUAAAAAAAAAAAAAAAACAAGUAUUAAUCAUUUGUUAAAUGAUCUCAGAAAUGGUUAACUGUUACCUCUUCUGCAAAAACACAACUUUAAAUAAUAAAAUAAUCAGCUAGUGUAGAUGGAUUUUAGUGUAUACAUCCUGUAUGCAAAAAAACAAUGAUGAUUUGUGCAUUAGCUGCUAAAAAAACGCAGACAGAAGACUCACUGAAUGUGCAGGGGGAGAGCAAUAACAGUGGAAAGGUGUCUCAGCACAACCAGGUGGCAUCCACAUCUGUGAAUGCUCUGUCUGUCCAGGUUCAUAGCCGAUUCAGAUAAAAAAAAAAAAACACCCUCUUCUCACUUUACAGAGCACAUGAGAGGUUGAGUACAGAAACACUCGGUGCAGCAGAAUGAAACAGACAUCAGGGAUCAAUUAAGUAGCUUAUUUUAUCAGAGUACGCUCUGCUCUUUCUAUACGUUUCCUUCGUUCUUUGUGGCAGAAAGUCACGGCGUGCUUCAAAUAGACAUUAAGCGGAUACGCGCCGUGUCAUUAGAGAGUUGUCCUUGAAAGACUGGCUGCAGGUUAUGUUGGUAAUGAGGUGGUCGGGACUUGCUGGGGUAAUUUUAUAUGACUGUAAAUGGACCCAAACCAAGAGCCCGUGACUUAAAUAAAUGCAACACCAUCUCUCAGAAGUCCCACUGCACGAAAGGUGACAGAGUCGAAAAGAGAAAUAUGAAAGGGAUUAUGAUCUUUCAAAGCAGCAUACAGUUUUCAAAAUCCUAAAAAGCUGAAACGUCAUGAAAUCAGCAUUUUCAUUCAUUAGUCUUGCACUUUAUGUUGUACCUCUCCAGCUAGAGGUGAAGAGCGUGUUGAUCGUUAUUGAAUAUUCAGCGACAGUAAAGUAAUACAUACAUGAAUGAGGAUAAAGUGAAGCGCAGGAACAAUGAGUUUAAGCUUAUUCUUGCAUAAACUGUGAUUCCCUUCCUCAUGUUUUCUCUUCUGCAUUUUAAAAAAUGAGCAGAAAAACAACAACGAUGACAGAGAGCUGUAAAAUUACAAGAAACUUGCACCUUCAAAUGCAAUAUACAUCAUAUGUACAUAGUCACUGUUGUGCCUAUUCAGCUUAACCUCUCCAGGGCCUUUUUAAAAUCUUUUCCCCAACAUUUUGCAGUAGUCGUCACUUUCAGCGCAGUGCAGAAAGUUCUAAAAAUGUCUUAAAACUCAAGCUGUCUUAACUCUGAGGGAGUUUAUAGUCGAUGCUGUUUCCCCUGCAGGUUCUGUUCGGUUGAGCUCAGUUAUUUGACAUUUUCCGAGAGGCUAAAGGUUUAAGAUGUUGUCAAGUGCACAGGGCUUGUGGCGCUAAGAGCUAACUUGUUCAGCUACAUUACAGAGGAAACAUAAAAACCCUGCUUUUGUCUGUUUUCUGAGCAGAGGUAAUGAAAGCGUCUGUCAUGUGUUUGCAGCAAGGCAAGACAUUCCCAUCUCCUCCUGUUUAUUUGCCUGCAUGAUAAAUCUCCUCCCUUUUACAACAAUUAAUUGUGUGUUUUAAUGAAACCAGCAGGAGUAAUGGCCUCACCAUAAAACUAUUUUGCCUUUUCUGUGCCACAGCGCUCUGUAUGCUUAGAUACUUAAGUUUUGUCUCUUGUGGUUACAGUGUUUUGAUGCAUGGCUUCUGCCUGUAGAAUCUAUUUGCAUGCAAAUUUUUACAUUUCCCUGCGCAUCAAAUGCUUACUAUGAUACAUGUAGUGUUUCGGCAGACAGACAAGGUGAGAGUGAAUCUCGCUCUGAAUGAAUCUCCUUGUUUCUUUGUGAUUGUUUGUGCUCAUCCGUGUGUGUGUGUGUGUGUGAGAGUGUGUGUGUGUGUGUGUGUCAGGGUGGCAGAGAGCGACACACACAAUAAAAGGAACAAAGACGGAAGAGAAUAAAAAAGCAUGUGUAUUUGCAUUGAUAUUCAUUUAUCUUUUCUUAUGUGUUUUGUUCAAUCUUAUCUGCUCUUCCAGGUCGUCGAGAAAAUUCCUCCAUCUGUGAUUUCCAGCCCCGUUCCUCCGUGCCCUUGGUUCUCUGAGGUAAAACACUUCAGUCUUGAUCUUUCUCUCUCUGUCUUUUUUUGUGCAUCUGCCUCCCUUUGUAAAUUUAACUUCAUAUCAAGGAGGGAAGUCUGCUUUGUAAAACAAGUCCACAAAAGACUAGCUCCAAAAAAAGCUGUCAAAGUUAAUCCAAAUAUAAAACACAAUCACUGAUGAUGUUGUUUUGAUUUUACAAUGAUAUCCCUACACAAUGAAAUCCAGUUUAAUUAUUCAUUAAUAUAAGACUCUCAUAUUAAAUAGAGUGGAUACAGUCACCACAUAUAACAGUGAGAGUUUUAUAGCUGCUGCAGGCUUCCAUAAUGGAAACAUAAUGUACCACGGUUUGUCAAUUCCUAUUCAUAUGCUAAAGAGCACACACCUUCUUUAUGUUGUCAAUAUCUCUCUCCAUCAAAUCUCUCUCUAUCGCCUCAAUGCUGCAACUUUGCAGAGUAUUGUGAGCAUUUAAAAUAGUAUUUCACUCACACGCAUGAAUGUGACAGUGUUCUCACUCAUAUGCGUCAACAGCACAACCAGCCGAUAACGUCCUCUUAUUCAGAUGUAAAUUGCGUGUUUAGAUUUUUCAUGAAAAAAGGUGUGGGGAGUGUUUGAGAGCAAGAGACAGAGUGAUGAAUACUCAGACAGAGAGGUAGACGAGCAGCAUAUUCAGUUUAUGCAUACACAUGUUGUUAAUUUGUGUAUUCCUGUUAUGAUUUGAAAUUAAAGAGAGAGAAUAUCUGAGCUUGGGGUCGUGAUAUCCCACCUCAGCGAAGCUGUAUGCACCUGUGCGUGUGUGUGUUGUGUUUGUAUAUAGUGUUAUUUACUUGAUGUGUCUAAGUGAGGAGUGGGAUCAGUAGCUGGCCUUUCUCCAGCUCCACUUAACUUCAGGAUGGGACGCAGGACAAAAGCCAUCAGGGAAGACAAGGACAAAUCAUCUUUAGAUGAAGUGUUUUAAGUGCUCCGAUUCUCCUCCCACGUCAUCACUGUGAAUUAGGUGCCCUCUGCUCCACGCCGAGGGGUGUGGAAUAUAAACAAUGCCAAGAACGGAUGUUAAACGAAUGAAAGUGGAAAACCAUGAGGGUGUCUAUCUUAGUCAGCCUCAUAAAUCUCCGUUCCCCUCGCCGCGCCGCUGCGCUAUAUACUGAUGCCCGGGUCUGACAACCUGCCAGCCCAGCUUAUAGGGGCUGUGUGCUGCAUGCUGUGGUCUAGUCUGGUCCAUCCUCUUCUUAGCCGUUGCAACUAAGGCAGAGCCAUGUCUUUGUUUUAUGCAAAUCCAUGCAUAUGAGAAAAGGGGGGAGGGCGAUGAGCAGUCUGGCCACGUAGCUCCAGGAGGACAGGCUGAGUGAUGGAGACGGAGAGCCAGGUCUCAGUGUCCUUGCCUGGGGAAAGAGUGUCCUGACUCCGGCCAGCACUGCCUGCACACCACCUGAAAACUAUGCAGCGUACACACACCCCGAAAAGCUUUUUCCCAGGAACACGUGUAUUUACACUGCGAGGAAGUUGAGUUGGGAGCAGAUAAAGAGAGGUUAACUCUGGUAUGAGACUGCAAGUCUCACCUGUGACUUGAAUGUAUGUGUAUGUGCAGCAAAGGCAAGCACACCUCAGGGGUCCUCCACACAAUGAGACACAGGAGUUCAGAGCCCAGCAGGGAGCUGAAGGACCCAGAAUAUGCUGACAAAGAUAAAACAGCAGGUGUAUGUGUACUGUAAGUGUGGGAAACAGAGCUGAGUGUAAAUAUAGAUUGGGGAAGCUGGCUUGUGUGUGUUUUUCUGAGUAUUUGUAUGUGUUUGUGAUCAUAUCAGUACACUUUUGCAGGUAUAGGCAAGGCCCCUCAACAUACACAGCGUGAUGGAAACUUGCUGAAAAGUGUCACCCAUAUACACCACAGCUCGUCACAAUAGUCUGUUUCUCAGAAGCAUCGUUUGCUUCCUUAUAUCAGCUCAGUUUAUCUGCGCAGUAAAUUACCUCUUCAGAUCGUCUUCUAAAUAGAUUUGCUCCCACAUCCUCUCUCGCUCAACCCUCCUAGGACCUGCGUGCUAACAGUGACGGUUGGCUGGUCGGAGGCUCUUCUAUCACAUGGAGCUCUAUUUCUGGGUGCCAGGAUGUUGGUCUCAGUCGUGGAGGGCAGAUGAAAUCGAUCCAGAUUGACCUGUCAUGUGGAGGAGAAAAUGAAUGAGAUAGAGGGGGGUUGCAGAGGCCAAAGAGAGAAGAAGUACAAAAACAACCUCCCGCUUCAUAUGGGUCAAAAGUCGGGGGAUGAUUUAUUCAAGACUGGGUGUUACCCCUCCUCCUCCUCCUCCUCCUCCUUCUCCUCCUCCUCCUUCUUCUCCCUGCUCCACCUGCCUCUGAAAGGAGUGAGAAACUGGAGACUGCUCAGGAGGAGCUGACUAAAUUUAGCCUGGGUGACCAAAGACACUGUGGUCUAACUUUAAAGUUAAAAAUACAGAUAUCCAUGUACAGUGAGAUGGACAACAAGCACCAGUUUGUCAGCUUGAUCCCAAACAGACUGAAGAAAGAGUACAGAGAGGCGGGCAGCUCAUUCAUUCAUGCAAUCUGAUUAUUUUAUUCUACACCAAUACUAAAAGAUUCAGGUUUAAACCACAACAAUAAGACAAGAAUCUUUUUUUUUCCCCCUCUGACUGUCAUGAUGUUUUUCUUUCAAAAAGGACAAACAAACAAAUAAUCAGAGUGGAAGAUUUAUGGCUGCGUUUGUCUGUGAAGUGGGACUAGAUUUAGCUCAGUGUGUUGGGCAGAGCUCCACUUUGCUAAUUAUUUUCCUGUGGCAGAGUUCUCAGCAUGGCGCUCCUCUCUCGCUCUGAGGAGAGAGGCUCAGCGGUAAGUGCUUAGUCAGCCCUGCUCGGGGUGUGAGAUACUGAGAGUCUCUGGUGGACUGUGGAUGGGUGGGAAGGUGGAGCAGCAAUGGACCGAGCUUUUACAACUAGUGAUGACUCAAUAGCUUUAUUUCCUUAGCCAGAAAAACAAGUUUCAAUCCAUUACGUGUCCAGACUAUCACAGUCUCAAGGUGGCAGUUGGCGUAUUGGACGUGACCCAACCUAACUUGUGGCUGAUCUAGCAGGAGGUGAAGAGGUGGAGUUGGAUCGUAGUCCUAAAUGAGCUUUAUAAAGCAAAAUGUGUAACUUUAAUUCCUUCAAAAUGAAUAAGAUAUAAAAGAAUUCACCACUGUGUAGUGUUGAUGGAUGAAUAUGGCACUCAGACCAAAACCUUUUCCCAACCUGGCUUCAAACAUGUUUAUUCCUGCAGUAGAAGUGGUCAUUUCAACAUGAGAGUGAAUGGAACUUCCUGGGCUUUUGAAGUCAGCCUUGAGUGGACGCACAAAGAGCUGAUGUUUUUAGGAGUUCCCAUGAUUCAUUUUUCGACAUCAGAGGUUACCGCUUGCCUACAGCACACCCAUCUGUUAGCCAAAUAAGCCCCUUCCCUGAUCAUGCCUGGUUGAACACAACUCAGAACAGAUCAUCAUUGAUAAGGAAUUUUAAAAGCAGCAGAUUAACUUGUUACAAAGGAGUUAGGUGUUUUAUUCUUCUGUAACUAUAUGGACAUCUUAAGGUGUUGUCAGCUUUUGAGGCACAUCACGAGAAGACACUUAAAACCCUCAGCUUAAAGGAAGUGUGAGGAGCUUUCGUUUUUGUGUCAACUUUGGCGCCCCCUGUGGACAAAGCAGUCUUUGCUCACCAUGUCCUUUACAUGCUUGAAUAGUGACUCUUACCCCUGAUUUCCACCGCAUCUGGAACGGCUGCGGAAAGGCUGUAUGCGCCAAUCGCAGCUGAUUGUUUCCAUUGAAGUUAAUGCAUCAAUUUCCACCCGUUUCUUUCCGUCCUGCUGCAGACACAAUCUACUGCUUAUAUGGUUAUGUGGCUGUCUUCAAAGAGACACCUCGUUAUUGCGCGAUUGCAUGUGAAUCCAUGGGUUCUUAUGAGUUCGCAAUUCCUGCUGUCUGAAAUCCGCCACAAAAUUCCCCUCACAAACGCGUCCAGUAGGAAUUGGCGUACAGUAAAAAUCGCUGCCUUUAUGGAUGCAGUGGAAACUGGGGGUUAGAACAUUAUUCCAUCUUGCUGACAUCUUACAGUUGAGUGUAUUGUUUAUCCUAAUACAUUGUUGUGUAAAUUGUAAAAACAGGGAUAUGUUUUCAGCUGCUUACCCCCUCUCAAGGGUUCUCGGCAUUGAAAUAAUAAAUACUGACAAAAUUAUUGCCAAUGGUUUUGUUUGCUUUUGUAUAUCAUUAAAAAAUAUCAGGAUGAGUUUCCAUUCAUUUCAUAACCAUCAACAAACUCCUCACAGUAACUGCCUAGUCUGAAACCAUUUUUGACAUUAGCACUAGCAAACAGAGGGCAAUCAUUUUAAAGCAUAUACUGUGACAGCCAUGACUGAAGAAGUUAAAAAAAAAAAACCUUUCAAGAGUUAAACAGUUAAAAGUAAAACAUUACAGAUUUAAACGAGUGCAACCUUGAAACCAAUUUCUGACUGAUUAAAUAUAUUACACAGGAUAUGUUUUGACCACAAGUAAUAAUGUAUAUAUAUAUAUAUAUAUAUAUAUAUAUAUAUAUAUAUAUAUAUAUUUUUUUUUUUUAAUUUUUUUUUUUCCAGCUCAAACUAGACUCAAGCUAGUUAGGACGAAGAGACUUAAAUGUAACUAAAAACUGGAAAGCAUGAUUGUCCCAAGACUAGGACUACAAAUACAACUAUAUCUAACAAAGCUGCCCAAACCUACACUGUUUUUAAGAAAUUUAGGAGGUUUUGUUCCAUUGGAGUCAUAUUAGAACAAAGCUUGACGUCUUAGGCACAGGUAAAAAAACUUCCUCAUCAUAUAAAUCCUCAAUAAUAUGACACAGUAUUGCUGUUGUUGAGCUGGUGGUUCUCUGUCAGACCGGAUGCCAUUUCAGAGGCCUAAAGGAGCCUGUCAUUGUAGCAAAUGCUGUUGUAAAAGUCUAUUAAGCUCCAGACUCUAUUCAUAAGCGAUUAGCACGGCGUGGCUAAAAAGGUAUAAACACAUCCUAAUUAGUUUCUAUUCUGUUUGAAUGCCUGUGCCGGUCCUUCACUCAUUCAGUCCUGAUCAUCCUGUCUGUUUCUCUCCUCUCUCUCUCUAUUUAUACACCAAUGUCAAACUUGUCUUUCUGUCUAUCUCUCCUGCUUUUCUUAGAGGGACAUGCAGCUCCUCCUCUUCUGUCUGCCCCGCUAUCCUCCAAAUGACUCUCCUCCUCCUUCUAAACAAACUUAGCUUCCUUCCCCUCGCCUCUGUUCCCGACGUCACCUUCCCUCCCCUCCAUCUUCCCCACCCCACUCCGCUGCCUCACACUGCACCUGCUUCCCUCUCGCUCCCUGCCUCCUCUCCAAACGUCACUUUCCCCCUUCCCUUCCUCCUCCUCCUUCUCCUCCUCCCCUCCUAUUCUCCUCCUCGUUAGCUUGAUGAAUGGCUUCACUGCAGGGAAAGUGCUGAUUUUCAUCCCUCUGUCUGAUUUCUGCUGGCUGUUAUUAAUUUCAAACACUCAGAGAAAAGCAAGUGAGUCAAUAAAUAAGGAAAUGAACACACUUCAUCCUGCCAUACAGCAGCUCUCGCAGUCAUUCACGUAGGAUAGCGGGUCCUCUGUGGAGGCCUAGUCUGCAUUUAUACUGAUAGAGUUCAGCUCCCCUCUUGAAUCAGAGCAUAUUUGUUGAGCCGAAAAUAAAAAAAAAGGUCCAGUCCGGCUGCAUCAUAUCAAAUGUUUCUGGAGUAUCUUGCUUUAGUCAGACAAACAGGACCAGAGGGAGACAGAGCGGCACAAAGUAAAUAGCUCUGAAGAGACCUGCAGUGUCCUCUCUCAUCUUUUAUCUUUCACACUCGUGCACCAUUUAAGAAAUGAAUACAGAGAGUGACAACAGGCAGAGAGAUAGAGUCCAUGCAGGGUGAAAGAGAGGCAAUGAGAAGCAGGAGCAGCACAGAGUUAUUGCUGCACAUUAAACGCUGCUGUCCGCACAGUGUGGCUCAGGCUCUAUGUCUAAGUGCACAUUACUUACAUUCCAGGCUUAAUGCAUUGUGCUUGUGCCCGUUAACAUCAAACACAGAUAGCCUCCCAGACAGUACUAUUCUAUAUUUUGUUUGCAGGCUGACAGAAACUCUUGCGCCAAAGUAUUUAUUCUUAACAUUAUGCGUUUAAUUGAACAUGACUGGAGUAUUUAAUCAAAACAAGAUCACCAUAAUGCAUGCACAGACACAGGCAUUAAAGCCUGAGAUAUCAUUACACUGUUUACCGAGUGAUAAGACAAACAGUCUGCACGGGCGUCCUCUUCAUACACACCCACAUGUCCUUAGUUGUGUUGUCUGCUGAGUGGUCCCCUCUUCUCAGACUAUUUUAUCAACAUUUUCUUUUUUUUUAUCACAAUAUAAUAUUCAUACUUCACAAAUGUAUAUCAACAGCAUAACUAAAGCUCCUGUGAGGAACAUUUCAGUUGUGUCGAUCAAAGAAAUCUUUGCUUAUCUUGUCUUCUACAUGAUUAAUUAGUUACUUUUGGGAAAAAAAAAUCUUAUCCUGCUGACUAUUUAUCAUCAAAUUUAUCAUUUAUUGUGGCUAUUAAAUUUUAAUAAAUAAAUAAAUUACAUUAUUUAUUCUGCUUGGUUGACAACUACCACUUCACAGCAGUUUCAGGCUGACAAAAUCAGGAUUAAAAAGUCAUCUGUCAUGUUGCUGACGGUCUUGCUUGCUUCCAGAUAUCAUGGAAAGGCGUCAACAUGAAUUUCAUUCUGUUUGAUCAACUCUUCACAGGAGCUUUAAACAUGUUUACAGCCUGGUUUAACUUUUAACUUUUUUGCAAGUAAUUAAUUUUGAUCAUCUUCGGGAAAAGAGUUUUUCAAAAAUGUACAUAGUUUGGGGAUUGGCAGAUUGUACUGUCUGGUGUGUGACAUGCAACUGUUAGCCCAGGGGUGCAGCAAGACUUUCAGACUGGGGUGCCUAAACUUGAGUGCUGAUUUAUGCAGAUGUGGCCUAUAAAUAACAGCCCAUAAUUAUCCUAUCAAUCUAGACAAGUCAAAUUAACUUGAGACCACAAACAUUUAUAUAUCUAACUAUUGUUACAUUUCCUGUUUGGAGUGUUUCAACUAUGAAUAGUGAAAAUAUUUAAACUUUAAAAGAGACUUUCAAGACUCAACAAGCAGUUUUCUGUUGAAGUCACAAUUCAAACUACCAAUGAAAGAAAAUGUGCUCCAUUCAAACACAAAGUCAGCUACUAGAAGCCUUUUGCAACACAGCCCCCAAAAAGUUGUUUUUAAAGUUAGGCCUGGUUUCUGCCUCUGCAUCAGACCCACGCUGUAGAUGCUUCUGUUGCCAUGAGCACUACAUGCUUCUGUGUUGGAGUGUCUGCCUCACUCUAAUGGCCUAUGGCCACCCACUGGAUCUGCCCCUGUGUAAACUGGGAGGCUUAAAGCCAGCCUCUCUUUGCCUGUGGUGAGAUUGAGUCAAUAAGGCUGCUGUUGGGCUUCAUAAUUCAUCAUUAAGAACUAAUGGAUAACAACACAGAGUUUACAUCUAUGUUUCACACAAACUAUGUUCUAGACAUACUCAAGUGUUUGGUUUAUGACAGAAGAAGACAAAAGAAAGCUAAAAACGAAAUAUCUGAAAAGAACCUUUUUAGACUUCAUGUACAAUGUUGUGUCCUUGCACAAAGGCAAAUUAUAAAUUUACACGGAUACAAAUGUACACAGCUGUAAAUACGCCAUUGAGUUUCUGUCAUUCCUCAUUUAAUCUAAAAACAAAUAAAACAACAUGAAAGCUGAAUGUCAAAAAAACUAAACCAUCGCUUUAUAGAGAGAGAGAGAGGAGAGAGAGAGAGAGAGGAGAGAGAGAGAGAGAGGAGAGAGAGAGAGAGGAGAGGAGAGGAGAGGAGAGGAGAGGAGAGGAGAGGAGAGGAGAGGAGAGGAGGGAGCUUGUGUUAGUAGUAGCUGCAGGCGUAGUGGAGCCUGUAUGUCUGCUUCAUGGCUCUGUGAGCGCAGACAUAACUAUUGUGUUUACAAGGCUGAGUUGCUCUUACUGUUAAAUUAUUGGGGUGGGGGUGCCUUAAAGGAGGAGGAACAGAGGGACCGGGAGGGGCGGGGGGAGUAAAUGUUUGUCCCGCUCUCUCAUAGUUCUGGCUAACCAGGCUCAAAGAAUGCUCUCUGCCUUUUAUAAUUACAGAGUUAGAGCAGUGUCACCCUCAGAGAGUACACGGCCUCAGAGACCUGACAGCAGGGGGGGGAGGGGUUAGGGCUGAGGAGCGGCACACUUCUGCAUGUAGAGAAGAGGCAGUUAAUGGUCAUGUGUCGUGAGGGAACUCUGACACAGGCACGCCACCCCAGACCGAGCCGCGAACUCAGUUGGUCACCUCGCUGUCGUGUUUUCUGUUGGCGUGGGAGGAUGUGUGACCCCUGGGAAAGAAUGUUGUGGUGAAGACAAAAACAGAAAUUAAGAGUCCUGGUUUUGCUCGCUCUUUCUCAGAACUGAGGAAACCAUCUUUUCUCUCUCUUGCACACACUCGCUCAUAAUCUUUCAGCCCUGCAACCCUUCCAGGUUUUUCCUCCUCUCUGCAACCUGGCCAUUUAAAGGAGAGCGAUGAGUUCACAGCUGAUAGUCUCUGGUUGCGAGGAGCGGAGAGCAGUGUAGGAUGACAUUAUCGGAAGCGGCUGCAUAUAGAUACAAAAAAAAAAAAAAAAUAGACACAAACAGAAAGAGAAUACUAUGGUGCACUUCUCUCAGUAUAAACGUCUGUCUGCUUGGAUUACAAUAAUGACCCCUGACAAACCAUAAUAAGACUCAUCUCUGUGGGCAGCAGCCAUGACCAAAGAAAAGAGCUCUGGGUUUACUUUCCAAUUAUAUUACAAUCUUCCAAAUGAGACUCGUGCUAACAAAAUAAAACACCAUCGGCCUCCUGAUGGGUCCUUAAACCAAUAGGUCAGGAGGAUACAAGCAAAUGCAUUUUAGCCGGUAUGCCACAGCUCCCAUUAGAGAGAGGGAUGUGGAAGGAGGGUGAUGGAGAGGGACAAAGCUCUCCCCUCCGUCCCUGCGGCUGAAGUGGAAUAGUUGUGGUGACGGGUUGUGACAGCUAAGGGAGCGAGGGAGCAGGAGGGGAGUAUCACUCCAAAAUCCCCAGGACGCGGAGAGGAGGGAAGAGUAAUUUAGGAUGAACGCUCUCUGUCAGGCUGCAUGUUUGUGUUGUCUUUCUCACUUUUAGACAUGCACACAGGACUGCACAAGGGCCACAACAACACACACAGACAAUAAGGCUUAAUUCAACGGAUGUCUACAGAAGAAACUGGGAUGGGCCUGUAUAUAUAAACUUAUAAAUCACAGUUACUCUUCUGUAUUUAUACACAUACAACAUAAUAAAUUCAAAUCGAUAAUGCUUUUAUUUUGACCUAAAAUAAAGUGGAUCAAUCAGAAGGUAUUUGCUGAAUUUUACAGUACAUUAAAUCUUGGUAAAUCUGUUCAGCAGUUACCAGUGAAACAUAAACCAAGUCAACUCAAAUAAAAUGAAUAAAUAAAUAAAAAUGCAAUGGACACAACCAACACAAGCACAUGAUUGAUUGUUUCAAAGAGCCUGUGCAUUUUCAGUCGCUGCAGCCUGUGGGACGGCAAAGUGUAUCUGUAAGUGAGAGCAGAGGAGAUACCCACCAAUGGGCUUCUGACUCAAACACUGUUCAGACUGACGUGAUAGCAGAUAUAGUCUUUUAAAUGUAGACAUAAGAGGUAAAGAACAAAAGGUGAGUAAAAACAGCAGCUCUUAUUAUUAUCUGUUGACUAUUGUUUUUUCAUGGCUGAUACUGAUACCAAUAACUUCAACUAAAGAGACUGUUAACAGUAAAAUGUACAGCUUUCUGUCAAGAUGCAGCAUUUUGAAUAUUACAAAACACUCACAGUACAGUUAUGUAGCAAGUGUGUGAUGUCUCGCCUGUCAGAUAGUGUUGUUGGCAGGAUAUUAGGUGAGACAAAUGGGGUCUAUCUGAAAUAAAAAGUUAGAUACCAGUGAUUGGCCAAAUGACGAACAUAGGCUUCCAUAAUUGGCUGAUUAUCGGUCUGCCACUAAUCAGUGCUGACAUGAGUGUUUCACGGAGCAUGUACAGAGACAAAGGCAGACACCUGGCCAGGUGUGGCCAAGAGUCAACAUUUGGAUACUUUGAGUGAGUGCAGUCCCACAGGCACAGGCUGUAUCUGCAGCCUGAGGGAAGUCACCAAAACUCCUCAAACAAGAAAUAACUGAGACAACAGUCUGGACUGAGAUUUGAGUUUCAGUUCAAUAUUCUGAAGUCUGUUUUGAUUUGUAAAGUUGGGGACUAAUAUCAUGUGAUCAUAGUACAUUUCAAAACAGAUUUGACUUGAUUUUAAAUGACCUUAGGCACAGCACUGAAACCAUGGCCUGGGGGAUGUGCUUUCCUGCAUGUACUUUACUCACUACUAGAGGAAAAAAGUCCGGCUAACUGGCCAUGAUCACUUCUUUUGCUGUGGUAUUCAUCCCAAUUUGGCAAACAUAUGUUCAUCAUCCUUGUUGACGUUAAUGUUUUCAUGAUCUCUGAGGGAUGUUUUGGCCCCACUAGGACUUCUUCUAUUUGGUCUGGAGUCUCUACAUUAUCACAACAAAUCAGCCAAUAAGUAUUAAUACUGUCUCCUUGGCUGGAUCCCAGGAUAGUGAGAAAUUAGACAUACAUCAAACACCUCUGCCAUCACAGAAAUCUCCACACAGGACUGUUACACCGCCUCUCAUUUCCUUCCUCCGUCUCUUGAUAGUAUCCCUAAUAGACCUCUCUCCCUGUGGCACACUGCUGUUGCAACAUUCACCUACUAUUGCUUUAAUGAGAUGUCUGCGCUGCCGUGUGUAUGUGUCGCAAUGAGCGUGUGUAUGUGUGUGUGUGUGUGCCUGAGAAAGAAAGAUGUUAGCGAUCCUUGUGGCCCUGUUUAUCUCCACCCUUGUGUUAGAGUAGAGGGAGGUCAGAGGCAGGGCUGCUUGUAUCCAUCUCCAUUCCCACGGCUGCUGUCUCACAGGCACAGUGGUCACAGGAGGAUGAAAAGACUAUGGAUUUUUUUUGUCUCCUCCUCCCUACACUCACCAGAGUAGGAAGAUUAGACAGAAGAUGAGCACAGCCUGCCCCAUUCAAAGCAGCUUUAAGCCCAACACUGGAGGCAUCUGACCCCAGCUCUCUGGUUCAUGGAGCACACAAGUGCACAUGGGACACACACACGCACACACACACACACAAAUCAGCUAAGGCGAGAUUUCUUGGUUCGUUUUUCUGGUUCAAAGCGUGGUCAUACAGUGCCUGGGUGUUAAACACUGAACCUUUGACCUCUGUGUAUUAACACACACACACUCACACACAGGAAACACAGGCAGAAACAAGCACUCCCCCUCCCUCACCAGAAGCCCUCAAUAGAGGCUGUUACUGCGUGAGUAUAAAAAGAUACCGGGGGGGAAACUUGACAGACAGAGGGGUGAGAGGAGUCAGGCGAAGAAGAGGAAGGGGCGGGAUGUUUGGAGACAAAAGAAAUUGAUGCGGGCAAAGAGAAGCAGCGAGAUAAAAUUCAAAGCUCUUCUGCUCUCACUGGCAAUUAAAAUAAUUUCUGUAUAAUUUGAGAAAGGCCUGAGCUGUCUUAUCAGUUUCCUGAUAAGCCUCCUCCUCCCCCUCUUCGUCGUCGUCCUCCUCCUCCUCUUCCACAGCCAGUCUGCAUGAGAGGCCCAUGACUGAAAAAUGACACAGUGUGCACUGAUAGCUGCAUCCUGUCAGCCUGAAUGCUCUUGCUUUUGCUUCUGCACACACCCUUAAGCAUUCAUGUGUUUGAACGCACAUGCCAUGCACACAUAGGGCCGUUCAACUGUGAGGAGUUGAUCUUUUUUUUUUUUUUUUACUUUUUCUGAACAAUAUUGGGCAUCAGUUGGCAAAUCACACUUCAUGUCAUAGCGGACUUGCUCAAAAACAUAAUUUUGCACCUUGAUCUGGAGUAAGUGUGAACUGUGUGGCCUGGAAAUGUAGAAAAAAAUGCACACACAAAAAGAAAAAAACAAAACAAAUCAUGAGAAUCAGAGCAAAAAAGGGUGAGAAAGCCAACUCUUGAAAAAAGUGUGGGUGAGCAACAAAGCCAAACCAAACAAAAAGUGAAACUUAAUUUUAUGAAGUCUCCCUUUACGAGGUUACUUGUGAACUAAAAAUAGCAACAGAUAAAAGAUUUAGUGGGCAUGCAUGAAACAACAAACAGCGCUGACGGGAAAGGUGAGGAAGGGAUCUUGCAUAUAUUGUGAACAGAUCUGAUGUAAAGGGAGUGUAUGUAUCGUAUUGUGGGAAUAGUGGGGGCAGACCUUUGCAGAACAGAGAGGCAUCAAGAAAGCGUCCUAUGUGUCCCAGCUUUUUAAAAGAUACAGUUAAACCGAGCAUCCCCUCGAGGUUUACUCAGUUCCUCAUGAACGGUCUCCAUGGUAUUGUUGGGGGUCAAACUGUUCACACUCUUCCGUUUGUUGGCUUGAGGUGACAACUGACUACAGACUUUCUGCUGCUUUACUUCGAACGACAGUGGCAGAAGUGGUCAGCUGUGGUUGUGGAGGAGUGUGUGAUGGGUAAUGGCGCAGUGAACGAUAAUGGAGGCGGGUUUGGUAUAGCAUUCAGUAGUGUGAACCAGUGGUCAGCUACUGUUUGUCACUCAGGGCUCCAAACUGCUUCCAUCAGCACAUGAGAGAGAGAUAAGAAUCAAGAGACCAAAAACAGAGAGAAAGAAAAGUGACACUUUCCAGCACUUUUUUUUUUUUUUUGGUAUGCAUGUAAAACCAAAAAUUCUUAAUCUCUAAAUAAUGCAUUUGUUUACCUGUGUGUGUCAUCGAGGUGUUACUGAGCAUAUGCAGAGCAAAGCGAGGUGGCAGCACGUCUGCGUCAUUUUGGAAGUUAGCUGGUCGUCAUGGACACACAGAGGGCGACGUUUCAGUGAACAGGAGGUGGGUGCAAUGACAUAAGCAGGCCGCAGCGUCCUUACUGUACACGCUACACUCCUAGCAACUACAUAUGGAGGGGUCAAGGGCAUGCACACACUGACUCACACACACACACAGACGCACACACACACGCAUCUUUGUGAUUGGUAAAAUAAAAGGAUUUUAACCGUUUUGGUUUGACAUGAUCAGACGAAUCAUUUCUCUGGCUGUCGCGUUGUUUGUUUUCAAAAGUGAGUACAUCUUUUUUCAGUCUCUGGAAAGCUACAGUACGACGCAGAGCACGUCUGCUUCCAUACUCUUGGCAGCAUCUCGCACACACACUGUGUGAGUGCUGUAAAUAGCCAGAGUGUGUCGUGCAUCUCUGCUGUGUUUGGACCUAUUUUAGAGCUGACACAGGAAACAGGGCCAUUCUGACAGCCACCCUGCCAGCCGGUACUGCACACAGCAGCCCCGGAACCUUCUGUCGCACACACAUUUACUCACACACGCACACACACACAGACACACACACACAGACACACACACAGACAGAGCAGAUUUUUCCAUGUUAACAACCUACCGGCGCUUCAUCCACCUCAUAGACUUCCACGAAUCAUUUAAUUUCCUUUUUAAGUCAACACUCCUUCUCUCAUCUCUCUGUUCUCUGCCAGUUUUCCACAAACUCUGACUGGAAAGACCUUUAACAAAAGCACCCUGCUGCGCCACUUGGCGGCCCCCCUGUCCUCCACAUCUUGUCUUUUUAGUAUUGAACAUUUCAAAGCCUGCGGUUCAGAGGUGAUUUCACUUCUGAGCCAACUACUGCGGCGAGUACCUAUCUGCUUUUUCUGCGUUACAUAUCCCUGCAUAAUAAGCAAAAUGAUAACCGUGGCAGAGGGGAGCUCAAUUAGCCGAGACAGGUUUCUACUUUCAGCUACAGCAGACAGCUGGAGACCUGGCACAGCACACCCAGUUCAUUUAGAGCUAAUUCAUGUAGAUUGUUUGCUAUUCUGCUUUAUUGCUUUUAGACCAUUGUGUGCUUUAUUUAAUUUAAUUUGCCAAACAGGGUUAUGUUCCUGCAUUAAGCUUCUUUGUCAUUUAUACAUACACUAAAUAUUUUAGGGUACAGAAGUCCUGACUCAGUGAGUUUACACCUAAAUGAAGCUGCGUGUCUGUGAUGUGACGGUGCUUGCUCAUUUAGAGGCCGUUAGCACACACACAUAAACGCCUCUUCAAAGGCUCUAGCGCUCACCAGUGUCUCAUAUUUGGGGUGGAAGAUAAAUUCUGCAGGCUGCUCCUGCCUUCCUAUGUAAUUAUGUGCAUGGUGAUGUGCUUUUACAGCCUGCCUAACAGUCGGAAAUUAUCUCCCGGAAAUGAAGUCCAAUUAAUUGUGGCACUUUGGAGGCAUGCGUGUGUGCAGAAACACUGUAAUGACACUUUACAGGAAAUUGGCUCCUGGUGAAAUAUUUAAUAAAUAAGUUGGGAGGUGAAACAACCUUGUAUGAUUCUGACAAACGUUGCUGUUUAUGCUCCUCUACACACACACACACACCUCCACUCAUUUGGAUGAAGUGCUCAUACGUGAAGAGUAAGAAAAGAGUCAAUAAUGCCACAAAGCUGACAGUUUGAGAAACACUGCGUGCGUACGAUGUCAGAGAUUUGAUUCAAGAUGCAGACCUCCUCUUUCUCUCCCUCCUCUCCCCGUUUUAACGUCUUUUAAUCAAGUGAGAAAAUGUUGUGCAAAACCAGGCGGAUAAAAUCCUGUUGGAUGAGGUGUGGGUGCACCCUAUCGAUCUCACCUAAAAUAGGAGAGUCUAUAAAAGGAAACAGCAGUCUUUUAGGGUCAGUGACAUACCGUGUCACGCCACACUGAAACUCUAUUGUAGGACGCGCUGUGAUGAGUCAGCACUUUCAGAGAAUAGCACCUUUUGUUUUCAGCCCCUGUGAGUCUGGGUGUUCUGCCCAGAACUCCAGCCCAGACAAAGCUCAUUCAUGGAUUUUAUUUUUCAUCUCUCAUACAUAUUUCAUCAUUUAUUUCUAUAUUGUAGUCUGGAUAUGUACAGAGGAUUCCAAUUGAGUUUUUUUAACUUAUGGUCAAUUUUUUUGGUUGGAAAAUAAAGUAUUUAGAUUCAUUGGCAUAAUUUAUCUGCAGUGUGGUAGACAAAAAGUACAAUCAGAUAUGAAGACUGAUGUGACAUAUGUUUCAGUGCAUUUGACUCAUUUUCUAAAGGAGUCCAUGGUAAUCCUAUGAAAAAAAAUUCAGAAUUGAAAAAAUAUAGGAUUCAAGGUUUGGGAUUAAGUAAUUUCACCUCCGAACACAAACAUACAUAUGUCAUUUUCUUUAUACGAACCCACCCUGUAUAAUGCAUCAUCAGCACAUUGCUAAAGCUUUAUAAAUGCAUCUAUAAGGCCUUAUGCUCACUGCUUAUAACACAUCAUAAACAUUGCUGUAAGCUGCUUGUUAUCACAUGUAAGUAUUGCCUCAUUUAAACAGCUUUAUUAAUGUACUUAUGAUGCAUUAGAAGAUGUCAGUUUAUCUAAAGUGUUACUGUUUUGUUAGAUGCUGGUGUAUCAGGUAUCAUUUUCAGACCAGCUUGCUAAGGUUUACCCUCCAAACAUAGUCAUAGUUCAUCAUUAUGUUUAAGCAAAGCACUGCAAAUCAGUUUUGGAUGUUGUGAUAAACAUGUGUAAGAAAAAGUGUUUGUUAGUGUGUGUGUGUGAGAGAGAGAAAGAGAAGGUGUGUGUGUGUGUUUGGAUUAACCUGGAUGUGUGUAUUUAUGUCUUCAUGCUUGUAACUUGUUCAUUACUUUAGGUCAUUUUGUUCUGCUUGAUUACACACAGCAGCUUGCUGGUCACCGUGUGUGUGUGAGUGUGUGUGUGUCUGUCAGAUUGUCUGUCUGAUGUGUUGGGGCCUGUUGUAGCGCCAUUGGGCUCGGCAGUAUACGGCACGUAAAUGGCAGCAGAGUGGUGUGAGUGUCAGCCGGAACGUGUGCUUGGCAGGCAGCGGCUAUGCUAUUAGCAAGCGCUAACAGUUUUAUUAUUAGAAAAUAAACGGUGCGCUGCAAAACUCUGAAUGUUAUUAGCACCUCACCAUCUGGGUCUGACAGCUGUGUUCAGCCACCAUCAUGGCUGAACUGCUAACGGCUAUAUCUGAAAUCUGCACUUUUUUAUCUGCAGUGCUUUCACACUCGUCCUCUGCGUGUCUGUCAGGGUGUCUUCCUCCCUUUCUCUCUUGUUAUCUCUCAUUGUUGCUCUUGCUGGUUUUCUUGCAGACAUAAAGAUAAGUGAGAGGAUAAUAAGCGAGCGCAGGCAAACAUUCAUUUCAUGGCCUCACACACACAGAAAUCACACAAGCAGCAGCAGCAGCUCUAAAUUUUUCUCCUUUUUCUUCUCUGUGGCCUAUAAAAUGUGCAUUUUGUCUUGUAGGGCUGCGUUUUAUUUGUGAUGGUAAACUUGUACUUAUUGCCUUAAUUUAGUUGAGUAAAAACUUUAAAAAUCUUGCAGGAAAACCACAAAAGCAAAUGUGGUGUUUCUCACUGCAGUCCAUGUCUGCUCAUUUGCAGAAACUUGCUCUUUUUCUUUUGUUUAACUUUAAUAAACGUUUUUUUUUUUACACACAACAUACCAGCAAAACUCUGCAUCUCUGAAUGCUGGGAACAACAAGUCAUUAAGCUAAAGGAAUAAAAAAGAGCUGCUCUGUUUGUGGUUGCUUGUGUGUGAACUCUUGCAUUCAACUUCAGAAGUUUGCUGCUUUUUAAGCAUGUGAGAGUAUGAGAGUGUGUCUGCGCAGAGAGCUUGAAGAAAAAUCUUCUUAUGCAUGUAUGUUUUUGCUCCCCGAUCACACAGCUUUGCAGGGCUUUAUUUAAACAGAUAACCUGCUACCAGACGCCCCCAGCAUCCCCCAAAAACUCCCAGCUCCUCUCCUUGCCUCCCAGUCUUUCAUAACAAACCCCAUCGAAAGGAGACACCUCCAGAAAUUAACACUCCUAUUGCAGACGCUGCAGAAAAAGCCUACCCUACAGUGCUUCUCCUUCUUCUCAGAAAAUACUUUUUCCUUGCUAAAACAGGGCCAACUCUCUCUCCUUCUAGGGGUGCGUCUCCAGCUCCCGACCUAAUCUACAUGCAUACUUACCUUCCUUAUAUUUAGAGAUGUCGCUAGCAGGCAGCGUGAAGGACUCUGGAUGGCAUAAGAAUCUAUUUCACAUGUAGAUGCACAGGGCUAGCGUACAGGAAUAAGAUUCAGAGCAGGCAAAGUGUGUUUUCAAUUUCACUGACCCUCCUCGUAUUGUGCCAUGGUUAUUCGCUGUCUAAUCCCAUUUAUUCCACUGUUUCUUCACUGUCUGGAACACUUUUUUCUAAAGCUUUUCUUUUUAGUUUUGAUUACUUUUGAUGACCUUGUCUGUGCUGUUUAAGCCGGCAGAACAGACGGAAUCAUGCAGAGUGACUUAUCAUAAUCCCAUUCAGUUAAACACAAAUCUCUGUUCAAUCUUUCUUAAGGGAAUCCUGAUUGUUCGUUUUUGACAAGGAGGAAAUCUUUCCUAAAACUGGUGGCUUUAUUUACGUCAUUUUGUUUUAAAUGUAAUUCAUGGCAGCUAAAUCUUUGUCAUUUUACAUUAAAGUUGCUUCAUUUAUGACUGCAAAUUAUUUUUUUCUUUGUCUCCAAAUAUCAUGACAAAAAUGUAGAAAAAGAAGCUUGUCACAUUGAUCUGACUGCUCUCUUCCAUGUUGUUGUACGCACUGGAACUGUCAUUUUGGGUCACUUUUUGCAGCCUAUGAGGUCAAAGUGACUCGUUUUGUCAUUGUGAGGAGUUUAGACCAAUGUUAACAUCGUCUCAAUCUUACACUGAUGCCUCUUAAUGACACAUAUGAUAGAUGAGGAUAAACAGUGACAAGGCUGGUUGUUUCUUUGAAGGGAAUUUUGGUGCUUGUGUCAGGGUUGGAGUUUCUGGGGAGGAAAAAGCAACAGCACAUACAAUUUUUUUUUAUCGCCAUAUGUGAGUGCAUACAUAGGACUGGAAAAAGAUGUUUCUCUUCAGCCCAGAAAUACAAAGAAUGAUUUUGAAAAAUACAAAAAGGUGCAAUAAUGCUGUAUAAUACAGUAGGAGAGUAGUGUAUGUACUUAAUUUUUGGUGACAUUUGGCAGAGAGAAGUGAGUUGGCAAAAAAAAGAGGAUUUUCCCCCUUUCAACAAGCUUUGUUUGUCCUUGCUGAUACUGGAGCAGGAUUUGCAAAAGGUGUACAUUUGUGUUUAACUAUUGUUUUAGAUGGAGAAUAAAAAAGGCCAAAAUGUAGAUGAACAGUAUGUGAUGUUCACGCUGUCAUAUGAAGGCUUUCCUGUUGUUUAAAAUAUACAAAAGAGUCAGAGCAUGUGCACGUUUAUGUUAUGACACCAGCGCAAACAUCAUAAAACCAGGCCUGUACUAAGUGACAGUGACAAAUCAAAGAUUACAAGAUUUGUUGUUUUGAGGUAAUAAUGUCAUGAAGCCACAAAUCAGUGUAUUACCUCAUCACAUCACAAAGUUGUCUAGAGUAAUAAUAAUAUUUAAAAAAAAAAAGUAUUUCAAAGAAAAAACUGUGCUGUAAUCAUUUGCUCCCAUUACAAGUGCAUCCACAUGUUUAUGACAGUGGGUGAUGGUGCUCAUGGGAAAUGGAGUUUUGAUCUGAGAAAAACAGGACUGAAUUCAUCCAAAGAGGUCACCAGAAUCAACAUAAUAUAAAAGUUCCUCAUGGUGGCCUCACAUGUAUACUUUCUUGAUAUUUUUGUGUGGACGUCAUAAAACACAGAGAAAAAACUUUGCAGAGGAAAAUGUCAACAAAGGACCCCCACCCCCCACCUCCGUCUUGUGUGUGUAGUAAAUUGCUUUGCUUGAAUCUGACACUUUUACAGCUUUGACAAGCUUUCUGAAUAACCCUAGAGGAAUACCAAAUCUUACACUGCAUGUCUGGUUUGCUUCUGUAGCUAAAGAGUGGAAGCAGUAUUAAACUGAGUGCUUCAUAAUCAGUCAAAAACAGGGACUUUAUAAUAGCAAGAUGACGUAGUGAGUCUAUGAAGCAAGUAUUGCCAUAACCUUUCUUUCCAUUCUGCUGUCGUCACAUGGCUGAAGUGUUCACCCUUUACUGCAAAAACAGGCACCUACAUUGUUAAAUAUGAUAAAUCAGACAUUAUUACAAAAACACCAAUAAUACAUUUUUACGAUAUUUGCAUUAUAUUUGGAUAAUAUGUUGAGAAAGUUCGUAUUUUUUGAGUAUGCUUUUCUUUCAUAAUGCUUUUAAAAUCCACACAAUGUCGCAUUAUGGUGUGAAAGUGUCCAAACAUCCAAGAAUUGAGCAUAAUACAAGGGUUUAGGGGGGCUGCAACAUUAUUUGGUCACACAGUGCUUUACACUUACAGAUUUAUGGAUGCACUUUGAUGUGGACUUGAAUUGCAUAUGACAAAAAUACUGUAUAUUUGAGUCUAAUGGAUCUGGUUGCAGUAAUUACUUUAAUCUCUGCUGUUGGUUCAAAAUUACAGCUUCAGUCUUCAGUUUCGGUAAAACUGAUUCAUAUUCAGAUCCUCAAGAGUAGUUAGAAGUGUGUUGGAUCAGUCAAUUUCACUGUAAAACUUUGCAGUAAUUUAGAAUAAUUAUGGGUUUGGAAAUCUGGAUGCAAGAGAGGGAGCAAUUUACAGUUUUUUUCACUAUGAAUACUUUGAAAAUGAGUCACAAGAGGCAGAAAAAGAGAGCUGUUUGGCUUUGAAAUACACCACACAGCAUCGAGCGAGUGUGAGUAUAUUCUUCAGCGCUACACGAACAGUCUAAACAAACAGUUUCUGAAACGAUAUCAAACAGCCUGCAGGCACGCACAUUCAUUUCACUCCUACUGAGGUUUGCAGAGACCCUUCCUUUUUUUUUAUGCUGAGUGUGUUUGUGCAACUGAACGUACACAUCUGUGUGUUAGGUGGUUAAUGCACUUGACUUGAGCCUAACCACAAAUCAAAGUGAUGGCUGGCGAGUACCACAUAAGAGAACAGAAAUGAAGCAGAUAAGUGUUGAGAUCAAACAGACCAUCCCCAGUUGAAAGCUCCCCUCCGGGGGCAGGAGGGCUGCGAAGCACUGCGCGGUGAAUGUCUCAUUUAGCAGAGGCACCGCUGCAACCGCUAACGAGGUGAUAACACGGACAGAUGAUAAGUUAUUAAGAGAAAAAGAUCAGUUAUGUCACUUUUUUCUCUGUGUGUGUGUUUCAGUGUAACUCUGUGUGGCUGUGCAGGUUUUAAAGGCAUCUUUUACGAUUAAACAUACCUGUGCACAAGUUACUGAAAUCGGUUGCAUAGGCUGUGUUGUCACUGACUAACUUCACUUGUGUGAACUGAGAUGAGAGCUCCACACAGACAAUGAGACUCUGAGGACAGAUGAGGAAUGGCAUUGAUGAGAGGUUUCCGUCACCAGGCUGGCUGAGAGCCAGAAUCUAAUGUGAACUGUGGAGUGUUAGAGUUUGACAAGACUGAAUGUUGUUUGUCUGGCAGCCAGCUCACUGCUUUGUAUCUGAGACCAGAUCAUAUCCAGACCACUUCGGCCUCCCACCCAAACACCCCCUCUACCAUGUCUUUUCCAAUGUAGUUUGACUUUUUGUCUUCCGUCUGUUCAGACAUGUGUAGACGUUCAUGCAGACAUCGCAGUUUGCUCUUCCCCUCCCUCCUAAUGACUAACCCUUAUCCUUUAGAUACUUUGUCCAGCUAUGACAGACCCUUAGGAAAUGCCUCAUUUUCCCACCACUCUGAGAGGAGCUGCAAAACUUGAGAAAUAAAAUAAUAAUAAUUUAAAAAAAAAACAUUAUAAGAGAUCUUAUAAUCUCUAAAACAGGGUUGUCAAAUAAACAAAAGAUGUUUAAGUCUACAUGUGAAAGCUUCUCAAAUGUUUUGGGUUUUGGCCUCAAAGACAUUUAGACAGGUGACUGACUGGUUUUGGGCUUGAGGUCACUAGCUCAAUAGCAGAUACGAUUUGAAUGCAUCAAUUUGUACUUUGAAAAAAAUAUAUAUAUGUAUAUUGGAAAGAUAUUCUACAUCAGAAACAUUCUGGCCUCUAUUUGUAGUUCAAAUAGGAAAAUCCACAAUCUUUCCAGCUAGAGUUGGUUCAAUGGUUCAGAACUCUCCAUUUAGACCAAAACCAGGGGCUAUAAAACAAUAUAAACUAAACAAACUGGGUAUCAUCUGAAAACAGUUGAGUAUUCAGUUAAUCUCUUUAAAGGGAUGUUGAGAUGGCGCGCAAGGAAAUGGAAAUCAAUGCAGUCACAUGAUGAUUGAAAUUGAUGAAGUACAAAAUGAAAUAAAAGUACUGUGCUGUAGGUAACUGAUGUGCUUUGAUAUGAUUGGCUGUGGACUCUAGAGAGUUAAACGUAGUUUAUGUGGAUGGUCUUUAUUGAAAAUGAAACACACAAAGACAUCAAUAUGUACAUAACUUAGGAACAAAGUAAAGGUGGUUUUCAGUUAUUACAUUAAAUAAAGAUCAUAAAGAGUUUGAACAGCUUCCAUACUCUCUGGAUCAGAUGUGAAGCUAAUAUAAGAUUAGGUUUCCUUUUCAAAAGCUGUAAAUCAAAGUUUAAAGAGACUAAAUUUGGCUUUAUAAACACAGUUUUACUAAAAAACAUUUUCUGUGAGUCUUUGGGUGUACCAGUUUGACCAAAUGUAUUCCUGGUGGUCAGAUUGGCUUGGGAUCCUACACCUUAUGCCAGGUCAAACUUAAAACGGGAAACUACAUCUGCACUCCCACCCAGCCAAACUCUGAAAACAUUUUUAUAUUAAUGUACAGCCAAUCAUAUUGUGUGACGUCAAGUGCAGGAUCCUGAACCAAUACGUACAUACCUUCAUAGCCAAAUAGACGCAGCAGAGUCAAGUAAGCGGAGUCUAGUAGAAGGUGCCAGCUACAAAGUUAGCAAAAGUUUGCAUUAGACUGAUCAACUACAGUAAAAGCAAGAAUUCAGUCUCUUAAACAGUGCCAUGUGAAGAAGUAAGAGACACCCAAACAAAUUAUAGUUAACAAGCAGAUUUAAAAGCGUCCUUGUCAAACAAGUGUGAAAGCCAGUGCAAUGACCACGUAUGUAGGGGCUGAAAGUUCACAGAUUGGUGCUAUCAUCGUGUCAUGAGCCAAGAAUCCUGAUUUUAUCAUCCUCAGUCUCUAUAAAAGCAAAAUGUUCCUGCAUCAAACUCAGUUCUUCUUGUGUCUAAAACUGUUGUUGCAAGAUUCUUCUUUGAACAGGAACUAUCUCUCCAAAAGGCUAUUAUACCAGCCAGUGAUAUGAGCUCUGAGAUUGCAUGAUGCUAAACCUCUACACUGAAAAUACAAGCAUCACUAUUUCCUCUGUGGAUUCAUUUCGUAUGUGCAGCUACAGAUCCUCCACGGCAUGCCUGGUUUCCCUCACAUGUUUUUUUUAAACCGAGCUAUCCCCUGCUAAGUCCGUGGAUGGGAAGCCGCCUUUGUUGAAGAGGUACUCGUGGCCCAUUGGAAGGAGCUCUGGGAACAAGAAAAACGAUUGUGAACUGUUGCCACAGUGGAGUGUAUAUUUAGUCGAACAUCCCACUGUUGGGCUCCCACUUUCUCUGCCUCUGUCAUCAUCUCAUUUAUCUCAGGUACUCUCAGUCCGUCCAGGAGCUGUGUUUUAGCAGCUCUAUUAAUGGCAGGGUGGCAGAAUCAAAGACAGCUUUAUAACAGUAAUUCCUGCCUGCCGACAGCCAAAUUGUUCUGAGGGAGAAAUAUUGACUUAUCUUGUCCAUUGUUCCUGAGGUACAAAUUCAACCACAAAGCCAUGAAUACAAUACAGCACAUUUUUACACUUGAAAUCAGGCUUGUGUUCAGCUCCCUCUCUCUUUGUGUUUGUUGGUGUAAUGUGCCAAAGUUAUUUAAGUUUCAAAGAGGAUGGAUUUGAUAAGUUAUGUGUUUUCUAGAGGAAAUAUGUGGGUAUGAAAGGGUGGGAAAAUGCCAUGAAUAUUGCAUUGAGGAAAUGUUAUUACACAAAUGGACUAUGCAAGACAAAGACUUUGAUAUUAUCAUAAUUAAAAGUGAGCAGCACCAUAUGGUGAGGGAGAGGAGCUGCUCAAAAACAAUCAAACUGAAAGCCUCUCAGUGAGAAGAAAUACACGAAAUGCUCAUUUUUCAACCAGACGAACCGACAAAGUCUGAACAUACAGUUUUCUAUAACCUUCUCCUCUCCUCUCCUUCCUCGUCCUGUACGAGUGUGAGUGUAAGCCUGGUCAGUGCCCUGGGCCUGCACGGGGUCUACAGUAUACUCCAGGAAUAGUGCGGUCACGUGGCCGCUCUGUGGGAUCUGUUCCCCUGGCAGGAAGCUGUUAUAUGGUUACAGUUAUUUUUGUUGUCUGUCUGGGGAUAGUUUUUACUGCGCACCAGAGGAUCAAUAAUUGUCAUAAAAAGACUGCGUCACCCCGUGCCCUCUCAGAGCAGGACAGUGAGCUGGUGUGUGUAGGUUAGCUAGUUGCGUAUGUGUGCGCACAUGUUUAUUUUUGGCCAGGCGUUUGUAAGAAUGAAUGAAUGUUUGGGUGCAUUAAACUGUGCGAUUAUGUCUGCAAGUAGAUGAGCAAUGUUAUGGUUUAUUUCACUGACAGCAUUUCACUGUUGAAAUGGUGAAAGAUGUUUCUGAUGUGAAAGGAAAUGAGCUGGUUUGUAUGUGGUCUGAUUUUCUUCAAAAUAAGGACAACUUGAUACGGGUCAGCCAGGAUGCAGCACAACUUCACAUCGCCACUCUGUGUCAUAUCUUCACGUUACCUCUUUGACCUGCUGCAUCCGUCUGCUCUGCUCUCUGUCUGGAAGACCACACCACUUCCCUGUCCAUAGUGUGUCUGCAGAGUAUCUGUGUCUCUCCUAUAGUGUGCGUCUGCUGUAUACAGUAUAUGUGCCACCACAGCCCUGAAGCUGCAGUCGGCCCUGGGGACUCAGAGAGGAGGUCCUAUAACAGCGCAGGCAUCGGAAGCUGGCUCCUAGCUAAUUGGUUCCUGUGUUAGCGGCACACAGAGACGGUGUCGGAGUCAGCACUUUCCCUCCCUCUUUCCCACAUUCCCUCUUUUUUUUUUCUUUUUUCUCCAUCCCUUCCAGCCAGCCAACCACAGAUGCCGCAGGUUUGACAUCCCUUCAGGACAUGUGCCUGAGCUAAUAUGUACAUUACUGGAUGUGUGUGUGUGUGUGUGUGUGUUGACAGAUGGUUUUGGGCGUGCUUUUGCAGUGACAAGUUAGACACAGAGUGGGCCUCAAAAAACAAUUUCAUGUAUUUUCUAAAUAAAUACAUAAAUAAAUAUAGUGAUAUUGUUAUAGAGACCCUUAGCAGCUAAAUAUUACAAGAUAAGAGUCAGAUUGUCAUGUGAAGGAUGACAAAAUUAGUACCUGAUAUUGUAUAAAACAUGGAGGUAGCCUCUGUGAUAACACCCUAAGGUUUCUGGGCUCCAUUUUGAUGUGCUCCAUAGUGGAAAUAUUGAUUUAACCUAACUUUAAGAAAAAACUGGAAACAGUUAAAACAAAGAGUCAGAGCUAAGAGGGGGUCCUAGCUUCAAUGUAUAUCCAUCUAUAUUCAACCUUGCCUCCAAUGCUAAAAAUGAUGUUUAACUCUUGAAAAGGUUAAAAAGGAUGUGUUAUCACUUGUACAAUGUAUUUAAACAAAAAUGUGAGCUACUUUCUCCCAACCAUUUUCAAACCAGACAUAAAGUAGUUAAAAUUUGUAAGUUAAAAAAAAAAAGGAUAUGUUAACAUUAGAUCUGAUGGGGGUCCCUUAGUUUUCCCAGCCAGCCUCUAGUGGACACUUGAGGAGCUGCAGUUUUUUCACACUUCCACACUGAGUUUGCUUUUAAGAUUUUAACAUUAGAGGCUGUUGCUUAGUUUGUAUUAACAAAAGUAGAGCAUCUGUUUAGACUUAUAAAUGAAGAAGUGAAGUUAACAAUGACACAUAAGCACCUUUCUCCAGGUGUUUAAACUUUAAGCUUUCUGGAUAACAUUUUACAUUUUAUAACUUUGGUUACAACGGUUUGGUUUAGUUUGGACCUUUAGGAAAAGAUGUUGUUUAAAUAAGUACAGAUGUAAGCUCUAGUAAUGGAGUGACAUAUUUCAUAAAGAAAUCAACCUCUCAGAGGAAGCAGGAGUUGAUUCUCUUAACACUGUGGUCUGUCGGACCUAUGCACCCUUCACACUUCAUCAGCUGACUCUAACACAAUCUGAAAACAAUCAGCUUUAAGAAUGCAGCCAGAAAUCAUCACAAAAAAGUACAUAAAGCACCACCUUGUGCCACUGACCAUGCUGCUGUAUUUGGUGACUCAAGAGAGAAAACCCAGAGUGCUCCUUCUGCCCGUAUACUGUAUACCUGCAAUUUUUCAGUCUUUAUCCUCUUUUGUCCUUUGAAUUGCUCUCAACCCACAGACACAGCCCACUCCACAGGCAGAGUAGAUGAAGGUCACAGUGUAACUGUGUUUACAUCACUCCUCCCUUUCUCAAACACACGCCAACAACACCUCUGCUGAUGGCCCCAAUGACAGGGGAGGUAGCCUCAGUCCAGGUAAUCACAGCUUGCAGGUGUCUUGGCUCUGAAGUGUGUGCAGGGAUGCUCCCUCUGCCUGUGUGUCUUUUCAUACUGUGAGAGGAGAUGACUCGAAAGUGUUCCCCACUGAGCUCAAGUUAACCUGAAGAAAAGCGGCCUCUUCCUGCUUAGAUCACUGAGUAGAUGUCUGUUCAGACCCAGGUUUGUGAAAGGACAUCCUGCUAUGAUAAACACACAGCACCAAACUUUGUGAGACCAGGGUUCAAUCACACUUACAAAGUAACAUCCUCGACAUCCACCUACUAAACAAACCCACUGUAUGACUGUGGUAUAGUACAAAAUGCAAGAAGACAACACAGCUUAGUCCACAGGCAGUGCCAAAAUUCAUUUAAAUUUUAGUUAAAAUGUUGGAUGUCAAUAAUAAAUGUUAAAAAGUUUUGAAACUGUUGAGACUGAACAGCUUGUGUAAAAAGUCACAAGGCUUCCAGGAGAACUGCAUGAGAUUUGCUUAUUUUAAGACAUCACCAAACAGCAACUUUCCUUGACGAAACAGAAAAAAACAUGAUGCUUACCGACCACUUUGUAACCUGGCAACAGCGGAAAGCAGAGGAGGUUUCUGAAGUGCAGGGGCCCAAAGAGUUGGGAGGCCCUAUGAGAGACAGUAGCUGUGUUGAAGUGCUUCAGACAGAGGGGGGAAAAGAGUUUUUUCAGACACUAAUCUGACAGAAGUAGAGUUUUUAAAAUUUGUUUGGAAAGGAUAGCUGGAGAGAGAGAAAAUAUGCAGAGUAGAGAUGGAGGGGAGACCUGAGGUGAGAACUGGGGACAAUAUACAGCCUUUAAAUAAGCAAAUACCCCAUCUUUAUUCAAUAUAAAACUCUCGAGACAACUAUUAGGAGUAAGCUGCAUGAUUUUUUCUUUUUGUCAAGGACUUCUUGUGCAUCAUAUUGCCAAUCUGGCCCACUUGCAGCAGUUACAAGCAUUGAAAAUGUCUACAGAACUAGUCAGUCUUUGUGCUCGCAGUCAUUUUUUCUUUUAUGGGUCAUAAAAAAAUGUACUAAAAUCAAAUUUAGUCUGUUUCUCAACCAUCUAAAAAACUCCUUUCGAGGGGUGUUAACUUUAAAUAAAUACUUAAAUACUCAAACGGCAGAGAGUUUUGAGUUGUGGAUAUUUUCAACAGAAAUGAUCCGUUGCGUUGUUUAAUCACCUCUAAAACAGUUAAAGUCUUGUUGCAACGAAGUAAUGUAUCUCAUUUCUAGGAUUCAUGAGGCCUCUUUUGCAAUGCAGAGCCACAACAAAGCUUUGUCGUCACUUGACUUUACCGUGUUAUGACACUCACGAAAAGCACAAGGUGUAAAUAGCGUGAGCGUAUAACUGACACUCAAACAUAGACACACACACUUGCACACGGUGCUGCUCCACCUGUCUGGUAUUUUUACUGACAGUGAGGUUCAAUGGAGAGUAGACGGUCCUGUUUUGGACAGACAAUGUAAAAGAGGCUGUAGUUGCAGUCGACCCCUGGAGGGAGUGUUUCCUCAGUAGUCUCCUUGUGUGACAGACCCCUUGUCUCCUCUCACACUCCCCAAACACCGCUGUGGUCUCCCUCCAGCCUGACGACUUCAGUGCUGACCUCCUCUAUAAGGGUGGCGGCCCCAGCCUGGCCUGGCCCGGCCCCUCUAUGCCCCACUGCAUUAAACAUUGAUGGAGCUGUAAGGGAAGGCUGGAGCCUGUCUCCUUACUGUGGUCUGGUCCUCGCCUUUAGCCAGUCUCUCUCCUCUGGCUGCAACCUGUCUCCUCAAUUUCUUUUUUCCCUCCUUUAGUGAUUUCUAUCUUUGCUUGUGCUGUGGUUAUUUGUAUGUGGUGGAAUGAAGCUGUCUACAGCGAGUGCUUAAAAGACACAUCAAAUCUGAACAAAUAAGAGUGAUAAGUGUCUGCUGCUUCUGCUGCUGCUUGUGGCCAAGUUGCACAGCAGUGAGACGUGACUUCCUGGAAAUGACUCUGUGUGUAAGUGUGUGUGUGUGUGCAUGUGUGUGUUUGUGUGUGUAGUUGAUUCCUAUUUGCAUCUCUUGUCUAUGUGCGGUGCAUUUAUGUUAUGCAUUUAUGACUUGCCACAGAGCAGGGCUGUAUAAAAGGAAGUGGUGGGAGACACAAGACGGCAGUUCUUUCCUUUCUUUAUCAGUGUGAGUGUGAGUGUGUGUGUGUGUGUGUGAGUGUGUUCUCUAGUCCUGCCGCAACAUCAGAACAUGAUCUUCACACCAUGCUAUCGUGUUAUUUCUCAAGAUGUGUAGAAAUGUCGGAUUAAUUAAUGUGGGAUUCCUUCUAAAGAUAGUCAAAUAGCGCAUGCGAUUCUGUAACGAAUAUACAGGAGGAAUGAUUUUUAUAAAAAAGGUAAAUAAAUAGAUAAAUAAAGGACCACUUCAUACGAACAAAUCCAAACACUUAGAGACCCAGAAAGAACAAUCUUCCUCCACCCUGAGAGAUCUGCCCCACAACCAACAAGUGUUAGAGUUCAGCAGCAUACCAGCCCUGAUACUGAGUCCUGUUAAGACUGUAAAUGUAUUUAUAGAGCGCAAUAUGAGCCGGGUAUGGGUAUCAGACUGUGAGAAUGAGACGUUGUAAUCUGGCAUUUGUGAGCAUCAAUGUCUGGUACUCGUGCGUGCGAAUGUGUGAAAUCUCAGCGCAAUGUUUGGAUGUGUGAGCGUGUUUGCUUGUGUGGAUGUUUAUUCAUGGCAGGAGCAGGCUGGUGUUAAUCGGGAUCAUGUCUGAUUAUGUGGCCAUAGGGCAUAGAGGGUUUACAGACAAUGCUUGUGUGUGUGUUGUGUUGUGCUGGCAGACUGGCGUGCUGGGAGAGUCAACUGGCUGAUCCGCACUGCCAGUAACGUGCCAUGCAGCCCUGCAGGCAAACCUCCAUUCAACAAAAGUGAGUACAGUAAGGAUUUUCUUUUGAUUCUGAACUACAAAAAAAAAAAAAAAAAAGCAGAGAUGUGAUCCGGUUUGCUAGCAACACAACAGCAAAACACUUAAACAAAUGAGAUUGUGAUGAAGAGGAGAUGCAUAAAAUGGUUGUGAUUGCAAUAAAACCUCCUUCAAUUGAUGCGUCUGAUUUUUCCAGCCAGAGCAAUCAGAUGUGAUAAAAUCAUCUGGAUGGCAAAAGAAAGCUAGAGGAUUCUCAUUAAUUUGCGCAGCUCUGACCAGUUGUCUCCUCCAAGGAAGGAGAAUCACAUGAGAAUAAUCCUAAGUGAAAUAAUCACAGCUCAGAGCAACAGCAAACGGGGAUGAAUAAAUAAGGCUGACUAAAUAAAUGAUCAGUGAUUGUUUGGCUCUAAGUGCCGUUGCUGUAGCUCGGCAUCCUGAUUUAGUCGAAGCCUUCAGCAAUCCCUCAGCCGAGCUAUGGUCUUAGCGGAAGAGAAACGGCUAAAAAGCCCCAUUCUUCUUCAUACCUUCAAUAUUCAAUGAGAGCGCUAAUUGCACCGUGCUGAAAGAAAGAAAAAAGGGAGGGAGAGAGGCAGGGUGGGGGGAGGUGGGAGAGAUCUACUGGCUAAUGGUCCGUAGGGGGAAAAUGAAGGAGAGGAAAAAAGGGGAUUUAAAAGUUAGACAUAUCCUCAGGAGGUUCCUUCCUCUGUUUUUUUCUUUCUUUUUUUUUUUUUACCUGUGCGUCUCUUAGCUUUAAUGCUAAUGCUCAUUAGCCAGUCUGUGUGAUAUCCGACGAAUCACGGCUACUGUUAGCGACCGCCACCGCGAGCACUCAGAGCAUCCAGUGGUAAUGCACACACGCCUCUCUCUGUUGUCAGCCGGAAUCCCACUCCGGCUUUUUUUUCUUUUUUUGUUUUACCUCAAAAGUUAGUUGGAAAGAUAUCUUGGAAUAUUUUUCGCUCAAGGUGCACCCAUUUGUGAAGAAGAAUAGGGGGAUGCAUAUGCAUUAAAAAGUCUUUGUGUGUAUAAAAUGCCAGCGCAGCACUUUAGCCUUCCCUCAUCCUUCCACCCCCGUUUCUCCCUUUAAUCUUUGGCGGAGUUAUAAUACAAUAAGUCUCCGUAAUCAGUGGAUCUCCUCCCCUAGACUUAUACCUGGGAUAAAUGAAUGGAUUUGAACAGAGAGGAGGGGAAAAGGAAAAAUAAAUGAUGCAAACAUUAAAUUCAUCAUUACUAUACAAUUGGAAAAUAUAUCUGUUUUAAUGAGUUUUUCCAGUUGAAUGCGCUACCGAUGACCACAAGGGGCAGUGUGUCAGGACGUCCGUCUCCCUCUCUCCCCUCCAGUCAGCCCCUUUCCCUGUCCCCUGAUACACUGCGACUGAAAUCCUGCUGAUCAGAAGUUUUUCUCAUAAAUCAUGCCAUCCACCAAACAAAGCAAUAAAGAUGUUUGUUUGCAUUAUUGAAGGGGAAGUAUUGCCUUGGGUCAGCUUUAGCAGCGAUGUGUGUGCGUGUGUGUGUGUGUGUGUGUGUGUGUGUGUGUGCAGGUGUUCCUAAAAAAUACAUGUUUGCUGGAGUGUGUGCUUGCCAAGUAUUUUUCAGUUAAAAAAGUAAUUUGUUUGAGAAAAGCAUAUUUUGUUGAGUUCACAUUCUCUUUUUUCUCCACACAGGAGCCUGUAAUGGUGUUUUUGAUUGCUCAGGCAAUCACUAUCAGCGGUGUGUGAGUGUGUGUGUGUUUGAGUGUGAAGGUGGCUGUGGCGUUUUUUAAAGGGGGAGCAUGGACUAAAUUUAUGUUGGGCUUCAUGUCUGUGCUUGUGCAUACCAGUUUGUGUCCUGUCAAGUUUCACUUUUGUCUUUAGGGAUCAUUUACAACUCUGGACAAUUUUAAACAGUCCAUUUGGUGCUAUUUAUAUUGAUCACUCAGGCUGCCAGGCACAGGCUCAGAAAAACAGACUUCCUCACAAAUACACUUUCUCUCUCUCUUUCUGUUUGUGUCUGCCUUUCUCAGACAGCUUGACUUCUUUCACACUUUUUACGUUCAUACAGAUUUCUGCUUGAAGCCCUUUUUUAAUUUGGUGUGUCGUCACAUGCCGCUGCAGAUGGUCAACUGAUUAAAUGAGGGAUGUGUGGGGUUAUCAAACAUGCUAGGAGUGUCCCUCGCUGUAUCCAGUAUCACUAUAGAAUUUAACAUGAAACCCUUUACCAAAUGAAUGAUAGCUUAUUUAUAUAUAGUAACAACUGUCCCUAACACGACCCUUUGGCUUGAGCGUGCAAUUUUACCUCUGUCAGUCACACAAUCUGCUUUCAGACAUGCACUGGUCGGUCUGCUGGAAAUCCCCCAGCAUCAUCCAGGGGGGUUACAAGUGUGGACACAAAUGCUGUAUUUUAUCGCCCUGAAAGCGUGCAGGUUUUUUCCCUGCAGCCCUUUCUGUAAAAGGCCUGCAUGUUUAUGUAAGCCCAGCAGGUUAGAGUUGGGGACAAAUACCGCAAAUGAGCAGGGUGGUGAUAUUGUCCGCACAGGGCAGAGUUUUGCAGACUAUACUGCACGUGUUACUUGCUUGCAUAUUGUUUCCCAACUGCUGUGUUUCCAUUGCAUUAACACUGACUAUCUAAAAUGAAUUGGCAGAAACCUUUAGGUCCAAAUUGUCCUGAAAUCAUCUAGAAAAAUCAUUCAAGCACACGUGCUAACAGGGCUAAAGAGACGAGUCAAAUAAGAGGUCAUUUUUGACAUAAAUACUCCACCUGAACUUGAAAAGAAUAAUACUGACAUUUAACUGUAAUUACAUUUGCUUUUUAUUUUUCUCGAGUGCCUCAUAAACUACGAAAGACCAUUUCACUCGCAUUUACAGCUAAAAAUAGAUGUGUGCAAAUUGUAAAAUGUAUUUAGGGGCACAUGUGCGCAUUAAAAAAAAUCAGCUGAGGCAACAAAUGUUUUUUUCAUGUAAAUACUGCGGUGAAGUUAGUGUAAGGUUAGAUAUUCGACGGACCUUUACUGCAGAUCUAACAGUGUCUUCUCACUUUCCAUAACCGGGAAUAGAAAUAGCAUUGCGAUUAAAUCUACUCGACACCCUCGCUGUCAAUGCCGGGUGUUGAAUAAGGGACCAUCAAUAAAUUACCAGUUGAUGUUCUCAAAAAAGCUGUUUUCCUUCAAUAGCGUCCAUGUCAUGUGACCAAUUGACCUAAAAUUUAUUUCAAAUAAUAGUACUGAGGUUGAACGAUAAGACACACCUCUUCAUUUCCUUAAUUUGUCCAAAAAAUUGGGGGUAAAAUGGGUUAAAAGCAACUCUCAUUGUGCCACUAAAGUUCUUUGUGUGUUCCUUACUUUUUCAACUUUGGAGCACAUGUGCUCCUUGUGAAAAAACUUAGUGUAUAGCCCUGAACUGAUAUUCUGACAUAAGUGAGGGCACACAGAGUACCUGUGUAAACUCAAAACCUCCUGUUUGCUAAUCAGAGCGCAACCUAACCCAGGUCUCUAUCAAUAUGAUCCUCCACUCAGUUGGUCAGUCAACAGCAUUCCAGCUUAAGCCUGAACCUGGUAUACUCAUUAAAACCAAACCCAACUAUUUGGUUUUGCGGUCAUGGGGCUUGCAUGCGAUUCAUCACGGCAUGUGUUUGUGUGUGUGAUGAAACUGUAUAAGCCGGUCUCCAGUUGUGCUGUAAUAUAACCUGGUCCACGGGAGUCCGUUCUGGGCUCUUGGCUUUGCUCUUGUGGCCUUCAAGCAUUCGGCACUUCAUCUGAGGAGGACUUUGAGAGGGGCUUUUGAAUGCUUUGCGUGGCAAACCAGCUUCUCUCUAAAUAAGACGGUUCCCAGCUUGACAAUGCUAUAAAAACGUAGCACUAAGAGGCCGAGACUUACAUAAAGGAAAUAGGGUCUAAUAGUAUUAGAAUAAAUGACUGGAAAGUUAAAAACCUGAGUAGCUUUAAGACAUUUAGGAAGAACAAUAUCCUCUCUGUACCUGCUUUAAAAACUUUUUAUGAUCCUGCUUUUUACGAUCCUGUUCACUCUGCCUCUUCCUCCUCUGCCCCCUCCAUCCCUCUGUCGCAGGGAUGACUAAUGGUAAAUGUCUUUCUGGAGGGGGCGAGAAACUACCUGCUUUUGUUAUCUUUACGCCCAGCAGCUUGAAGAGACAACCAUCAAACAUCACACUCCUGGUCUGACUCUCCUGACGUGGAAGGAGCUGGCAGUGACAUGGUUAGUGGAGUGAGAGGACCCUGCAUCCUGGGGCCUGGCAGCUUUAUGAGCCCAGGGGGACCGUAAAGAGACAGGCUUCCAGGAUUUCAGCUGAUGCAUGGGUUAGGGUUAGAAAAGCAUGAAAGGACAGGGACAGGAUGCCUGUUUGGUCAGAGUUCAUUGUUAUCAGAGCGGGGUCUUCCCAUUCACAGUAGCCCUGGUAGAAAAGGUGAUAGUGACGAAUAAACUCCUACAAAUGACCCCUUAUUUGUCAAAGCUAUGCCUCACAAAGGAGCGUGUAAAGAUAAGAAAAACUCGAAUAAACAUACUGCAAAGUGGCAAGCAUGUCCACUCUGACAGAAAAGGCGGUAUCCUUCUCUGCACAUACCUGUGGCGUGUUGCUGACGGAUGGAUGGGUCAGUGUUUGUUUUAGCAGCCAAGUCUUUGGACGAAAGGAGGAAGCUCUGGAAGAGCUGUAUCAGUGUUUGGACAGAUACCACUGGCCCCAAAAGACACAGGCCAUCAUCGGCCUUUGGGAUAAUGCAAACAGAGGAAAGGAAAGGCCAAAGAAACACUUUUCAGAAAGUCAAAUUUGCGCUUAAACGUGCCAUUGUUUUGUCAGUUAGAGGUGCGAGAGUGUUGUAUAUAAAAAAAAAACUGCAAUAUGGAUAGUUUUUUUUUUUUUAAUGCAUCAGCGUAAAUCACAUUUUAUAUUACUUACGAAGACUCAUGCACUGUUGAUAAACCCCUGCUAAUUUUGUUGCCAACAAUUACCGUUGAGCAGAGGACCAUUUUCACAUGGCCAAUGAUUUUUUUACUGGGUGUCUGCCCUUGUUUCCCAAGCACUCAUUGUGACUGGAAGUGUCCCAUUUGGCAGGAGCUUUAACAGAGUUUUAUAGAGUGAUCCUCAUUGUCCCAGCCUCCUCUUGGUGAGGAGUUAAUGAGACCAGGUUGAGGAGGAGACAGAGCCACAGCAAAGGAGCACCGACAGGCUUAGACACAAUGGGAACACACACAUGGGCACAUCUGUUUCCACUGAGAUCUCACUGAUGGAGAACAGAGACUUCACCAUCUGCAGCUGAAGGGGACGUGCGCACACUCGCAGGUGCGGAGACAGACUUAAACAUACAGUAGAUACACGCAGGAUUUAAACUCUGAUUAAAACAAGCAGAUCGGUGACUGAAAGACAUUUUAUCAUGGGACAAUCUUGUAGCAAACUUGCUGCUCUGUUGUCCUGACUAAAUGCAACUGUCCGAACAGAGCCGUGGAGGAGAUGAGUCAAUGCUAGCCGAGACGGUGCAAUCGCAUGCUGUUCUUUCUAGACGUGUGAGCGCGAGUUACCUUUACAACCUCUGACAGUAAGUGUGAAUCAUGAUCAGCGUACUCUGCCUCCCUCAAGAACCCAGUAUGGGGGUUGUGACCAUUCCGGUUUUCUAGUAAUGUGUAAGCCAACCAAGAUACAAGUUUUAUCCUCCUUCUCUGCCCACUUAGUCAAACCAGCACUUCUUCUCUGUCACGCUUCUCUCCCUCUUCUCUUACAAAAUAAGAUAUAUUGCACUUUUUUCUGUAUGAGCAAUUAUCUAUGUUCAAUUGCACAUUUUAAGGUUGUUUCAGUUUUCAAAGAAGGCAACCACAGCCUCUCCACUUGCUUCUCACGGCUCCAGAGACCAGAGGGCGAUGAGGGUGGGGGAUUCCAAAGAAAACCUGCGGUAAAGGUGGUCUCACUGUGGUUCACGGGUGUGUGAGACUCUUGUAUUGUAUGUGUUUGUGUUCACUCGCAGGCAUAAAAGAACUACAUCUACAGGGGGGAGGCAAGAAAAGGGAGCUAGAGGUAGGAAGCAAAGUUUCUGUUGCCGCAGAAACCAUAUCAUUUCUCACCACCUGAAAGUCACCGGAAUAAGAGACUGCUACUGCUGCUGCUGCUACUGCUGUGCAAAAUGAAAAAAAUAUAUAUACCAACAGACUCCAAAGAUGUAAAAUGCCCGCUGACAUGUUCCGCUGAGCGAGCUUACAUAAUGAAUGUGGGUUUUCAGCAAACUGUCUUGACAAUGAAUUAACUGGAUUUAUAGCAAUAGUACAGAGUGACCCAGGCUUUCUGCUGUUAGAGACACAACACUAAUGCAUCCAGUUAUGUAGGUGUGCUGGGCUUGUUGAUGCGUGCAGUUGUAGUGAGAUUUUAUUUAUAGUUAUACUCUUUGACAUCUCUGAAAGUGUAUAUUUUGGUGGUGAAAUGGGUGUAUUGAAUCAAUGUAGAGGAAGUGUUUUGAGGCCUGUGAGCAAAUGUUGGUGCACGUGUGUGAAGAGGGAGGAAAGGAUGUCAGAGCUGAACAUCAUAGGCUGUAUUGUGACCAUCUACACCAUGCAUGUGAGUGGAAAAGUAAAGCUUCCUGUUCAUUUGUGUGAAGAAGGUUCAUGCAGCAUUUGCACGAUUGCGUGUAGGAGAUAAGACGUUGAACAAGUGUGGUUAUAAUAAAAGAAAAAGAAAAAAACUAUCAGUACAUUGAGGUCUGAUUAAUCACCACUUUAAUGAGUCAGCAGUCUGUAUUGACUUCAGGUUUCAAAGAAAAGGAAUCAAGUGAUCACCUUGAACAGAAGUGUAUCUAUAUCCAGUUUUUAUUGAAGGGAGCUUUAAGCUAAGCUGCUCAUUGGGAGUCCUUGAACGUCUAAUUUCUUGUCUUACACUUGUGUUUGUUUUCCUCAGUGACAUGAUUGUCCGAUAUGAGCUGCACCUUCCCAGCAUUGCGGAAAGAAUGGUAUCUAUUUCUGUUCCUUCCUGCCAUGGCUUCGAGCAGGCAUCCAUAUCUUACCAUAACCCCAUCGAAGCUCUCUGCAGACUCAUAUCUCUGUCAGCCUCGCAGAGCGAAACAAUGCUUCCUGUUUGGUUUGUCCGACCAGUGCCAGCGCUCUCUUACAGGCUGCUAAUGUUCCUAUGUCAACUUUGACCCUACUUAACUGAAACCACCACUAUCAGACCAGGUUCACACCACUCACAGGAAGUCAUGCUCUGAACUCACGGCCUGAGCGAUGGUUACAAAAGAAGGAAAACACACUGACUGUAACACAACCACGUAACUACUUUUAAUGGAGGAGGCUGAGGUAAAAAUAAAAACAAGGCAAUAAAACGCAGUGAUAUCAGGAGACAGAGUGGUGUCGGUUUGAGUGAGUUAUGUAUAAUUUAUGUUGUGCUGUAUGGGUUUGUAUGCAUUGUCUUGCAGCGCUCUUACCAUUUAAAUUUAACAAACAGUCUCAUCUCCUGGAGUCUAUCUGCAGAAACCAUCAUCUUUCAUUCACGCUGUCAGAUAUGUUUUCUAUUUGACUGUCUCAUCCGUCCUCCUCCUUUGCUGGUGUAAACUCUAAACCGCUACACUCCCACACGGAGCGCUGCAGCCCAGCAGCUGAGAAGGCUGAGACGACAAGUACAAAAUUUAAAAAGACAGGCCUCUUUUUGGCUUAGCUACAACAGCAGACACACAGCUAGUAGGCGCUAAGUCUCAUGCUGAGUCUGAGGACAGACGACGUGAGCUCCUGCAAAGCUCUGUCUCCUGAGUUAGGAUGCUGCGUGUCUGUUCUGCCGUUUCAACGCCGAGCGAACUGACAAAAUAUCUGUUGGGAAUCUUUGAAGGGUGAGUAAUGUAAAAGAAAGUGGAGAAGAAGAGAAGGAGGAGGAGCAAGAACUUGCAUGUGAGCAUCUCUGUGGGAGUGCACAAGGGAGAGUAGUCGAGAUAUGAAGAGAGAAAAAAAAGAUGAAGAGGCUGAAGAUAUGAAGAAGGGACAGACAGCGCAGCAGACCACUGAGUGUCUAAGAAAGUGAGCAGAGCAGCAGCUCCAUCAGCCUUAAUAGAAACACGCACCGGCCCAUUAUGAGGAGGUGUUUGAGAAUAAAUCAUCUAACAGGCCCCUUUUCAAAGCAUUACCCUGUCAAACCCAAUCUAACCUGCCUGUGUCUGCUCUCCCCUCCCAUCCCAGCUCACACUGCACCCCCUUUCCUCUCUCCUAAGUGAGCAAAGCCGUUUGCCGCCUCAGGCAAGGGCUGGGAACAUAAGAGCAAAGUCACAGCCGAGCCGCAGAUUCUAGUCACCACCACAGUGUGUCCUCUCAGACUGACGGGGGGGUUAACUCCAACAAUAUGUGUUUGGUUAUCCGCUGUAAAAUUUAGGCUUUCAGAACCCACACCAUUUCCCGUUUUAAGUGCAUUUUGAAUGAAGCAUUUGUAAAUUAAUUCGUCAAGAACUUUGGAGAAAAAGAGCGUCCCAGUCUGGAGAACAAAAAAGGGAAAGCGAGUUUGCAGUCUUUGAUGUGACCACUGCUUCAGUGAACAUGGAUGAGAACUGCUUUCCUCAUGUCUCCUCUGUGUCUGUCACACAGUGUGGUUUUCACCACAAGACACAUCCCCUAGCCUUCUGGGAACCAUAAGGCCAACCUCCGUGACAGCCAGGCGAAGCAACAAAUAGGCUAGUGCGGAGAGUCUGACCGCGAGAAAGGAGUUUCAGCAGAGGAUGUGAACUGACUGUAUCUUUAAUGCUGCUUAAAGAGAGACUGCUCCUCUCUGCGUGCACAGAAGCUUGUCUCCUGAAAUCAGAUUUAUGACUUUCACAUGCACAGUUUGAGCCCUGCGAGGCUUUUUCCACUUUAAUUAAGUUUGAAAAGUGUAAAUCUGUGUUUAUUUUUCAUCUGCAUAUUCAGAAUUAACUUCGUAAUGACUUGGCAGCAUGUCUGAUACAUGAGAGCUGCUUCGCACAGGUUUGCACUUCCGUUCUCACUUAAGGACAAGCCCCAUUGAUCGGUGGGAUAUGGGGCAAUAAGCCCUGUGUGUUUUUCCAUGGCUCCCUCCAGUGCUGAAGCAGGCUGAUGCUUCGGGCUGCUGUGUGUGUGAGAGAGACGGCUGGGUCGGCUGACUGACAGCUCUGGAUAAGGGAUAGUGUGUCUGCCCUCAGUGCCAGCACAGCUAGAAGUGAUAAACACCGGCAACCUGAUCCAGAGACAAGAGACGCCUCUGCCUCUGACAGAGUUCAAACUUAAUGCACUUCUAUUCUUCUUCGCCAAGUCCACAUUUGCUUGGCUCAUCCCCGCCUGGCCAGGUGGAGGUCAGCGGAGGCUAUUCCUGCAGUUUUUCAACCACUUCUGAUUGGUUCUUUCUCUUGCCAGUCUAUCUCAUCCCAUCACUAUUUAAAUCUGUCUACAGCUCCUGCUUUAUAGCAGCCUUUCAGCGUCCAUUAUUCCUAGAGCCCAUCCUAUUCAAUAUUCCUAUUGCGCCAACAGGACCUGAGCAUUCUCUCUGCUCUGGAAUAUUUAUGGAAAGUUUAUUUUAUCUGUUUUUUUUAUUGCUACUCUUGUGCAAAUCGGCCCCCAUAGAGUCCCCAGUCCCUGCCCUUGCAGUAAUGGCAAUGUAAACAUGGGAAAGUAAUUUGAAUUCUAACAAAGUGGAGAUUAGCUGGUGACAGUUUGUGGCAUGGGCGAUUAUUUCUAAAAUAAUCCUGUUUUGAUAUGCAUCUGCGUCCCGGCAGGAAUUUUCAAUUUGUUUUCCCAUUGCUGCAUGUAAACAAGCUCUAGUGUCUCCUUAUCAUGGCGUCGCACGGACAAGGAGGGGAGCGUAUGCCUGCCCUCCCCUCCAUCCCCCACACCUCCCUCUCUCUUGCUUUCCUCCGUCUCCCAGCACAACCUGCCUCCUCCACCCAGCAUCUGGUUAGAGGAGCUGAGCAGCCGCGCUUGUCUGGGUUUCAACAAGUCUCUUUAUCACCAGCAGGUAGGGGGUUUUAUGUGUGUACCUGCAAGUCAUUUGCAAACAUGAAGUCCUCAAAACGCACCCCUGAAUAUGUUCUGCUUGAGGGGUUCUGCCCAUUCCCGGUUUGAAUAGGCCAAUAUGCAGCAUGGCAAAAUGGCCUCCUGUCUGCCAAAAGGAGCUGUCGUACCCACAGGCCUGGGCCAGGUGAUAAAUGUUUACACUUUUGAUUGUCAGCUGGGAGUUAAGGAAAGAAUGGGGACUAUUUAUUUUAAAUUGCUUGCUUAAAAAACACUUUAAUUUAAAGUUGCAGACUUCUUCCUUUUUUUCAUAAAGAUUUGUGUUUCAGAUGUUUACUCAAGAGGGGGGAUUCAUUCAUUUCCCAUGAUGCCUGUGGAGUCUCAGAAAGUCCUACACAAGAUGAUAUCAGCUGUUUACUUACCUGCCUUUGAUGCGCAUAGAAAGCCAGGGGGCUAUUUAUCUCUCGCUGAUUGAUUGCUUCUGCCUGAAGCUAAUCAGCAUGUAGCUCGUUGUGUCUUAAUGUUUAUGGGGAUUAUGGGAGGAUAAACAUAGUAAUCCCCCAUGUUGUGCAGGACUUCCAAUUAUCAUGCCGCUCCACCAAAAAUAAGGUCACCAUAGAUUUAACCUUUUAAUGCAAUAUAAGCCAGCCGACAUCUCUCUGCUCUUCAUCUCAGCAAAGUUUAACCUGACUUUGGACCCACGUCUCACUCACAGGUGACUCAUCUCAGCUGUAGUGGGUUGUGACUGGAGCUGACCAGCUAGGUUAGGCUGUGGUCAGUGCGCUGACUGAGGCAGGCUUCCUUACAGAUAGAGAUAACAGGCAGAGGUGAAUGUCUAGUCCAUGCUGACAGUCUGGAUCGAUUAGGGAUGGAUCACUUACACGCAGCGAUCGUUACAACCCCGCCCCAGUGCUCAGGUGGAGACAUGGAGCGACUCACAGCAGCAGCAGCAGCAGAGAGGUGAAGCUCCUGACUGAAAUGUGCCCUUGCAGAGAUAGAGGAUCACAGUUUGUUAUUUUUUAUUACGUACUUUUAUUUGGCGUUUGGAGUUGUUUAUGUCAAGUUACUUGUCCAGCUGAAGUAUCCUGAUUGACAAAGACUGCAUGAUUGAUACACCUCUUCUUCCAUCGCCAUUAAGGGUGUGAGAAGAGAGGAUGCAGAGUGGCCCAGCUCUCACUGCGAGUCACCUCCACAUCCUCCCCUCAUUAAUCUACUCUAAUACAUUCACUGUAAAGAGCUGCUUUCCCAGCGAAGAGCAAGCAGGCCUUAAAUUACAAUACAGAGGAGUGGAAUCAUUACUACCUUUAAUGUUCCCAAUCUAAUUGAGGCAUUAAUUUAAGUAGAGUCCCCAGUGAGGAUUAUUCAUAACUGCUUUUUAAUUUAGAAGGGGGAUCAGUGGAAAUAUUCCCCACAUCAGACACAAAGUUCUUACCCUGGUUACCCUUUUGACUGCUCUCGGUGCUUUUUCUAAGCCCCCUGACAUUCGCAGGAUGAAGCAGCAGGAUACACAGAGCAGAGAAGAGCCGCCUCUGUUACUUUAACAAUAAAAUACAAACACAGCGCAGCUCCUUUGGUGUGUUUCCCACUUACCCUCGCCUUAAGUAAGUCAGUUUGUGGUGCUUACAAGACAUGGUUGCUUUUGACGUAUUUUUGCUUGCAUAAAAAAUAGGCUUCAAAUUCUUUUGCACAACACUUUAUGUUAACUUUGUAGUGGUUUAAACUCUGUAUUUUUGCAAAUGAAUAUUCAAAAGCCUCUGCAAUAGUUCAGGAGCAAUGAAAGAAGUCAUUUCAAAGAGAACUACACACCCGAAUUAAAGUAAAGGAAACUGAUGUAGCUAUAAAUAUGGUUUCCAGAUAAAGCUACAGUGGCGAGUACAGAAAAUGCAUCAACAAUAAGAAGUAGCAGGCCAGGGCGGCGAAGAGAGCUGCACCUGCAGAGUGAAGUCAGCAGGACAGACUCAGCAGAGAUGCAGCAAAAACCCUAUUAUUAAAGCAUUAUAAAAACAAACCAGCACAGUGUGCUAGUACAAAUAAGAAAUCUGUUACCAGUCAGCUGACGGGAGAACACCUGAUAUCAUAAUGAGCCCCUGAUGAAAAAAAACAAGAUGAUUGACAGACUUGUUCUGUGUCCUGCUUUGUUUAAUAAUCCUGUUCCUUUUAAAUUAUUUGUUUUAUUAAUCACUGCACUUUUAUUAGAAAAUCUCUAAAUUGUAUUUGUUCCUUAUGUAUACACUAAAAAAAAUGCUCUUUGCAAAAGCUGCAUCUCAGCUUAACAGGGAGAUACCAUAAAAAAAAUAAAAAAAUAAAAUAAAUAAAUAAAAUAAGUAGUUUUGCUUUUAAACUCAGGGUAUCAAGAGUAUUCAUGAACCAAAAAAAUGUAAAAGCUGUGUCAUUUUUAUGUCCUCUCUUCUUCUGUCCAGGUUUUAUUUACUAUCCAGCAUCCUAUAAUCUAUUUAAGCUGUCCAAUGCCUGGGUCAAAGCCCAACAUGCGAACUGUGGAGCAUGUGUAAAAUGUUUUGGCAGGUUUCAGUCUGAUGGGGACAUAAACAUGGAAGAGAAAAUGGAUGCCCUACACCUGCAUUAUCUAGAUUUGAUUUAGUGUGAAUCCAGUUGGACUGAAGUCUUAAUGUGUAUUUUCAAAGUCUAUUUUCAGUGGGACUAAUGCAGUAAAUCAAUUUCUAGGAUGGCAUAUCCAUGUAUUGUCAUGAUAAUCUCAGCAGGUAUAUCCAACUACACCUUCUGAGCCACGCCCUCAAACUUUUUGGGGAAGUCUACCUUGGCUUUCCCACGGCAGGCACACCCUAUUUAAAGAGAGGUGAGAGUGAGAAAAUACUUGCAUUCGUAGAGACACACACUGAAAUCCACUGGAUAGAAGAAGUCUGUUUAGAGCUGGAUCCAAAACUUAGGUUUAUGUCCCUUUAAAGCUCCAGUAAGGAACUUUUUGUUUGUGUCAAUUUUGGUGCCCCCUGUGGGCAUAACUAUUCAUCUUAUCUUUCCUGACUAUGUGCAAGUCAUAAUUUUGGUUUAGAAACUCUUAGACUACUUGCUGAUAACAGUCAGAUGCAUUACUCAGAGUGGAUGUUAGCUGUGGAAAAAGUCACAGUGUUGAAUGAUCUUGACUAACCUACCACUCCAAACUUAAAAGUGAUGGUCUGUUUACUGUUGCAGGCAUAAAGAGGUGACACCGUUAUUAUCAGUCAGUUUUACAUUCAGCUAAAAACCCCUCACAGGAGCUUUAAGUUUUUGUUACACAGUUUAACGUGAGUGAAAACCUCCUUUUAAAAAUUCUGUUCUGUGUGUGUUACCUCCAGGAGUGAAGAUAAGUUUUCCGGCCCUGUUUCCCCUUUGAAAUUUCAUACUUAAACAGCGAGGCUCUGUGGGGAGGAUUAUUAGCGGUGGAGCUCCAUAUUGAACCACAGCAGCAGAAUUUGGCCAAAGGGGAGAAAUCAGCGGCUCAUGAGACACAAGCAUUUGAAUGUUGGGACUUUUUAAAACACACAACCAAACAAGAGCACUUAAGGGACGAGAGCACGCACCCACGUACACAAACUGAAACAGGCGUGCGUGAGGCUGUACCCCGAGGGAUGUGAGUCACACAGAUACCGCCGCAGUCCCCCUGUGGCACUAGAAGCAGGCAUGGCGUGCCAUCUGGAGCUGGGAGGAGGGUUUGUUAGAGGGGUGUUGAAACCGAGUGGUACAUGCUUCGACCGUGUGGCCGGCCAUCUGGCUUGGCGUGCUGUGUAUCAGUAACUUUGAGCAGUCCUGUAUGGGAGCGGAGAAGGGGAGAUGGAUGGAUGGAGACAGAGGGGUGGAUAGCUGUAGGGUUAAAAGCAGCCAGAGCGCAGUGGCACCGAUUUGAUGGAUGUAUAUUGUAAAAUACACUCUCUCUCUCUCCCUCUGUUAGUCUGCAUCCCUCUUUGGAUUGAUGUGCUGCAAAAAUAAACUCUGUCCCGAAUAUCUACGCAUUCAUUAUCUCACUUUUCUUUUAAGUCAGGGAGGAUUUAAACGCACAAACAUAUGCAACAUUUAACAGUUUAAACUUUUUGCAGUCACUCUCUAUGUAAGGGUCCUUGUUAUAAGCAUUGAUUAAUAGAAAAUAAGCUACUUAUAAGACCUCUCGGACUGCAGGACGGCUGAUAUGGUGUCAGCAUUUCUACAAUUUCAGACAAGCUUUAAAAGUGAUCAGUAAAAUCUUAAAAUCAAUUCUGAAACACACAGGAAGCCAAUGAAGGGAGGUGAGGACAGGAGUGAUGUGAUGUCGUCUGUUAAAACCAGUAAGAAGCCGAGCCGCUGCAUUCGAGACAAGUUGGAGGCGACAGAGAGAAUUAUGAGUGAUACCAGAGAGGAGGGAGUUACAGUAAUCUAAUCGAGAGACGAUGGGUGCAUGGAUGACUUUUUCAAGGUUUGCUCGUGACAGAAUUAAACUCUAGUAUUAAUAAACCCUAUGACUCAUAUAUAAACUGUUAACAGGUUUCUAAUGAGAGCCUCUGGGUGUCCAAAAGUAAUACUAAAUGUGUUAAUUUUGCUUUUAUUAACACUUGUAAAUGUUUAUAAGCACCUUAAAAGGCCUUAUUAGUGGCUUAUUAACUGUCAUUUCAUGUGUAUUACAAGGACCUUUAUAUAAAGUGGUUUUUUUUUGGUGUAUAAAUUUAUCAUUACAGUGACACAGAUCACUGGUACACUCCACUAUUUGCACAUGGUGGUAUCUGUUUCCUGUCAUCCUGAUAUGUUUAAUUUCAGUCUUUUUUGUCUUUUUAUGGCGGUUAAGGAAAAACAAAUCCAACUUUUAAAAAGUGGUAAAGGUGAGGAACUUUGGGAAGGUAAAAAAGUAACACAGCAGCAGUAACUUUUAGGUUCACGUUGAACUUUGUCAACACUAACAGCUGUUUCCCUGAGAGUCUAAUAUAGACAACACUUUUUACACUGCAGUUCACUGCCAAGUGGUGCGUUUCGUGCAGACGCUUUAGGGUUCUUUGUGUUCCCUACAAGAAGCUUAAUGCUGCGACAAAGUGUCAGUAUUUUGAGUCUUUGGGAAUGGGAAUCAUCUGGUUUCUGAAGGCCAGAGUGAGCUGAUAAUCUGUUAAUGUAUUUACUUUAAAAAUAUAUUCUAAUGAAGUCUAAAUAAAUAGUCUUGACUGUUUGAUAAACUUGUAACAGCUGAGAUCAGUUACAGUUGACAUUACUCAUCUUUUGGCAAAAAUAAGUGACCGACUUUCACUAGAAUCGGCUUUUAUUACGACAUAUUCUGUCCUUUGGCUUGAUUUGGUUGAGGUGAGAUGAAUAGAAAUAAAGAGAAAUGAAUGGAGGCUGAGCUGCAGAUUAAGAGGAUGAGCUGCAGAAGAACUUGACCUCCGAGAUGUGAGCAGACCACCAACAGCCAGAGCUCAAAGCUCCACAGACCGAGAAAAACCCAGAUAAAGAGAGAGAAAGGACAAGUGAGCAAGGGAGAGAUAAUAGAGGGAAAAGAAAGAAGAUAAGGAUUUAUCUCAUGACCCUACGUGCGGCCUGACUCAUGUCUGCCUUAAGCCAAGUGUGAGAUCCACUUCGCUUUAAUAUUUUAUAGUUUCCUUCAAAGAGGUCCUGCUGCUCGUGCUCACUCUCUGUAUGAGCUCAGUGCAAGAACUUAGACUUCCCACCUUGAUCUGCACAGAUCCCCUCUCUCUUUUACUCAUCUUCUUCCUUACAGACUUCAUUUCUCCACAACACUGACUGUCCUCUUCAUAAAAAAAACACAAAAUAUCUGUCAAUGAACAAAGACCAGGUUUUUGGCAAUAUGUAAUGAAGACUAAAGAGGGACUUAGUCAGCAGAUCCAGUCGUUCUCUGAUGGUGCGAAAGAGAAACAGCCAGAGAGUAAUGAUUUUUUAAAAAAUAUGUACAGUAUGUGUUUAUGCUUCUGACCAAUUACUGACCAGUCGAAGAGACUGAGGGUUUUUUCGUGAGCCCGAUCAAAUCUGGCAUCACUUUAACUUCAAAGCCAGGAAGGGGUAUAGAGUUCCUAAACACAUCAUGAAUAUUGCAGGAUUGUAAAGUCACUCUUUCUGAUCUGAAAUAAAAACUUCUGAAGAGCUCCAACCGGCCUCCUCCAGCCCCCCUAAACUUACAGUAGCCAGGCGGGCGGAUGGGCAGUCCAUUAACUAUUUAAAUGCACACAGAGAUGUGAGAAGCAGUGGCCAGCAUUUUAAUGAAAAACAGCGAGUGGAUUGGCUCCUGACGGGACCGCUCUGUUUCUGAUUACCAUUACUACAGCUCCAGAGUUACAUUCAAAGGUCUGGAAGUGAUUAAAGUUACAUUGAUAUUUUUCUUUUCCUCUUUUUUGAGGUUGUGAAUGCACGCUCCAGUUUUCUGGACUUUGUGGCAGCUCCAUUUUUAUGUCUGCAAGUCAAGACAGUGACAAAGUGCUACUAAAUUCAAAAAGGUCUGAGUCCAUGCCAAAGUGUCAUCUAUCCUUCCUAUUUCCCCUCAGGGAGUUCUCAACUAACCAGCCUUCACACUCCUAUCUUGGGCACCCUGCUAAUAAGGAACACCCAGCAUUUAAGCCGGAAAGGCUCUGUCAGGGUUUCAGCUUCAAGGCUAAGGGUGCCCACACAGGGACACUGUGCCAGGUUUGAGAUGAGGGAUGAGUGUAAGAAUAUCUCACUCCUUCAGUCAUUUACUGUUGAGGCCUAAAAUUAGAGAGAGUGAGUUUAAUUUAAAAUCAAACACGCACAAUCUCAAUCCUGUCUCCUUAAAAUACAAGAGACACUUUUUGAUUCAGAUUUUUUAUACAGUGAAUUAAAGGUAUUACUAUUUAUGUUUAGGACACCACAUUGAGUUUAUGAAUUUCACUGUGAAUCUGGAGUCGUUGUGCGGUUUCUAAACUCUUAAUCCAGACUGUGAAAGAUUCAGAGAGCAGACAGCUGGUCCCUCGAAGCUGUUUUUGUUUCUGAAGCCGUUCAUAGCAGCUGAUUCUGCCUCUCGUCUUUUUUUUUUUAUCUGAACUGGUCUUAACCCCCAUGAACAUGUAAAAAAGACCCCUGCAGAUUAGAGAAAAAAACUCAUGCAUUGUCCACAGUUGCGAUUUAAGGAUACACAGAUACAUCUUAACCAGAUCUGAUGUUUCUUUGUAAAGCGUCGGCUCUUUAGUAUUUUUACCCCUGAGAUGUUGCAACAACAGCCACUUGAGCUCCCUCGGGCAGGGUGCUAAGUGGCUGAGAGGACUGGGAGAUUCUUGUGUAGCAGACUAAAGACAUGCCUCUGUAAACACACAUGCAUCUUUGCACCGCUCUCACUUCACACACGCUUUCGCCGGCAGAGUCAAUAAACUGUUUGUUUUCAGUGUCUCUCUCACUUUCAUUCGCUGUGUGUAUCCCUCGCUUUGCUCUCUCUCUCUCUCCAUGCCCGUGAUAUGAAAUGCCUUUUUUUUCUCUCUCUCUCUCUCUGCUCUUCUGAAGCAGUGCUCAAUCUUGCGCUGCAGCGCAACAGGAAGCCGUUUAGAGCACAGUCCCCACCAUUGUUCCAGUCUGUUUCUCUCAAAAAGCUUUUAUCGCUUCUACUAAGCGCUCUGCCAGGGGAGAAACAAAGAUUUGUUGAUAGUUUGCUGCUGCUAAAAUUGCACCCUAGAGGUCUGCACGCUUAACGUGUGAAUCGUGUCAUAAAUUAAGAAGGACGAGAUGCAAACUUGGAUGAUGGAGGAUGUUUCUGUGAGCGAUGACAGCAGGGUCGUGUACUGUGGCAGGGACACUGCAGUUUCCUCUUUGUUAUCUCAGGGCCUGCACUCGAGCUUUCCUGUUUCUCUCUAACUCCACUAUUGUCUUUUCUUCUCUUCUUCAGAAAAACUGCGCCUUUGUUUGAGAUAUGUUAUCACUGUGAGUGCUAAUGUUCAAUCUUAAGACUCCCCUGUGGAGCAAAGUGGUGUUACUGGUGAAAAAUAUCUGAAUGGAAAUACAGACAAGAAAUGCUACUGUAUGAACACAAGGGCAAACAGACUCAAACACAGCUUUUACCCAACAGCAAUAACCAUUCUCAACAAAAAAACAGGAGCUAAUGUGCAAUGACAACAUGAUUUUACGUUGAUGAAUGCUCUUGUAAUGUCUAUGUUUUGAUAUACGUGUGGAGGGGUGAAUGUGUUUAGAUGUAUGUUAUCUUUUUCUAGUAAUCUUAGGACUUUUAUUUUCAUAUGAUGCACUGACUGGAGAGCACUUUUAAUUUCAUUGUACUUGGUGACAAUGACAAUAAAGAUCUAUUUUAUCUAUUCUAUUCUAUUAGGGCCUAUUUGGUAAAGUUGGAAAAAAUAGCGCUGGAUUACGCAACUCUUGAAUGAGCUUUUACAACUAGUUUUUGAAUCAUUUGGAAUAAUUUCACUAUUUCACUGGAUACAUUUAAAAAAAGACAAAGAUUAAUUGUUCAAAAGUUUAAAAACAGCAGCCGUCCCUCAUAGCUUAAAGUCUUCUCUGUUGUUUCAAGGGGUUGGUGGGUUGGAGAGAGUCUUUUUUAGACAUCAAACCCCACUGUAAAAACCACAGUGUAAUAUUUACACUAUGAUGGUGGACAAAGCCACUGAGACCUACACCAUGAUGACAACCUCUGCUCUAAUGUGUAAACAGACAGAUGUACAGACUUCUUUCAAGUUUUUGUCUGUCUACUGAAUGAACCACUGAAUGGUUUUAUUCAUCUUGUUACGUGUCGCUUGUCCUCUCAGUUAGGUAACACAGAUGUCAUCACUUACACCUGCUGCUUGUCAAGAAUGUUCCUGAAUAUUUCUCCCUGUGUUUCACGUAGCAGGGAGAAACUUAUGGGAAGAGUGGAGAAGAAACUCUUAAAAAUUCUAAGAUGUUAGUUGUGUUGUGCAUGUGUGCACAACAUAGGCUGCAAAAUACACUGAUGUAGUCUGGGUGAUUUAAGUUAUCAUUUUUCUGCCAUAAUGGAAAUGAAAGGUCUUCCUAUCUUUCAUUGGCCUCAGAGCCAAAGAGGUGUCAUUGCUGAGUGUCAUCUGCACCUAACAGCUGCAGUGUACUCGCCUUUCUGUCAAGUCAGCUGUGCCUCUGAUUCACUAAAGCAAAAACCUUAAUUCCAUUGAAAAAGAUGUAUAAUAAUUAUAAAAAGAAAAUAACUUCUUGUACAACGUAUGUAGGAAGAAAUCUGAGGUGUGAAGAUCAAAACCAUCUCUUGAAAGGUGGCGGCAUUUUUAUAUUUCCUCUAAAUCAGCUGUUUUGAAUGAGUGUGUAUGUGGUUUCAGGUGUUCUACAGCCAGCCUCAAGUGGACACUUGUGGAAUUGCAGUUUUAAGCACAUUUGCAUCAGCUUCGUUUUUGAAUAUUGGAGGUAGGCACUCUGUAAAUCAAGCUGAAAUAUGAUACACUCUGUUCAUUGUGUGAUCUAUGUAAACAUGACUAUUUAGAAAAGCAUUAUGCAGACCUCCAUCAUUAAGUUCAUUAAGGAAGUACAAUUGAUGCUUUCUAAUACUGUGAAUUUAAUUAUCACGAUUUUAUCACAUGACUUAUUUUCUUUGAUGAUCUCACUCUCAUACAAAAAUUCUGACACAUCGGUCGUACUCAUCAGUGCGUCUUGUAAUUUUCAGGGAAGUAAUCUUGUACUGUGUUAAAAUGAAAUGAAAAAGAAAAUAAGCUAUCAAUGGUCAUGUAAAAUCAUUUCUGUACUCUGAUUAUGCAACACACUGGUGGUCAGAUGGGUGUGACUGCCCUUUGACCUCUCCUCUCCUGCCCUGUUAAAUGCACAGAGCCUAGGUCUCUGCCUUGACCCUUGCUGGGCUAAGCUGCUUUUGGAUAAUCAAUGGACAUAAGUUAAUUGCCAUGUCACAAUGUCACAGACACCACACACUGGCCACAGAAGACUGUACGUGUGAGGGGGGCAGUUGUAAGAGGAUUAGAGGGACCAGAUGUCGGUGUGUUUAGUUGCGAGGUUUGGGUCAAACUGUACGGGUCGAGCCUCCAGAAAAUAAGAGAAUUCAUGUUCCUGAAAAGUGUGCAUCUUGUUCUAUUAGGAGCCUUAGUUUUCCUGAGUUUAACAGUAAUGAAAAGACUUUCAGAACAACAGCCAGAGUGUGUAGUACAGCAUACGUUAUCAAGGAGGGUUGGAAAUAUCACCCAUAACUUUAAGACAGAGCUACACUAAAAGACAAGCUAUUUUUUUUCUGCAUAACAUUACACUCUAACCUUUAUGUAAAUAAUUUAAAGAGCUACUUGAAUUAUUCAUCAAAAGUGGCUUUAAAGCUGGGGCAGCUCUCGAUAUGGCCCUUUUCCAUUUUUUAAUGUUCUUUACUGUAGUGACUAAAUGUAUUUAUGGUAAAAGACGUCACUGUAUUGGUUCAUAGGUGCCUGCCUAAAUACAUAAUGUGAAUGUAUGCAGUUUCCAGCUCGCCGUUAAGGGCUCGUUGGUGUUGCCACUGUGUCUGCAUGUUGUUGCUGCACAGUGGAUGGUGGAGCAAAGAGGCUCAUGCUGUGGUAUGAUGCUGUAAGUGUGCAUUUGAGUGGUGUGGGAGUAGAAUAGAGGAAAUAAAGUCCAACCAGAUCUGAAGAUUUUAAAAAGAUUUUCUAAAAGAGCAACAAAACACAUAAUUUUGUAUCCAUGCUGUUAUCUUGUUACAAAUUAAGACUUUUAUUGUGCUGGAGCUAAAAGAAAAACCGCCAAACUCAAAAAAAUAAAAUAAAAAAUCACAUCUUACAUCAGUGCAUUUUCAGUCAAAGCAGGACAAAGUUGAGGAUGUUAAUGUGCAGGAGUAAAUUUCUGUUCUUCACUUAAGUCUUAUGGGAAAGAGCAGCUAAGAUUGAUCUGUACCCGCCCCCGGAGCAGCGUGUCGGCCUGUGGCUGUCACAGAGACAUUUUUAAUGUACACUGUAGCAGUUGAGAGGCCACACAGGAUAUUACAGAUGUGCUCCCUAUUUAAACCCCUAAACCUCCAGCCAUCAUCUAUUAAGCAUCCAUCACAGAGCCCCCGGUCCUCUCUGUGUGAUGAGGGAUGUAGCUGAGGAAAGACCUAGGCAUGUUACCACAAAGGAUUCAGGACUGGAGUUGUUCCUCUUCAGGCUCUCACCUGAGGAUGGAGGCACCCAGCUGUAGCGAGCUUUUGUCACUCUGUCAGCGUCUCUUUUCUCGGUGACUUAUGUCCCCUCAGGCAGCUGUGGGACUCCAUUACCUCUGCGUGUAUUGUGGGGAUGUCAGGACCUCCCUGCGUGGAGAGCGUGUGUCUCAGAUUGAUGGGCAGAGGUCUAACUGUGACCCGGCUGACUUUCACUCUUAGCACAUAGACAGAUUUACAUGGUGCAGGCAUGAGGCUUUGCUGCACUAUGGGAAGGGAGUGAGAGGUCCCCAGGUAGAGUUUGUAAAAAGAGGGAGGCCUUAGAGAUGACUGAUUUAUGAGCCUGAGCUCCUAAGAUUACUGGAAAUUAGCUCCAAGUCUCUAAAUGUACACACUGCGUCAAGAAGAAAAACUGAGUAAUGUGACAUUAAAUGGCGAGACAAAGAAGAAGGGAGGGUAAGGUCUGGAUGUCUGUUGACGUCUUCAUUCAUCUCAGAUGGCACACUGGCAGCAAUACGGAGAUGGUUUUGUACGUUUAAUCUCAGUUUCACUUCUGAUGAGUCAAAGUGUGGUUUAUUCCACCACACCCAACGGCUGUGCAAUGUUACAUCAUUUUUGGAGUGAAGUAAAAACCUGCAGUUGAGAAGUUUGAAAUGUAAAGUUUCUCUGAUUUUUAAGGAAUUAAGUUACAAUUUUUCAAAAAACUUCAUGUUUCCUUUAAUGUUUUCCCAGCUAACUAAUAAUGAGUUCGCUUUUUGAUAAAGAUGUGUAAAUUAAAAAAAAAAAAAAAAAAAAAAAAAAGAGAAAAAAAAGGUGGAAUGAUUUCAUGUAUAGUUGAACUUGAAUGGGAAAAUGAAUCAGAACCCACAUAACUUUUCAAUGUAUAAUACAGUAAAUUUACAGCAAGGUGGUGUAUAUUUGUCAUAUAGUUUAUCCAUUUCCCCACUUCCUUUAAAUGACAUAUCAAUAGAUUAAAAAAUCUCCUCUUUUCCUCAAAAGCCUAUAAUAAUAUCUCUGACUCCUGUAUAUAUUACAGUUUGACUUGUGUGUUGGCUCCUUGAGUUGCUGUAGGCAAAAGAGAAGAAAAAACAGCAGCGGUUGAGUGUCACAGGAAGUGAGCUCCACUUAUGCAAAGAAACAAUAAACUACAACUAAAACACUCUUUUCACAUUAAUUAAAGAGAGCUGUACUCUAAAAAAAAAUUCAAAACACUUUUUCUCUGCUUAAGAUUGAAGCUUACUUUUGUUUGUUUGCAGCUUCAUCCUUCCUGGGGUGUGUGUGAGUUUCGAUGCACUGCCCACAGUGUCAUCUACAGCUCUUUCACAGGCUACACACAGACAGAGGGGUUCGAUUCAUAGUUUGGCAAAUAAAAAUCUUUAUCAAGUCCCUAUAGUUUCUCAUUAAGAUACGCAAUUUACCUAUGUGUCUGUUUCAGACCAACAGAGAGCACAGGAGAGACAGCAAUGUCACCACAUCUCUUCUUUUUUGACAUUGCUCAGUUGAAAACAGGUACAAAUAAAUACUCCUGUCUCUACACCUGGUCCCUUUAAUCACACAGAACAUUGUUUUCUUAUCUCUGUGCUCAUUGAAUUGUGUCAAGUCACUGUUGCAAAGUAUUACAAUAUGAAUCGUACCGUGUUGUACUAUAACAUGUGAGAAAAGUCACAUUCAAAGACCAUGAGUUUGAAAAGCUUUUAGAGGAUUUGACCUCAAUAUUUAACAGCAGGCUAAUCCCAGACAUAAGGCUGCUGUAGUCUUUGUAUUCUAUCCAUGUUAACCUAACUUCCCUGUUAGAUUCUCUGGUUUCCUUACUACAGCACACUCCAGUUGUCAGUUCAGUGGGUUGUGGAGGAUUGUGGACUUUUCUCUUCCUCUAGAGAAGCAGCACAGCGCCCAGAGCUGAGAGCUGAGGGAGGCUCCGUAAUCACUGUCCUGUCUCUGUGUUUCUCUGUCUGUGUUUUCUGUUCAGAUUGGAGCUGACAGCCCGUCAGUGGAGGGAGGGCUUUGAACCUGAGGGCUCCUCUCUCUACCAAAAGGCUAAUCACUACUUCAGAGCGGGGGACUGGCCCUAAACAAACAUUUACUGCUGUAAAGACAGGGUCGGCCCCUAACGAUGUGGGUCAGAGGUUUUUUUUUUUUUUUUUUUACAGCGUGGGUCUUUAUGGAGACGGAUGCCAGGGAUGGACAAAUAGCAGGACAUUAGCUGUCAGCAGCAGCAACGGGAGCCAGAUCUGGCUGCGCUUUAAUAGCUGUUUGUUGUUGGAGAGGAAAAGGCUCAUAAAAGUGGAGACUCUUAUCUUGUGUGGACCCUGCGUGUUUGUGUCACAGCCAAGAGUGACCACAAUGAGAGACAGGCAGGAUAGUCCAGGCCAGGGAUGGACUGCACUCAAUCUGAUAACUGCGGUGCAUCCUCCACAGACUGAGGUAUAAAACAACACGGCCACAGGCGUCUCUAAAGCGCUCAUGACACCAGCAGCAGACGCGAUUUGUCAACACAGUAAAUACACUUUUGCGAGCGGGAUGUAAUGUAAUGCUGUGAUUUUUCUGACAGCAUGAUCAUUUCAUCCAACAAGCUUUUAUUUGGUGACAGUGCUGAGGGUCUUUCUCCGCCUGAGGAGCCACGCUCUCCCGCUCCGCACACUCACACCUUUAACGACUUCUUAAAUGUCACAGAAUGUCAGGCGCAGGGAUAAAAGCAGAGGACCUCCUCCUGCUCGCCGGUGAUCCUCGGUGGGUUUUUUACUACGCUACAGUGCUGCUGGGCAGGACAGACGCGCUCAGGUGUGGCCUGGAUUUCAGCACACCGGCUGGUGACAUGAUUUAAUGCACUAGCUACUAAGGAGGCGAGUGAGGAGAGCUCGGAGUCAGUGGAGGAACAUUGAUUGAGCACAUUGCGGCCUUACAAAUGUACGCUUUGCACACACACACACUUUGAAGAAAAUCGUACAUCACAGGUCGUUUCCAAACACUUCAGAUUAUGAAGUAUUCUGUGUGGCAGCGCUGUAUCUUCUCUUUGUUCACAAGGAUUUAAAAUCAGUGUAAGUUGACUGAAUAUUCCCUGGGGUGCAGACUACUGCUGUGAUGAAAUAAGCAUCAACUCUGCUCAAUUUUCCAUUGAGCUAACCAGGCAGCUCAUCUCCAUUAGCGUUAGUCUAACCAGCGCCGCUCUGGAUCUCUUUAGCUGUGAUCUCGCCAGAAGCCAGCUGGGUGUGUGUGUGUGUGUGUGUGUGUGUGUGUCUGCACACGCUUGUGUGAUUUUGUGAGAGCUCAGUGCUCUGAGCCUUACAGCUGUGAGAGAUCUGAGUGUAAGGCCAUGAUGGGGCUCCGUUAAGCUCAACAGCAUGAGCCUGUAUCAAUUACGCUGCAACAGCGAUACGGACACAGCGUGCAGUCUUCAAAGACAAAGACUUAUGACCGCCCGGCGUCUCCCUCGGCUCCUCUGGCCACACAGUCAGCUGGAUAACCUUCACACAACACACACUGACUGAGGAGAGAGGGGGAGACACAGAAACACAAAUAUUAUUCACUCUCUGACUGCUUGAUAUUUACUCUCUAUAUGUAAAGCAGGAGACAUGAUAGUGGAUUUCUUCUCUCAGCACGCUCUAUACUGACGCUACAUUUGAGGCAUUCCUGUUAACAUACUUUCUGUAUUUUUUUCCCCUUGAAUUUCAAGUCCAAGACAAAAAUCAGCACCUCUUCCCUCCGAGGACAGUGUCAUGCCCCGUGGCCCUCCUCACCUCUUGGUAGAAAACCUCUCUGUGGUCCAGCGCUCCUUUGAACGUCAUAUGGAUCCAGUUGUGGGGCUGGAGACUAGCGGUAUAGAUGAGCUAUAAUCCAUGUAGCUCUAUAUCUCCUCCCCCAACCUUCUUUCCGAUACCUUUGUACGUCUGCACUCGAUACAGCUCCAAAGGCGAGCUGAUGCCUUUGAGGACCCUGACAAAGUUUCUGAGAGACAUUCUGAAGGCAGAGCUGUCAUGCUUAAUAUGUGUGGUAUUUUCCUGCACUCCUGCUUAAAGAAAUGACUGCCGUAUCAGCCAGUCAGCUGUGGACUGUGGGGAGUGUGUAGAUAUGUGUGAAGGUGUGAAUGGCGCGGUAAUGAAUGAAGGUAAAUGGCAGGGUAUGAAGUACUUCCUAUCGUAAUUUCACACUUGUCAGCUCUUGUGAGGAAACUUCACCUUUACACAAGGAUAGCGGAGCAGACUAGGCCUUAGAAAACAAACAGUAUGUGUCUGCAUGUUGUGGGAUGGAUUCUCUGUGCGAAGAAUUUCCCUUGCAAAUAGAUCCUACAGUCAAACCUUUGAAAAGAGGGCAACAUUUACGCUCAGAAAGCUACUGCAGUUUACACAACACAGAUGUUGAGUCCUGGAAGAGUGAGUUUUAAGGCAGUCAAACAAUGACCUUUUUAAAUUGCAAUUCCUGACUGUGAUCAGUCAUGAUUUAAAUCUCACACUCGCCUUUCAUUACCUUCCAUUUUAAACUGUUUCUUGGUCCAUUUUCCCCUCUGUAAAGCAGAUCUUUUUAGCAUCUCAAAAUGAGAAUCAAAUGAAUAAAAUGAAAAUUUACAGUAUGAUCAUAACUUUAGGAUUCAUGCACUGCUACACUCACACACUGACAUCCAUUGAUCCCCUGUUAACACUACAUCAUCUGCACUUUUCAGGAGCUCCGGUUCGGUUGCUCUUCUUGUUUCAUACUGGCCCUGCAUGCGUGAAACUACUGCUCCCUGUGAUGGUAAGACAUAGAGCUGAGUCACAGCAUGCCAACCUGAGGACGUCCCCUAGAUCCAUCUCCUCCCACCAUUUUUAACCACCGCUCAUUCAGCAAGCGGAGUCAUUGAGUUCUCUGAUCUAGUUUCAUCCACAAAGCUCUGACAGUUCUCACACCCCAAUAUUACAAUUUUCCGGUUUUUGUGGUGUGGUUGUGCUGACAUCGGUUUAACAAGUUGCACCUGAAUGCUUAGCUCGUAGGUGGACGAUCAGACUCGAGGAGCUGUGGUAAAAUAGUGAUUGCAUGUGAAACAAAGUGGAUGUUGCAAGCUGAAGUGAAAUGCGUCAUUUGGUGUCAUUAUUUCCCAUCAGUAACAGGAUGAUGCUGCAGCAGCUGGACUACGGUGAGCCUGAGGCGACAAAAUAGCUCACAGUUAACAGAAAUGGUGCAUCAUUUUUGUCGGUAUCAUAGACCACAAUCAACCCGUUAACACCGACAAGCCUAAAGGGAAACUGUGGUCCAGUAUGAUGAAGUUAAUGGAAAACUAUCAGUCAGAACAUAAAUGUGUGGAAGUCAUAGGUACGUUUUAAUAAGAGUACGGAUACGUAUUGUUUUAUGUUGAGAAGUAGGGUGAUGCAAUCAUGACAGACUGCUUCUGACAUUUACCUCCUCACAGUUUUUAAAUCAAAAAUGAAAAACGUUAGGAAUUUCAUUCACUUUGAUUGUGAUCGUGUUCGCUUUUGUAGGACAUAAAGAGGCAUUACGGUUCAUUUCAGUCAGUUUCAUGACCGGUUAAAAACUGUAGCCCUAAACUUUUUCUAAUCCCUCUGAAAUGUUAUGGUUCAUUCAGGACAUUUAGAAGUAAUUAGAUCUAAGUUGAAACAUGGUGUUAAAAACAGCAACAGUGAUCAAGAUUUACCUACAGAUACUAGUUUUUAUUGUGAAUUACAUAAAAAUAACACCUGUGGACUUUUGUCUGCUGUGUAAAAAGAAGAAGAAUAAAGGUUUAUGCUUUCUUUUAUGAAAUGUUGUAUUUUUUUUAAAUACAUCCCACAUUAACAUUUAUUCUCUGCAUGAAUUUGAGCUGCAGUCUGUUCAAAGCUUUACCUCGUACUCAGAUUUCUUGUAAAAAAUGCUUGCUCAAAGCUUUACAUUGAAUCAAGUGCCAAAUAUUUGCUUUUUUGGGGGGGGCUCAGUCAGUAUAUAUCUGGAUGUUUCUUUGAAGGUGCAGCACCAUCUGUCCGGCUCCUUGUAAAAUAUAUGUUACCUUUUAUAGGAAACCGAGCUUUAGGUUUCUUUUAUCAUGAAUAUGUCUUCUUUACCAGCUAUCGGUUAAAAACCUUGACACAAGAUAAAAAGCAUCCAGAGAAAAUGAAGAUAAUGUAUGCUGGAAUCUAAAAAAAUAAUCAGUUAAGUUAUCAAGCCUGAUCUCUGCAGUGAGAGUGAAAGUGGCUCUGGGAUUUUGUUUGUGUGUUUGUGUGAAGAGAUAGAGAGUAGGGGAAAAGAAAGGGUGAGCAGAGGGAGGAUAUGAGAGCCUUCUCAGGGGACCUUAAACAAACUGACUAAAGUGGUCCUGUUUUCUGACCAGGCACAGAGAGGAGGAACACUUAGCACUGCUGGAGACUCUCUAAACAGCCACUGAGGAAUUAGCCUGUUACUGGGAAACUUCACGGCUCUUGCACUGGGCCGCGUCCUCGACUAAGUAAAUCAGAAAAUAGAACGGGCAAUAAACUGCGAUGAGCAGAUGCGAGCGUGCACACACACACAAACAUAUGUAUCCUCUAUCUGUACACACAGGUACAAAAGCUCAGGCUGCAUGUAUGACAACGAGAGCACAGCUGAUGAUGGGUGUCUCAAACCAGCACAGAUAAACACAAAAACACAGGACGCCAUAUGUGCGAAGCUCUCUCUCUCUCGGUGGAGAAGUCGUAGAUAAUGAAUGGGCCCCUCACACACUCCAGAAAAGUGUCGCCAGUGACUCCAGACAAGGAAAAAUAUGUUUUCUCACCGAGGAAAAGCGAUGACCUUAUUCCUUCUCUCUCUGCACUAGUAUACAGUGUUCUUUUGCCUGCGUCGCCAGGUUCGGCCAAACAAAGAUGAGCUUAAAUUUAGGCCCCAUGAUGUCAACACAAACACAGGAUAGAAAGUUCAUCUUUAAUUAGGUGUCCCCCCUUCUCUAAAGUUCAUUUCAAUUAGUCCCACCUCGGCCCCACUUCCAGGUCUUAGUGAUUUGUCAAUGCCUCAACUUCUAUGUAGCGCACUGUGGUCACGAUGCAGCGUGGAAAUGUAACUCUGCGUGUGUGUGUGUGUGUGUGUUUUGCAUGCGAGUUGCUGUUUGUGUUCUGUGUGUGACCCCGACAGAAAAAGGGACUCCUGUGUGUGCCCUUGACAUUUCCUUCUGGUUCUGGUGAUGAAUUGCGGGGGUUGUUUACCAGUUCGGAGGAGGCGGUCGUGGAUCUCUUCUUUUGUUCACAAACACACGCAGGAAUGUAGAAAGACAUCCAUAAAAAUAUCAGAGGGAAACUUUUACUGUCAUACUUAUAUAAGAGUGUAUGUUUGUGUGUUAUUUUCAAUUCACUUCAAUUCAAAUGAGCUUAAUUGGCAAAAAAAGGCUAAAAAUAUUGCCAAACCAUGUGUUACUUUUUUCUUUUACAUUAGAGCUAGAAAAGAAAAGAAAAGAAAAAAAAAUCAAAUUAUUAAUCUUGUGAAAUAAAACAGUGUGCUUCAUACUUAACAAAAAGGUUAAGUACCCAAUAAAUAUUCACUUUUUAAGAUUUGACACUUAACAGACAUUCAUAUCAGAAAUAUGCAGUUUAUUAAUUGGUAAUUAAAGGUUUUAAAUCAGAGCAAAUGAGAAUUUUCUUUACUUUGUGUUGAUCAUCUUUAGCAGGAUUUCUGAACUCCGAAAGAGCUGGCUGAUGUGGUCUUGUAAUGUCUUUCUCAAUCACUUAAAAUCACUACAUCUGUGGAAAAAUGGUCCAGUAUUUUUCAUGCAGUAGUGAUAAUGACAAACUAGAAUUUUUUGAUAAAUUUCUGACUGUAAAAUGUAAAUUCUCUCCAUCAAUCCAUGGUACCCUGAGGUAUACCUUACAUCUCUGGCUUCCUGUGUACAGUCACCAUGGUUGGACAGUCUUUACGUCCCAUGUAGGAUCCUGAAGGUGUUCUAUGUCUCCCCUGUCCAUUUUGUGACACCCUCACAUAAAGCCGAUCAAUCAGCUGUAAUGAAACCCAUCAGGUCACCUUUGAAAUUUAUCAUUUUUUUUGUGUGCGUAAAAUGAAACGCCCCAUGAUGGUAUGGAAGCUAAAUUUAGAUUACCUAUAUGCUAACAUAUAUCCCCCCUCCACCUCCCCUCAGGAGAAAAAAAAAAAAAGCUCUAUGAAUUAUGCUGAGAUGCAGCACUCAUAUUGUAUGUUUGUGUGUUUGUGGCGGGUAUCAUCAUAAAACUUGGUUUGACUUUGCUUGUUCUUGGACUGAUUUUUUUCCUAAAGAUGAAGAGAAUCAGAAAGUUUUAAACAUAAUCUACGCUUUGUUGCUGAUCAGCAAAAUGAAGAAAAAAGAGAAAUUGAGCAAUCACCUGACAGCGUGACUUAUCUCAUUCACCCCGUGUGUGUGUGCGUGUGUGUGUGUGUCUUUGUGUGUGUGUUUCUGUCGCUCCCAGAGGUUUGAGGUGCUUAGCAUCUCUUGUUUGCACACAAUCCGUCUGUGAUUAUUGCCCGCUUCAGGCUUCACGCACUGUGAUGCGUCUUUUCACAAAGCAGCUUCAUUUGCAUAGAUUUUGCCAAGAAGCUCUCAAAUGUUGAGGAGUGUGCUUAAAGAGGAGUUAAAGACGAGCAAUCAUGACGACACAUCGUCUUGUUUGUGUUAACAGCAGGACGGAUCAGGAGAGUUGCACGCUGUAAAUUGGCUCUUCCACUUAAAGGUAACUUUUAUGAUUUGUUUUGAUCUGGUUGGGAGGAUUUCUUGCACUUAAGUGUUUUUUUUUAACAACACUUAAAGCUUUUUUUUGUGAAUAGUCAGGCCAAACUGCAAUCAAGGUCCGCCUGCACGGUUCAUUUUCUGCAGAUGGCACACAAAAAGUCCUUAUUCCAGCAUUUGCAAAGGAAUACGCUUUUCUUAUGCGUUUCCUGAUUUGUUUAUUUAUUUCUUUAUUUUGUUGUUGUCAUUUUUUUUCUGCUGAACACAGCUGCUCAGGCCCCUCCAUGCAGAAAGGCCCAAUAUGGCUCUGUCUGUAAAUCGGAGUCCGGGGGCCACAAGACAGAAAACAGAGGAGAACCACCCGGCGAAAUUUAGCGCACGAUGGCUCCCAGCGGGCAUCAUUUGGGGACCGGAGAGAUUUUUUUUUUCCUCCUCCUCGCUUUCCUUUUUCCUGCAUGGUGAGCAGGUUGGAAGGCUCAACCCUUACAUUGCUGCUGACACAACCACUCAGGGAUGGCUGUAACAGCUCUCUUAGCAUGGCACCUGUUAUUGAGCCGUCAGUGAGAGAGAGAGAGAGAGAGAGAGAGAAAGAGAGAGAGAGAGAGAGAGGGAGGAAGGGAGGGGAAAGGAGGGGAAACAAGGAAGGGAGAAGGAAGAAAGUGUGAAAGUGCAGAAAGAGUGAAACUCAAUUGUAAUUUCAAGGCUGUCACAGUUCUGAGAGCCGGUAAUUCUGCAGCCGUAUCCGUGAGCGGAUGUACUUGAACGCCUCUCUGUGCACAGACUGAUCCCUUUCCUUUUUGUCUAGACUGCCUACAUUUAUACAUUCAUCACAAGUCUCCACAAAUAAACUGAUGAGAAUUAGAUCCACGUCAGGCUGCUCUGCAAACAGAGCGGUGCCUUUAUGGUGGCCACACUUCCUCUAAUUCUCUCAUUACUUUUUGUUUGUUGUCUGGUUUAACACACUUUCUUUCCACUCUCUCUUUCUCUGACGACACAACUUGCCCUUUAUGGUGCUUUUUUUCGACUGCAUCAGUUGGUUUUGGCUUUUUCUUAAAUGAUACAUAAUGCUCUCAGCGAUUAAUGAUUAUAAAUACUCCUUAUGUCUGAGGUUUUACCAAGAUAAACAGCCUACAGUACAGUCAGAGUACAAGCAGUGUCCUCUUUUUUCCAACACGAGGGCGACGCUCAAAACCUUCUAACAUGGCUGCUGUCUGUUUUUUUGCACUCAGAAAAAAAACUACUUAUAAGUUUAUAAGAACAACAGAAAGAAAUAGAGAAAGAAAGAGAAAGCUCUGGAUUAUUUUCUCUGUAAGGCAAUCAUCAGAGGUGCACGGCGUGUAGCUGUCCGUUCAUGCAAAGCAGCGCCAUUCCUCUGCAGAGCAAUCAAAAUGGAUUAAAGCGAGCACGCUCCAGCUGCCUCCACGCAAAUCAGAUAUGCCUGUGAUGAUGAUAAUCAAUCCAUAAUAAAAUAACACAACAUAAAUCUGAUAGUGUUGUUCCAACACUUUUAAUAACAUAGAUUUAAAUAUUGCCAUGUGCACUGGAGUGAUUUAUUGACCAAAAAGUGCUAUCAAGCUUAUAUACACCCCCUGUUUCUGGUGGCUCGCCAAUAAUACCAUUAACUGCAUUGUUCAAACUCAUUAUGUGAUGAGAAACACAAUAAUAAUCGCAGGACUACAAACGCACAAUUUCUCCCAUUGAGCUAAUCACUUUUCCUACAUUAUUAGUCUCUCUUCCUCUCUCUCUCUCUCCCCCCUCUGCUCUCUCGCUCGCUCCGUCAUAAAUCCUGGGAGAGGCGGCUGUAUAAAUCCCUAGUCCUGAAUUAGUAUUGUAAUUUCUGGUAGCCAUUCAUGCUUUGCCAGAGCAGACCUUGGAGUUAUUAAUCUGGGCGAACAGGUGCCACAGAAACAAUAUGCUGAGCGGUCUGCCUGUAUACGCGGGGCUGACCCCACCCCCCGCCAAAGCGCUCAGUGCCUCCACGAAGAAUUACAAGGUGUGGACUGGAGCCAAAGUUUAGUGAUCGUAAAACAUCUCAAAACCGGAUUCAAGGUUUAUCAUUUUCAUCUUAUGUUCCUCAGUAAAAAAAAGUUUAAAGGUUUAAAUUAGCAUAUUAUGUUUGGCGGUUAGAUGAUAGUCAAGGGUCAGCGGUGUCCCUGCAGGAUCUGUCCUAGGACCACUAGACCAGAUUAUCGUUUAGGUUGUAAAAAUGAGCUUUUUGUUAAAUACAAAAACAUGACAGAUCAGUUAUUAUUGGUGUGAAGAGUCAAUCAGAAAUGAGGAGUUAGAGUCUCUGAGAUGAGAUGAGUCGUUUUCAGGGUCCCAUACCGUGUGAUAUCAUGUGGUUUAGCACCUCUCUGAUAUCGACGCUGUUAUGCCGCACAUAUGGCUCCCUGACAAACAUGACAGAUGAAACACUUUGUUUGCUUUUGUUUAAGUACCGGCUCCUCUCCUAAUACCAGCCUUUUAAGUGAUCAAAAAGGCCCGGCCAUAUUUGAUGUUGUCUGCAGAGAGACGGGGAGGGGGGAGAGAAGGCAAAGGAAGUGUCAUCCAGUGAUAUACAGCUCCAGUCCUCUGUCACACAGCGCAGUGUCUGCUGGGAAAUAAUCUGACAUCUUGUGCUCGACACAUCCAGGCGAUGAGUAGAGAAGGAGGAAAGAGAGGAGGCGGGGGGAAGAGGAGAUAGAAGUCAGAGAGUGACGGGACAAAGGGAGAAGAGAGGGGCCAGGGGAAGUGGGAGUGGGGGGGGGGUGAAAGGAGAGAGAGGACGCGAUCAAUUCAGCAGCCCCGUCUCCAUCAUGUCAUCGCCUGUCAGCAUAGAUUUAAGAAUAAAGCUUUUGAGAGACCUUCCAGAGCUACAGGCUGAUCGAUGCCUCGAUGCUGUUGGCCCAGAUGUCACUGACACGCACCGCACGGCUGCUCAAAACAUAACAGACCCCUUUGUGACCCUGAGUUUGUUGUUGCACACUUUUAAAAAGGCCACCGCUUCAUCUUCUAUGUCCCAAUCUACAUGCAGGCUCCUCCGCACUCUGCUGAAAGUAGGUAAGUAGUUAGCCAUGAAGCCAUAACUUAAAUAUUCCACUGAGAACUGGGAGUGCAUAUGGGCAGGACCAUUAGAGAAAACAGAGAGGCAGAGAUGAAGAUAUAGUGACGGGGUGAAUAAAUCGAGUCAUUAAGCAUGUGUUUGUGGGAGCCGGGCUCCCAUAUGACAGCGCGGGGCGGCAGGAUGCCUCUGCUGCCGGUCCCUGUAAACAGACAAACAGAUUGGCUCGUUUGCCUCUCUCCUCUGGGCAGCUUCUGCCUCCUGCUUUCUGGGGAGCACUUAGGACUUUCCUCCCCUGGGUCUGCACAGAGACGGCUGCUGGUGCUCCAUUUCAAUUUAUAGCAGGGCUUCUUUUAAUUAAUCUGCACCACUGUCAAGUGUCAGACUAAUGUUGAAAGCAUGAUGCCAAGUCAAGAGCCAGUCUGUAAGAAGCCGCAAUUGGGAAUUAAAUCUGUUUGAGUAUUUUUUUUUUCUUUUUAAAGAUAAAGAAAAGUGCAAGUUUAUGUCUUAACCUCCCUUUUAACUCACUUCGUUGCUUAGCAGCAUUAUUUUUCAGACUAAGAGAAGGAUAAGAAACCUUAAAAAUUAAAAAAAAGAUUUGUUUUUUCUUUAUCAUCAAAGGUUUUUCACUUUCAAAAUGACUUUUUUUCUGUUUUGCACUGCGAGCCUAAUUGGCCUAUUUGGAAACAUAAAAAAGUGCUCAUGGAACAUAAACUUUGUUUUGAUCCUUUCAAUGAUUUAUUUUUCCCUAAAACCAUCAGGUCAGUUAUAUCCUCUCAGCGGCUGACAUUUAAGUCAAACUCCAGAGUCAAAUGUGCAUACUUGCGGCUUUUGGACUGACCCAGCCGUCUAGGGCAUCAGGACCGUCAGGAACUUUUUCCUUUGUGUUUCCCAUCAUUGCUGUCAGCCCAGACAGGAACUUUGUUCACUGUGUGUUUCCCAUCACUGCUGUCAGCGAAUAGUAUGGAAAAAAAAAAAAAAAAAGUCAUUAAAAUAAUGUUUAAUGUUUAUACGGAAAAGACGUGAUUUUUGAGCCACGUUCAAAGUUUAAAUGGCGAAGGCUUUAAGUUGAACCUGCUGUCGAGACUCUGUUUACAUUUGCUUUUGUUUGUUCAGAUACUUUAAUAAUAAUAAAAACAUGAAGCACAAAAGUAGUUUGUCUUUUUACAUUAUCAUAUAAAAGCAUUAAAAGAGUAUGUGAAAUAAAAAUAGCCCAGGAGUUAAAGUGUGAGCUAAAUCUGCCAGCUGAGUGGAACAAGUUCAUCUCUGGCCAGUGGAAAGAGAAAACCACAGCGGUUCCAUUUCUGCAGCACAGAGAGGAAGAUCUACCUCUGAGUUCAAAACUUUAGAAAAAUCUAAAAAAAAAAUAGACUUUCACAGAUGAAACUCAGAUAAAAGGCUCUUUUUUCCCUCUCUCUCUGCAUGUAUCUGUAACACAUUUCCUCCUGUUCUUUGGACCCUCUCGCUCUCUCAUUCAUCUUUCGAUUUCACUGCAAGGAGGGGGGCGAUUUCAUGAGUGAUGGUACCCAUCAGUGUAGUGCAUGUGUUGUAAAACUGUCAGCCCCUGACAGAUUGACUGACAUGGUCAACCCUUCGAUCACCUCCACAGAGAGGCCAGAGUGAGAGGGAGGAGGACGCAGUGUGAAGCACAUGGACGGAGGGAGGAAGAGGAGGAGGAGGAGGAGUAAGGAGGAGGAGGAGGGGAAACAGGUGCAUUAAGACAGAGCUGCUUUAUCUUCUUUAGCUGUGUGAGCGCUGAUCAAAUCAGACACUAAACUCGAACCAUAAAACAAACAUGCUUGGUUUUAAAAAAGGGAAGAAAAGAAAAGUCUGAUAUAUAGAGAGGGAGUGUUGCCGCGUAAUUCUCGACAGCUGUUGAUUCAAAGGGAAAAACUUUAUUCGGUCCAGAUGGUCUCAGUCAGUGGCAGAAUGAGAGAGCUGACUUCAUUGGCUCCAGCCAUGUGUUUUUCCUCCUGACAGAAAUUAAAACGGUCGUUCGUUUGUCACCGCUCACUACACAGCUUAAAAUGUAGCAAUGAAACGUUCCUUGGCGAUAAUGCACCAUAAUUACUCAAACGCCUGUUCUUUAUCUGCAGCAGAGGGACGACAGAAGGAACAUUUUCCUCAGAAGAGAUUUGAAAAAAAAAAAAAAAAAACUCAGAGAGCUUGCAAAAGACAAAGCGCAGAGUGAAAAGUAUCGAGUCGUUUUGAGCGGGAGUCCUUUUCUUACUUAAUACAUGUGCAAUGUGACCUUUUUUACACCAAACAGAGGAGGAGAGUUUCCUGGUAGCACGGGUAUCUCUGCCGGGGAUCACACGCUGUAGUCAAGUGUUGUAGUCAGUAUCAGGGUGUGACAAAUGUAUUAUUUUAGCUGUUUGAUGUGUAUUGAUCUCCUCUACAGGCUAACAUUAAGGGACCUGGGGAGGGAAGAGAAGAGAGUGGGCGGCUCCGUACCGUCACACACACACACACACACAUCUCACACCUCUCAAAUGAGGUGAAAAACACACCGCUGUGGAGGCGUAGAAAGGUUAACGGUGGCCUCUGACUGCCAGUUAAACAUAAAAUCACUCAUUUAUCGGAAAUAAAAGUAACAGUAUCUCAGCAGAGAUGAAAAGCCGAAACAUGACAGAAGUUGAGUCACGGAGGAAUGAAACUGACACAGAGCAGAAAAUAUGUCCUCACGCUGGUUUUUCAGGUAGCGCUGCACGAGCACAGAGUGGGUCAGGAAGGUAGAGAAAAUAAAGCGAGGACGUGACCUGUGGUUAUUUGAUUCUACAUCAACUCUAAACCCUCUUCCCCCAAACUGAACAUGAUUCACUGCGAGCUAACCGAGCUGCUCGAUGAAUCACAUUAAAAGGGUAUAGUCCACAUUUUUGAUUCUGAGUGGUCUACGCUCACCCACAGUCUGGGGCCACUCAUGAUAAGUGUGAGAGAUUUCUCUGAUAGAUGUCUUUAAGCUCAGUUUCACUUCUGUCUUCCCCCCUUUGAUCAACCUCUCUCAAUCUUUCUCACACAUGAAUUAUUCACCUUUUCUUUAAUGCCUCUGAUCUCUCUGGACACUUUCAGUUGUCUUUUCCUUAUAAAACAGCACAUGUAUUUUAUUCAUUUAAGUUUGAAGAAAGGAAAAACAACCGCUUUUUAAAUCUAUAUAUCAUUAAAAUUGUUGCAACAAAAAUACAUGUGCUAAUUAUUAUAAACCGAACAGUUAUAAUGUCAGUCUAUACGGAGCUGGAACUCAAAGACAAUGAAAUAACUCCUCAUAUUCUGGCUGUCUUAAAAAUGAUGUCCAAUGAGUGGAUUUUUGAAGGAUUUAAUUUAUGUCUCUAAAGAAGCACAUUCCUCUUCACAACAAAUAAAAACAAAAGAAAGUGUAAUGAAAACCUUUUUUGUCACAUAGUUUCUGUCAGCAUAAGUUUCUCUGAAGAGGGUGUUUUUGUCAAAUUUAAUUCAAUACGCCUUUUUAUGGCACUAUAACAAAAAAAAAAAAAAAACCUCUCGGAGUGAUGAAAUGGCAUUUCAGUUUGCAAUGCCAUAAAACAAUCAAAAACAUUUGUCUGGUUGUUUCCAGCUCUACAGCACUUGCACAAAGCCGUUGACUUCACAGUGUGUGGGUCUGCGUGUGCAGAGACGGCUGUGCCACCACAGAUUGUGAAAUAGUGAGCAGUGCCGCUCUCAUUGUGGCUUGGUCUAUAAACACAGGAUCUGAUUGGGUAAUCUUCAUCUUCACUAUGGUCUCUUUAACACUUAAUUUACCUCAGUGAGGUGGAGAGAGCUCUCCAGAGUGACUCUCAAAAUAUACACAGAGAUAAGAGCUGAGCACUUUCAAUAUGAGCAGGGGCGUAUACAUAUAGACCCCUAAAAUCAGUCAAGAAGAAUAGACACUAUCUGGGCUGAAGUACAAGAAGAGUACAUGUGUGUUAUAUUUCACAUUCUUCACUUUUACAUGAAAAAAGUGACUCUAACUUGAAUGAACGGUGACGACCACAGUCAUUGCACAGCUCACAAUGACACAUGACCUCAAAAAUGUGCCUCUUGUGUCUAAAUACAGCCCACCCUGCCUCUCGCUGAAUAAGUAAAUUAAAAGCUGAACAUAUUAUACAUUUUAAUUAUGUCAACAUGCCGUAUAUCUGAGUGUAUUCUGGACUAGAGUGAUAAGAGAGAGAAAAAAAUCUGUGUCAAACAAAGGCAGCCUAAAAUGAAAAGUGAAAAAACACACCCCCAUGUACACUUGUUAAUGAUUCAUCCGGUUGACAUUACACGUAGGCCUUCAGAAACACAGUAACAGGUUUUUAUUCAGAGAAAGGAUCAAUGAAAGGUUGUUUAGUUUCUGUGUACAUCCAAUCAUCUGCUCAGCCAACCUUGUAUGAAACAAGCGGUGUAUUCACACGGCAGAACAAUGAAAGGAAAGCACAUACUCCACUUUUAUUUUGAUAUUUUCUCUUUUUCUUCUCCUCUACAGUCUUUUAAAAGCAAAAAAAGGGGAAAGUAUUCAACUUUCGACACUCGUUUUAAUUUUGCACCGAUUCUGUUGUGCAACUACCUGUUUCUGUGUGUUCAUGUCUUUCUUUCUAUAUGCGCAAUAAGAGAAACAAAUAGUAUAGAGAAACACUAUUUUGAGAAAAACCGCGAGUAUUUGCAUCUCAGGAUGUGUGUCACAUGUGCGGGGCAGUCCCCAGACAGAGACCUUUUUAUCUUAAACUUUCCUUUUUAUGUAAACACAGUAUUAUGUUGAUUUAUUGUUAAGAAAUGUUAAGAGUAACAAAUCUACGACUCUGCUUAAACAAGAAGCAGAAUUAAAGACCUCUCCCUUCUGUCUUUUUUCCAUUUUAACUCGACGUAGUGUUAUCUGCUUUCCUCUUCUGGUAAUAUUGCAUUAGCUUUCCAAUACUCGUGGUGUGUUUUUCCAUCUUUCACAGAUCAAGACUUUGUGGGCUUUUUAGAUGAAAAAUUAUCAAUACAAGAUGAAGCAUCAGCAGAAAAGCUGUGACACAUUGCCAACAUUCCUCUUGUUCCCGGUGCCAGCAUCAAUAAUUCAGCCACCAGCUCAUAACUUUAUUUUCAAUGCAUAAUUGAGGCCAAGCAGUGUUUUCUUUGGCCAUUUAUAUGUUGAGCAAUUUUUAAACAAUAAGAGGAGCGGUCCAUUAAGCUUUUAACAUCUCCUCUUUGUCAGACUUCUCUAGAUGUGGAAAGUAUGGAUGGUGAGGCCUCUUUGAUGAUGUCAAAAGUGUGCGUACGAGUGUGUGUGGUUGGGGAGGGGGAGUCUUUGAAUAACUGAGUGAACACUGUGGUGAGUGAAUGACAAAGUGCAGACUCCACAUUAUAACAAUGUGGUUUGGAAAGGAAGGGGGUCUCGGGGUCGAGAGGUGAGGUUUCUCUACCUGCCUGGGUAAAUGCUGUCACUUUUAUUGCAGUCAUUUUUGAGAUACCUACACUACUUUUAAUUAUAAACCACUCUAUGUGACUUUAAAGGGCCCUUCUCUAUCCAGUGACUCAUUAUAUGACCUGAUUAUGUUUCUCAUUUGUGGUGUAUUACUGCUUAAUAAAUAUUGAUUUACCAUUUUAAUUACAUGUUAAUCUCAAAACACAUAGGUGGACAGGGUUAUGGCCCUCUUAAGUCAAGCUGCAAAUUUCCUGUUUGCAAAUAUUUAUUGAGGAUGGCAUCCUGAGAGGGCCGUAAAAGUGAAAGGCAAUCAUUAAACAGAGAGUAUCUGUCUACAAUAUCUGCACAAGUGUCAAUAUGAGCAACGCAGCUUGACCCAGCUGUUAAUCAAUUACUUCUACUACUUUACAGCUGGAUUUAUCAGAGCAAACCCACAGAAAGAGCAGUAUUUAUGUUCAGGAUUUAUCAAUAUUUCAUUUUUAUCUUAAGAAAGGUUUUCUGGAAUCUGUACUACAAUCUUUAUGUCUAUUUCACACUUAAGAUCUAUUUUUACAAGCUCUUUACCAUCAGGAUGGACUGAUUUAUUUGAACCCAGUGAGACAGUAAGAAACAUAAUUAGAAAAUAAAACUGGAUAUAUAUGAAGUGUUUAGAAAAAAAAGCUUUAACACAGCCAUGUUUAAUGCAGUCCAAAAUCAGCCAAUAAUCAUAAGACUAUCGCAUAAAAACUCUGAAUUGAAGUCUGACAGAAGAUCAUUUUUAGUAGACUGUAUAAAAAGGUUUAAGAUCCUUUGUGAGUCAUAUUGGUUAAAGUGGAAACUGUGCCACAUUUUCUUUUUCGGUGUUCACACUGUGACGACCCUGAGACAGUUACCGCUUCAUCAAGUCUCUCAUCUAAACCUUGAAUUAUUGUGGCCAAAUGAGCAAAAAGUGAAGUCGAUGUAUAAUAGUUGAGUCUAUUUAAGCUUGUUGAUUAGGUCUCAAAAGUCUGGGAAAGGAGACUUUUGCUUUAUACGCCCUGAUCCUGGACUGUAUGGAAAUAUGGUGUCAAUUACGCCAAUGCAGAGUGGACACGUAAAUGUUUGUAUAAAGUUUAUUCAUUACUGAUAGAAUUAAAACUGAAAACUCUAACUUUUUUUAUGAAAUCUAUCUAAAUGUUCACAUAAUUUACAGUAGACCCAUUAGCUCUGGUGAAAAGGGUCUGUAUAAACCUUAAUUUUAAACUGCGGGUCAUUUACUGUAUUUCUUCCUUUUUGUUUUGCUAAAUGAUACGCUUUUUUUGUUUGUUUUUUGUUUUUUCUUUCUGCACAAUAAUGACUAAAUGAGGAAAAGCAGCAGUUUAAAAAUGGUGCAACCACCCCCUGCUAAACAUUGUCAUUAUACUCUUUGUAUCCACUCUUUGAAAAUGGUAAAAUACUUUGUACACUCAGCACACAUUUUAGUGUUGUGCUGCUUUCAAGAUUGGAUUGAAAGCUUGGAAUCUAUCAAAUGAGACCAAACAGAUAAAAAGCCAACAUUUUAGAGCUAGAGGCAGCCAUAGUAUCCACGUAUAGCAGUCAAGAAAUAAUUACACAUUCACAUCACUUCCUGUAGUUACAAACUCCUCAAAUUUCUUGGUAUAGUCAGUAAAAGCACAGUACACAAUAUAAUACAAUAAACUAAUUUAUUCAAGUGUGUUAUUUUUGUUGGGAUGACUAUCUACAGAUUUACAGCAGUCAGUAGUCAGCCGUAAGGUUAUACUACAGCAGUGAACCUCAGGAGUUUAGUAUGCAUCACUCCCCCUCCUCUCUUUCAGUCUCCCUCCCUCUCUUCCUCCCUCCCUUUCUGCUGCUCUUUUUCACUCCGGUUCUAAAUGCCUCCAUCACAAAGAUAUAUUGAAAGUGAGAAUGCAUUAGGAUGAUUGGAAGCUGAAAGAGUAAAGCCUCUUUUUGCAGGGAAAAGCUGUAAAUGAGGAAAAGUAAACAAUAUAAUUUUAAUCUCAUCCGGCCUAAACAAAAUAAACAGUGUGUAAAACAUCAGCUUUAGAUAGGAGUGUGGAGGGUGUGUGUGUGUGUGUGUGUGUGUAUGUGUGUGGGUGGGUGUCUGAGAAUAAUCUGUGCAGUGUGGAGGUUUGCAUGGCUUGUUCCUAACAUCAAGGUUGCUAGUUUAAUUGAGCCUGCACUGGACCCAGGGCUGAGAGAGCAGGCAGAGGAGCAUCGAUAAACUAUGAAAUGGUUCCAAUAUGGUGGAUCGAUGGGGCUUUGUGAGCAGCUCCCCGGGGGCUUUGAUUUCCCUCUCAAACAACAAUCCAGGAUCUCUGCUCUUCAAAGGCUAACUCCAUCUCUGCUGUUAUUGUUGUUGUUGCUUCCCCCUCUUCCAUGUUUGAGUGAUGUCACUGGGGUCGAUUUUAUCCAUGUCCAUAAAGGCUCUCCCACACUUGAAUCACCCGGGAGACGGCUUCUGUUGGUCUGUGCAAUGGUAACAACGACCAAUAAAGGUCAAUCUCCCAUGGUAAUGGCCAAUUGGGUUAGUUCCCAUUAUUGGCCCUCUGAGUAGUGGUCAACAGAUGGAGAGCUGGCAUCACUGACACAAGUUACACUCCAACCUUAAGGAGGCUCAGUUCUGUCUCCCAGCACUAACUCCCCCGUUAGCUUGUGUUGGCCCAUACAUCACUCCGUCAUGUGCGGCUCCUGUAUAAGCAGAGCCGUCGCUCGGCGUAGCGUCACAGGAGCGCUGCCAGGGAGGGCUAACCGUCUAACCAUUUCAGCUAAUUGCCUCAUUAAUGAUUCACCGGUGUUAGGCUGCUCCAGCACUUCGCUGUGGGGAGCAAAUUGUUCUGAUUGGUUUGCCUCUGUCAAUUAUUGAUGAGGCAGUGAGCUGAAGUGCUAACACCUGGCUUUGGAGGUCCAAAUGGCCCUGCAUUCCCAUCACACACUCGGUUAUCACACACCCUGGGACCACAGUCAGUCUUGAGGAGCAGGAGUCUUGACUGUUGCUGUUCUCAGAGUGGAUGUAGCAGACCCCGGGGCGAUGGCUGUAAUCUCAGCUGUGAGGAUAUUAGCUCAUAGAGCACGGCUCACUGCUGUGUAAAAGGUGGACAUAACUGAGACCAUGCAGCUCGCAGUGAUUUACGCUCAGAGUGAUAGAAAAACUGAGGAAAUGAAAAAAAAAGCUACCACGAAUAACAUUGUGCUUGAUGAAGAGUAAGCAUCUCAACCAAAAUACAACUUUUUAAGACUUGAAACUUGUGAUUUAGCCUCUCAGCUAGGGAUAUAUGCAUAAGGAUAAUAUAAUAUUUAACAUUUUUCAUUCUUGCUUUACAAGUACAGAAUUUUAAAUGAUCUUCUGACUUUAAAAAUAUUACUAACAAUGCCAAAAUUUAACAGCCACCCACCUCUACUUGGGCUGUAUGUGCAGUUAAUGUCUGUAGCCCUAAUAACUCUCUACAUCAGGAUGUUAACAGGCACAGAUGACCUCAACUCAACUCAACUUUAUUUGUUAAGCACUUUAAAACAACCACAGCUGUACAAAGUGCUGUACAUAACUAGACAAAACAACAAGAUAAAAACCAAUCAAAAAACAAUUAAAACAAUGGAUAAAAUAAAAGCAGAAUUAAAUGUAUUGUUUCAAUGCUUUUAAAAACUAAUUUAUAAACAUAGAAACAAAUAACUAAAAACAAACCAUAAAACACUAAAACAGGAGCCGAGUCUCAUGGAGUGUUAAAAGCCAAUGAAUAAAAAUGGGUUUUAAGACGACUUUUAAAAAUGGACAGUGUGGGGGCUUCUCUAAUUUGGAGGGGUAGCUCGUUCCAUAAAAUUGGGGCUGCAACAGAAAAAGAUCUAUCCCCUCUGAGCUUCCGUUUGGACCUCGGUACCUGCAGGAGCAGCAGAUCAGCUGACCUGAGGCACCGAGCAGGGGUGUAGGGGUGGAGAAGCUCAGAGAGGUAAGAUGGAGCCAGACCAUUUAAAGAUUUAAAAACAAAUAAAAGAAUCUUAAAAUGAACUCUAAAAUGCACGGGUAACCAGUGGAGGGAGGCCAGGAUGGGAGUAAUGUGCUCCCUCUUACGUACUCCAGUUAAGAGCCGGGCAGCUGCGUUUUGAACUAACUGGAGACGUGAGAGGGAGGACUGGCUGACUCCAAAAUAAAGUGCGUUACAGUAAUCCAGCCGAGAUGUAACAAAGGCAUGGAUUACUGUUUCAAAGUGCUUACGUGAAAGAAAAGGCUUUGCCUUCGCCAGCUGCCUAAUAUGAUAAAAACUGGAUUUCACCACGGAGCUAAUUUGCCUAUCAAAUUUAAAAUCACUGUCCAUCUUAAAACCCAAAUUUGAGACGGUUGGCUUUAAAUAAUCUGCUAAAAUACCCAAGUCUACAGGAGGGGUUUCACAAGGGCCACUGGGACCAAAGACCAUCACUUCUGUUUUUUUUUCAUUGAAAUUUAAGAAAUUCAAAGCCAUCCAGGCUUUGAUGUCUUCAAGACACGCCAGAAGUGGAGUGAGGGAGAAAGCAUUUCUCUUGUUAAGUGGCACAUAUAUCUGACUGUCAUCAGCGUAACAAUGAAAUGAAAUGCCAUGCUUUCUCAAGAUGGAUCCCAGGGGCAGCAAAUAUAAAGAAAAGAGCAGGGGCCCUAAAAUCGACCCUUGUGGAACCCCAUACGGCAGUGGAGCAGAGCUGGACUUUGUAUCUCCAAGACUCACACUCAUUGUUCUGUCUGUUAAAUAUGACUUGAACCACUCUAGUGCAGUACCACGGACACCUAUAAGGUAGCUUAGCCGAGCCACCAGAGUGUUGUGGUCCACUGUGUCGAAGGCUGCUGUUAGGUCUAACAGAACAAGAACAACAUAAUCACCAGAGUCAUUUGCCUGGAGGAUGUCAUUAAAAACUCUUAUUAAAGCAGACUCCGUGCUGUGGCGAGUUUUAAAACCAGACUGGAAGACCUCCAAGACACCAUGCUCAUCCAGAAAGGACUUUAGCUGGACAUGAACAACUUUCUCUAAAAUCUUUGAAAUAAAAGGAAGUUUGGAGAUGGGCCUAAAAUUGGCCAGCACACUGCAAUCAAGGCCUGGUUUUUUGAGUAGAGGCUGCACCACUGCAUGUUUAAAACCUGGCGGAACAACACCAGAGGACAGACUGCUGUUUAUGAUAGCCAGAACAGACUGACCUAUGCAGGGGAAAACCUCUUUAAACAGCCUGGGAGGGACAACAUCACAGGGAGAACCAGCAGAACCUCUUAAUAUGCAGCUGUUUGUUUGUUUGUUUGUUUGUUUGUUGCCAGUAUUUUGAUCUUGAAAAUGGAUGUUAGUUGGCUGUGUCUGAUUUGACUGGCCAACGACCACUAAACUGAGGCUAUAAGCAGCACAAGCAUGUAGACUUAAACUUGGAUGGAGGACUGAAGCCAGGUGGUGCUAGCUUAACCAAUUUUAGACACGAUAGCCAUUAUAUACGUAGACGCCUCCUAACAUGCAGGAGUGUAAUCCAGCGUUGCCACUGUAUAGGAUGGGUCUCCUCACUCCAGGCUCACAUAAGAGCCAAAUGGAGUCAAUGGAGACUGAGCAACUAUGCCCAUAUUUGUGCACUCUAUGGUUGAAAAAAAAAACGAAGCUGUAUUGAAACCAGAUCAUGUAGAAAUACAUUUCACAAGUAAGACUGAAAAAUAGUUUUGGUUGUUUUUACCGUGUGACAGGGUCCGGUAUCAUAGCUACAUCUCUGUCGUUUGUAAUAAACAAAACUGUACGGAAAUUGGGCAGAAAUUCUGAGACUUAAUAUUAAUAUGGUUGGGCAUUCCUAGCUACCUUAAUGCACUGGGGGGCGAAUGGGGGACCUAUCCAAGAUGGCAGCUGCAACGAUAUGAGAGCUCCAAUAGGCAGCAUCAGUCUAUGAGGCAUCUAAGUGUAUUAUGUCUAUGUUAGACACCGCCCUCAAAUCGCUUUAACAUAGUUUGCUCCCAGACCCCGUGAUCCUAUGUUAAGCUGUACUGUAUAAAUGUUGCUAAGUGUUGACUGUUUCCCAAGUGCUUUCUGACCUUUAGAUUGGUUGGUUGGUCAGAAUGUAAAUUUCCGUUUAAACGGGAAAUUAGGAAAUUAGUUGCUUAGUUAUAUCCCCACUCUUAACCCUAUGGGAAAAAGUUUGCAGAGGUCAUAAUUAUUAAAGAAGUAGGGAUGUUUCCUGGUCCAAUUUCAUAUGUUUGUCUUUCUGUAAUCAAAUCAGUCUGCCAGUGAGAGAGGAUGCAAGUUUGAGGUGCUGCAGUAACGAAGCCCAGGGGCUAAACCUCAUGCAUUCUACAUUGAUGAUACCACAAAUAAAAGUUAUAUACAAUGUCUAAAAAAAAAAAUGAACAGCCUGGAUGGAACUUUUUUUGACGCUUUAAAAAAAGCUGCACCUGGCUCUAUCCGUUUUACAGUAUUUCUUUAGAUAUAACACUUGGUGAAAUAUCUUACAGCCAAUAACUAACAACAUCUAUAGACAAAUUGGGUGUAUACUUGAAUAAAUUUUACAGGCAUGACUGGAGCUCUAAUGCUAUGCAAUGUAAUGUCAAUACUUGCUUUGUUUAUGGUGAUUUAUGAUGGGUGCAGGCCUGGCACCUUUACAGUAGGGUCAUGUAAUUGGAUCUCCAGCACACAGUAGCUGAAUUCCACCACACUCUGUAUGUCUAAUGGCCCACCCACAAAGCGCUCCUUCUGGCUACAUGAAUCAUCCCUGCACAGGCUGCAGAGGGGUCUCUCCAAACUUUGUGUGCUGUAGACACACUAACAGACAAAAGAGCGAGUAUUUCCAGAGGAGUAAAGCAUGAAGACGUUAAAUAAAGGGAAGUAGACAUGGAGUAGACUCAUCCACACUGAAUCUGCUCGUCUCUCUCUGGCCUUAAUUGAAGCUGAUUAAAGAGUCACCCCCUGUGCUGACGCCACUGUCACUCUGAAUCUGAGCCAAGUGGGUUUGCCAUGUACACUCACAGGGUGGUCACUCUGCCUUUGUUUUUACACUGGCACCAGUGACAGCAGAAUUCACCCCACCCCCCAAAUACACCGACUGUGACUCACUGUGUGUCACCAUAAAGCCUGGUCUGGGGGUCGUAGUUACAGCUCAUAAUGUGGACUUCACUCAAUGCCUCAUGAAGUGCUCUACAUGUGUGUUUGUGUGUGUGCAUGUAAACACUACACACUAGUGUGUGAGAGGAUUCUGGCCUGAGUCACUCUAAUGAGUUUUCUUCUUUUCUUUUCCAACCCCUCGUUUCUUCUCCUCUCCUCUCCCUCUUCCUUUCUCUUCUGUCAACAGAUAACCCGACAACUGCAGCGAUGACAUCAGAGCGGCCGACCAAUCGCGAGCAGACACCUACAAAGCACAACAUUCAAAAAUGACUUCACAGAACAGAAAGACGAGACCUGCUGAAAUCCCUCAAAAUCCCCACAGCGAAAUUCUUGAAAGCCUCUUACCACUCCUGGUUCCCUCCCUGAUAUUUUACCUCCAGCUUUUUUCUACAAAAUACGAUAAAAGAAGAAAAAAACAGACAGACUCAUGAUCAUGAGAUGGUUGAGACGCUGGAUAAAUACACUGGAAGGACUAUUUUCUCUUUGGUGGGAGGAUCCUUGAUGCAUGCUUCUGUAAAUAGAUCAUAAUAACACCCUAUUCUUAUUCCUUAUAUAGGAAACAUACCAAGUCACUCUCAUCUACUCCAUCAACCGUCAUGCCAGUGUAUCAAUGACUCAUGGUUUAAUAUUUCCUAUAUGAAGUCAGUAAUAUUCUUACCUCCUCAGAAACCAUGUAAUUAUCAUUUCCAGUCUCAUUUCUAUCUAUUUGGAGUGAUUUGGACUGUAGAAAAUUUGUGCUUCCUAUUCUUCUUAUCUCCCUUCCUUACAGCCUAGUCUUCCUCUUAAAUAUCCACAUUAGUACAUGUAAAUAGAGAUGAAUGAAGACGACAGCAUGGAACAGAUUAUAGUGUAUAUUUACCACUCCCUUAGUAGAUCUCAAACCUCAGUAUGUGGAUAUUUUAGACCAACUUUUGAAAAGUUUUAAGAACCUGUUUUCUGAUAGCUACAGACGUAUAGUCCCAGGUAUUUUGACACUUUCCUGUGUAUAUGAAUAGAUAGUCAUUCACUCCAGGUAAUGUGAUUCCUUGACACUCUUACAAGGGUUAUAAGGCAGCAGCUACUUUGGCGUCAUGUAUCAACUCAAGCAGGAAAUAAACCGUCAAAGAGGAACAGCAAAAUGAUCACCCGAGCUUUGAGUCUAGCAAUCAUCCGGUAUUAAUUUUUAUAUUUCUUUUAUAUGUUCUCCCGAUAUGUAUAUUUUUAUUCUUUCCAGUUGCAAUAAUCCCCCUCUCCGUCCCCCUGAGAGGGCUGUAACUGCUGUAGCAAAGCUGCUGUUAACACGAGAGGGCUCUGAUCCUGAGCCCACACCACCUAUUUCAUAGCAAUGUAGACAUGAGGACUCUGGUUUUCAUCCUCUGUGGACUCUGAGGAUAUCCAAAUGGACUGAGAGAUAUCACACCAAGGAAGACCUCAAAGUCUGCACCACCUCUGGUGAAGACAGGAAACCUUUUUUCAAGGACAACAGGGAAAAUGCUACAUUGUUGAAAGCCUCAUCUCCAACACCGUUCAUCCUCUACCUCUCAGCGUGUGCUGUGCAUCAUGUAAAACCAUGACUUACCGGUGACCCCUGCACCCCUCUGUUCCCUAUGGUCCUCUCAGUCCACUCUUGUGCUGCAUGUCUGCAGAGCCUCAUGAGGAGAGAGAGUCGCUCUGCACUGAAUGCUUCUGACGGACGCACGAGGCGAAAGGGAAAACAAACGCUUGUACACUUUGACACACUCAUAGAAGUGCAUGCAGACAGGUGCACAAUCAUACACAGCGCCACUCAGAUAUGUUGCUGUAUAUAUGUACACUAUAUCCACUAUGUAUAGUUUCAGAUGCUGUACUCUGCAUGUUGACUUGUAGAUGGAACGUGACCAAUAUUCAUAGCAGAGGUUUUGCUGGUUUGACUCUGUAAACCAAUGCAAGCUUUUGGUAAGCUCAACAUCUCUGUACUUUCCGAAAACAGAGAGUAACAUACCAGAAAUGGUUGCUACUGCUACUUUUUUUUUUUUUUUUUUUAAAUACAUGCCCUCGUUUGCCAAACAGUCACCCUGAUAGGUUUAAAAUUCUUUGAAGAGGCACAUACAGUAACCUCCUCUUUGAUGUCAGACAGAACCUGGCCAGGGCGAGCGUGGGUAGCUGAAGGAGGGAAGGUGGGGGGGAGGCGAACUGGGGCGCUCCAAUUAAGUGGCAGCACACAAAGUGGCAUGGGGCAUCCUGCCAGCAACUGUCUAUUCAUCCUAUGUCAAAGGGAUUUGCACAUCCCAAUGAGUCUUUGCGCUGCCAGAGAAGUCCAGAGUAGAGAAAAGAAGGAAGGCUCAGAAGGGACAAUGAAAAGAAGCUUGAAUUUGAUUUAAAAAAAAAAGAAAAAAAUCAGGUUGCGCAGCGCUCAUGUAGAGGUUUCCUCCUGGACUGUCCACAUAGAGACUCAUCUGAGCUGCGGCCACUGAGGAGAGUUCAAAAACCCCUCGACCCCAAACUGUUACACCGUCAUGCAGCUCUCUGGUCUGUCACAACCUCACGUCCUAUUUGAGGUUAACACUGUGAUAAUGAGCUCGGCCCUCAGCUCCACCAGAUGUUCGGCCUCGUGGUUAAACACUUGUUACUCUUCUUUACCAGCGAUUCUUUACUGCCUGAAUUCUGCAGCUGCUCUCUUUUAGGCACAUUUGAGAGAUUUGAGAGGAAAAGAUCAAAUAAUUAAAUCAUAAGACAUCCAGUUAGUGUGGCUUUUAUUUUUGUUUAUUCUAACAGAACACAGGCACUGUAGGUUUCUUAAAUUGCAUCUCCUCUUGAGCAGCUGAAUCACAAGUUUAACAUGCUGUCAGAGCAGCCCGAUUCACACAUGAAGGUGUUUACAGUCACCAAUUAAAACAACAUGAAAAUAUGACUUGGCGGUGAUUAGUUAAAGAAGAUUUCAGAAAAAGGAAGGAUGAAGAUGUCACUCAAACGUGCUGUUAGAAACAAGACAGUGAGGGAGGGGGGGCUGAUCUUUCCUGAGCCUCAAGGCUUUCCACUUUCAGAGAAGUCAAACAAAGCUCUGUGUCUGUACAGCUGCACACAGAUUAUGACAGGUUGUUUUCUGUACUUUUCAAUGAGAGGAGAGGCGACAGUUUGUUCUUUAAUCUGGCGGUGACCCUGACCAGGGUCAGUGCGCGUACUUAAACAUCCGUGGAUGUAAAUGUUCAUACACAUAGAGGCACAUCCUUGCUCUUUCUCUCUCUCUCUCUCACACACACACACAGACCUACACACACCAUGCUAAUCUAAACAGCACGGCUGUAUGUAAACAGAUCGUCGACAUAAUGGGAUUGUUCAGUGUGCAAACAAUAAGCUGUUAGCGUAAUCACAGGUCAAAGAUAUAUUACCCAGAGGGCCACGCUGUAGGUAUAUUAACAUGAUGGAUAUGUAGGAGGGAGGAGGGGGGCAGGGAUACGGAGGAUAUAGAGCGCUACUGAUUCAGAUUUACCCCCUAUUGGGCCCUGUCCGCUGCCUUUCUCUGCCCUGCCUCCCUCCUACGGGCCCCGCUUAAUCAGCCUUCCUCAUUCUCUCCUUGCUCCUCUCCCCCAUUCACCCUCCUCUUCUUUAGACACGAGGUCCUUACCUUUCUUCAGCGUUGCUCUGCUCUGAUACCUUCAUUCCUGGCGUCUUUCCUCCCAUUUCCCCCCUUGUUCUUGAUGGAUUUUAAUCUCCUUCAGUGAGGCGCACCAUUCAUCUCUGCGGUCAGUUUGAGUGCAGAAUAAAGCAGCUCCUCAAUCUUCUUUUUGGAUUAAGUAAAGUGGGGUGCAUGUCUGAUGGAAAAACACUAGCAGGACAGAAACAGAAAGAGACAGGAAGAGCAUCAGGUUAGAAAAACACAUCCAGUGAUUAAUAAAACAGCUGUUGGUUGAUAGCUCUGUAAUCUACACUGACGCCUGUUCAUCUCUACCUGAACAUGUGUGUUUUAGUGAGUGCCAUGUUAGUCUAGAUAAAUCCUGUACCUUACCCCAUUUCACAUCCAGCUUAUUAACUUAUCUGUUUUAUUUGAUUACCAUCUCGCCCAUUCUUUCAACUGGUUAAUAAGUCUACAUCCACCAGGCUAAACACUCCAUUAGUGUCAUCACUGGCUGGCAUGUGUGCAAGUGUAUGUGUGUGUGAGUGGACCACUGAAGCAGAUACACAUUGGGGGCAGGCAGAGUAAACACCGGGGCAGAGCAGCGGAGAGAAAAACAACCUGUGUGACAGACAAGGGGUACAAAGGUGGCCGCUCUGAUAAUGACGCUAAUACUUCAGAUCCUCUGUCUCAUGGAUGGUUGGUUCGAGGUGUUUGAGGUUCUUGUACAGACGGCCUUAUUAAAAUAUCAAAUAGUGUGGCUGUCACAGUGUUGAAGAUAGCCUUCUUGUUCAAAAAUGAAGUAUGUGUUGCUAGAAAUAAGCAACUAGUUCGACCAUGUAAUCAAUUGUAGGGGAAGUAGUGGCUCUCCUUGCUACCUGCCACCCCAUCAUAGAGAGGAAGAUGAAGCCACAGCAGCAGAAAACUCAGUAACCAGCUCGUUCAUUAGCUUUUGCCACAGUGUGAGUCUACUACUGCAGCUCAAAUCACGUCAAAGGAGAGGACAGACACAAGUUAAGCACUUUACCAGCACCCAAAUAAGCUUCCACGCCAGUUUGAUGCUUUUUUUAAACACAAUCACAAAUGGCCUAUUGCAAAGUAGUACAUCAACUGCAUUGACUACUAAAAUUAAGGAUUGAUGCCACUCUACCCUUGUCUUGCCUUUCCUAAAUUUGACCGACAGCUUUGUUUUAUUUCCCAGUUCUCCAUGAAAAUCACAAGAACAUCAUUUCCUUAUUGUUUUGGUCAGAAUAAACAUGAGGAGAAAUUCUGAAAUCAUGACAGCUCCACAAAAUAAUAUGAGUAUCAACAUUUCAAACUGUGCCUGCAAGCAGAGGCGUUAAAUUGGGGGGAGUAUGCAGGGCCUGUAUACCAGAGGGGCCCACAAAGAUAAAAUGAUGCAGACGGGGGCCUUAAAGUCUACCUUUGUAAAGAGCCUAUAAAACCCUAUAAAAAGCUAUUUUCUCUGCAAAGAUGUAAAGUUAGUGUCAAGUAGGUGAAUGAUUUGGUUGGUCUAAAAACUACUCUAGAUAUCCUUCACAUUUUACAUUACAAGGUGGAAGGAGCUGCUUGGAUGCCUCGGUUUCUUCUAGUUUUAUUUUUCAAACAGUGAGAUGUAAGGCUUCAUCACAAUUACAAAAAGGGACGGGGAGAUGACAUGCAGCAAGGGGUCAUGGCUGGGAGUCAAACCUCUGACUGCUGGGUCACAGCCUUGGAGGUAUGAGGCACCAGCUUAGAUUACCAGGCCAACUGGUGUCCCAAGAAAAUAUCAGCCAUUUAAAAAUAAAACAGUGUUUAUAAAUAUUUUAAGGAGAGGUUAAACAUGACUCCUAGUGUGCACUGUCUUAAAGGAAAGGGGGAAUAAAAUUAGCAAAGUGCAGAGCCAAGAGGACAAACAUUAAAGUAUAUAGAAAGGUAGAAACACAAUCUGCGGCUCUAGUGGUGGAUCAAUUUAGGAUGGAUACCUAAGCUCUAGUGGCAUGAUCUCAUUCCCAUGAUACUUUUUUAGGUCACUGUCUCUCUGAUUUGCACCUCUAACUUUUAACAGCGUUCAAGGUGAUUCCCGCUCUUUGAGCUUCUGCCAUGCUACCUAAAAGACAAAGCAUGGCUUCUUACAGACAAAGAUGAAUCAAAGUCUCAUCAAAGUUUGGUGAGACUUGUGUGCGCCUACUCUGAGUGAUAAUGUUGUCAUGAUGAAAAUUAAAAUGGGAAAACGUAUGAGAAAGAAAGGAAAAAAAAGGCAUAAACCAGCAGCUCCUUUCACAUACACACAACACUGCUUUCCCCCUCUCGCUCAUGCCUGCACAUGAACACAAACGCUGUUCCUGUGUCUGGUGGGGUGUCACGAUUAACAGUGACCUCAAGCCAGACAUGGUCGGGGUUGUGGGAGUAGGGUCAAAGGUGAAGGGAUUACAGUGAGGCAGUCCAUGUCAACUGCUCGGCUCUAAUCCUGACCCCAGACUAUUACAAAAUGAGCAUCGUCACAUUACUCACAGAAUUACUGACUUGUUCAGGAAUUCUGACUGACAAAGAACUCGUGAAAGGCUCAGAUGUAGCAUAAACAGUGCGACACCAUGGAUCUGAACGCAGAGAUGAGAGGAUUCGGCCUGCUCUAACAGCCAGACAGCAGCAAAGACAGAUCAGACCUCCUUAUGUCACACAGCUAAUGACAGGGCUGAAUAAUGGACCCUUAAAGCCCUUACUCCCACCUCAUUUUACCCCACACAUAAGCUUGAGCUCUGUUAGCCGCCCGCCCCUCACUGAGAUGAGAUGGGCUCCCAAGAAGAUUUGGGGGGUCGGAGUGAAUCGGAUUAUCCAAUAUGCCUCAAUUCGAGUAAAUGCUCUGAGUUGACCUGGAUGUAAUACCACUGAUAAAUGCUGUAUACCAAAUCUUUAGCUGCUGAUUAGCUAACGGAGGAAAACAUCCUUUUAGCGACAAUUAGCUGCAGGGAAAUGGCCAAAUUCUUCAAGUUACUGUUGUAUUGAAAUGCAUCAAAACACAAACAGGCUGAGUUUGUCAUAGGCAGUAGGGACUUGAGACAAACACCCAAGUUGCCACUAUAGAAAUAAAUAAACAGUGAAGUAAUAAAUCGCCAGAAGCUGUGGACAGGUGGCAUUUCAGCCUGCGCCGUUUAGCUGUGCAGUCUGCUUUCUGACAGCUUGAUUUAGACUCUUGCACCUGAGCCAGAAGAGAGAGAAAAUUAACUGCAGGAAAAACAGCUUAACUGGAUUCCAAUUUGCCUGCUUUGAAACACAAUUGAUGAAGCUAAUGGAUAGGAAAAACACAGGACUGACUGUUUUUUUAAGCUUAUUGUCAUCAUGCAAAGACUGUCAUUCAGGGUCAGGUGAACAGGGGGGGAGUUGUUUGGACACCCCCUCACUCUGUCGUCUGAACGCAGCGUUGUUUUUCUGAGACUCUGUCUUUAGGGUGUAGAAUAAAGAUUAAAGUGGCUCAAGGGGAGAUGCUAGGAUACAUGCUGUUCUUCCUGCUGUGAACAGGGUGUAAUCCUUCAGUUUUUUUUGAGAAGUGAAAAGUUUGGAAAGCCCAGAAAGUUACACAUACAUCCCUUCUGGCCCCCCUACAGAGCAGCGAGUGUGACACAGCAGGAGAUAACCAUAUGCUAUCAAAGUGUUCUUCAAAGCUCCCGUCUUUGGUCCACAAAAUUAUACAGUAUCAUCACAUAUACCUGACAACACAGAAGAAACAUAAUUAUGCAGCUCAAUGCACUAACAGGAGAGGAAAACAAUGGAUACCUUAAAAGUAUGUUGUAAGAAAUGUGCUGCCUUUCAACAAUGUGAAUGGGGCUGUUUUGAGUUUCUCGUCUGCACCGACUUUUUAAACUUUUUCCUAAAAAGUAUCCAUGUCCCAAUAAUGUGGGUCAGCUCAUAAUAUUGUAUUUACAUGCUUUUAUGAUACUGCUGCUGCCGGACAAUUAAAAAUUUAUGAUUCCUAUCACAAUGAGCCCCUGCUCUGCUACCAAAGGUUAAUUUGUGCUUGCCUCUCAUUUCAAUUGUACCGCAGUAAAUGUCCACAUUAUUUCCCACAUGGGCCAGGACCAGGGCUUUGAUUAUCCAAAGGUAGCCCUUGGUUGGCUCUGUUAUUGUCAGAGGGGUCGUAAGCUGCAGUAACAGCUUCUGGGGUCUUAUUGCUAUGGCGAUCAGCCCCCUGCCACUUGGCCUUCAUGACCCCAGUCAAAGAUAAGGUUUAUGGGAAAGCACAUUAACAUGCUCCUGCAGUCACCUCGCUCCUUUAUCAAAGGCAGUUCUGUGAAAUCAAGUGUUUAUGGACCCCCGGUGAGGACACAGGGCUGCUGAUUGCCUUUAUUAGAGGUUGAGUGUAAUUGAGCUGGAGGUGGACACAGGACCUGGAGUAGUGGGCAAGAACUGAUGGUGUUGUACUGAUGUUAUUCUCUCUAAAUGAGCAAUAUCUUUAAUGGCUGCAACGCCCCAUGAGCCUGUUACUGCCCCCUGGAUUACAAAUAUUGUCUGCAGUCUAAAUACCUAUACCCACGUCUUCCAGUCCUUCUAGUAAUAUGAUGAUUAUUUUAGACUUUAAAAAAUUCCAGUAAGUUCUAAGAAGGCUCCUUUUUCCAUUGAUUUUAUUAUCAAAAACAAUAUAAGAUUCAUCAAUAAAUUAUAUAUUUACUUUGCGUACUGUUGCAGCUCAUUUUCUAACCCAGGACACCCAUAAUACCAGAAAAGUGGAUUAAAUAUUUCAUCUAAUUUCAUUUUUUUAAAGCUCUACUACGUUCUGCAGAAUUUCACUCUACAGUAUUGUCCUUUGGGUUACGCCAAUCCUAAUAAUUAAAUUGGUUGAUAGUUGGUUUUUUUUUAUUUACUUAUUUUUUAUGUUCUUGCACAUGUGUUACAUUGAUAUGGGCCCUAUUCUGUGGCUGCAAUCAACAGUACAAUAAAAGACAAAAAUAAAUCCAGAGGUGUCAGUGGUGUGCGCCUGCUUACAGCCUGAUCACUGCUGAAAGAUCCUCUCAGUAUGUCUGCAAUGAUGGAUGGUGAUAGCCCUGUGUCUUUGUACACAUCAGGGGGGCCCUACUGUUGUCACUGGACAGAUAGUAGGGAGUGAGAAAGAGAGAGAUGUAGCUGCAGCUUAAUGUCCUUCUCCGGUGCUGUGCAUGCUCUUUCCUAUUUGCUUUUCCCUUCACGGCACGGUUAACAUCGUAAAUUAACCUUUCUUAGCCCCCUGUGCUCAGAGACUGCUGCGCAAUACAGACAAAAAAGGGGGAAAAUAGAUCUAUGUUAUGCAAUGCAGUAGCCCUGGUCAGAGAUGUAGCUUGUUACAGAAUCGAGUGCUUCCCUUUUUUGAGUGUACAGGAAUAAAACAACACACUUUGUUCAGUCAAGCAAACAUUCUAUUUUAUGUGCAUGUCCUGUGUACUCUGCAAAUCGGUAUGAGGCUGCUUUUUGUUCUCCAUCCUAGAAAUGUAAAUGAACCACAUGAAAGAAAACGUAUUGUAGAUCCUCCUCCUCUUCUUAGUUCAAUUCUGUAAAUAGGAUGUAAAUACCAAACAGCUAUGCAUGCUAAUAUACAAGCAAUUUGUUCAGGUACUUUUGUAAUCCAGACUUCUCAUAUGGCAUGUAACGAAGAAAAAAAAAAGAAAAAUCAAACAUGGAAAAAUGUAAUAAAUUGUGAACACAGAUAUGGUUUGUAAACAACUUCAAACAGGAGAAUAUAUGUCUUUGCUGUUAAUGUUUUCUUACUGAUAACUAAUGCAUCGGCCUGCCAUUUACUACAGUGCUCUGCUCAUGUUACCUGUUAUCUUUUUUAUGUUUUAUAAGGUAGGGCUGAGGCAAAACGGACCAUAAAUCUCUGGUUUGUGGAAUUGUUUGGGGAGGGAAAUAGAAAAGGGAAGAAUGACAGUCUCUCUUUGUAUUUUUGUCUCAUUUUCACUGCACGAGAACAUGCAUUCACGUAAUAAUAAAUUACAUAUCCUUAGUGUCUAACACAGCCGAUAAAAUGCCAUGGCAACAACUGUAGCUUAAAAGCAGUAGAAACUGGGCUGCCAUUUGAGUUUCCACACCAAAAAGACAGACCACCAGCUUUAAAGUGUGCUUUUAUUCUGAAAAGGCAUACUAUGUAUUUCCAGUUAACCAAUGCAACAACAUUUAGCAAUCUGAGAAGCUGGUUCGACUCAUUCCAAAUUUUCCAAAUCAUGACUUGCAAGGGGGAGAGAUUUUAAAAUUGUCAGUUUUUACUUACACUAUACCUGCUAACAAAUAAAGAUUGUCUAUAUGCCAAAUUUGCCUCUGCCCUAGCAACUCUAAUGUGACAUUUGAUGAAAAAGCAACAGGAGGAAGCAGGGGGAAAUCUUUUUGGUUUCUAAGAGUGUUUAUUUUCAACCAUGUUAGAACCAUGUUCAAUCCCAAGGCGCUCAUGGUAGAUGGAAGUGUCUAAUUUUUAACCUGUGCUAAAGAUAUUUUAAAUUUAAUAAAUAAUUAUUGUAACAAGAAA